This is a messenger RNA of Podarcis lilfordi (Lilford's wall lizard), 96897 nucleotides long. Lineage: Eukaryota; Metazoa; Chordata; Lepidosauria; Squamata; Lacertidae. The record is from the annotation of a GenBank genome assembly.
GCCUGGAGAGCCUGGUCGCCCCCCUCCCCACGUCGCCUCUGCUGCGCUGAGGGGCCUCCGGAGGCGACUAGCGCAAUAGGACGGCGGAGCUCGCCUCGCUGAGGAAGCCGGCGCCAAAGCUCGACAUCUUGGUCGCGACCCAAGUUCGUAGCCGGGGCUCCCGGGGCUCCGGAGCGCUCUCCCUACCCGUCUCCCUCGCCUCUCGCCUGGGCGGCGCUUGCCCUUCGCCCCCGUCGCCCGCUGGCGGCUCGCCCCAAGCUGACACACGCCGAGCAGAUGUGAGCGAGCCUGGCCAGAGACCCGCAGCCGCUCCGCAACAGCCAGCUCGUUAGCAACAGUGUCCCGCCAGGUCCCAGCGGGAGAAAUAUGUGGCAGCCGGCAAGCGAGAGACUGCAGGUAAGCGAGGGGAAGCGGCUGCUGCCGCCGGUGCCGGAGGCGGCGGUUAUUAGGACGGGGAAAGUGUGGGGGGUGGGGUGGGGGGUGAGACGGAGAGACGCACUCUUCUUGUCAUGUGAUUGCAAUAUUUGUGGCGAAGUGAGUAAGGGGCAGCGAAAACAACAACUUGGCGCCCUCCUCCGCCUGAGCCUGCCUGGCAGAUCCUUCUCUCGCAACUUUCCUCCUUCGCCAGGCGCAUUCCACAACGGACUGGACGGGGCUGAGAUGGGGAGUCUUGACUCCAGAUGUGCUCCUUUCUGCAAAAAGCGCAGAUGACUUGCAGAUCGUGGAUUCUGGGGGCGGGGGGGGGAUCCGUCUCUGGCUCCGAAAGGAGCUUCUCUUGAGUGAGAUGUGUAAGGAAGAAUCCUUCCUGACUCUUUAUAAAGAGUCCUCUGCCUCAAAUCGUUGAAUUCCACUUCUAAAAGGUUUUUUUUUGUUUUUAAUAAAGAAACAUACUGUGUGUGUGUGUGUGUGUGUGUGUGUGUGUGUGUGUGUGUGUGUGUGUGUGUUUGGCCGGGGAAACGAGGGACUGACGUUUUGUAGGGCGCGCAGGAAUUUUCAUUGACAUCUGCUUGCAAACGACGAGUUGAUGGGAUCUGGUUUGGAAUAUAGAAGAGUAGACUGUUAUUGCUCAACCCGUUCCUUCUCCUUCCACCCCCCAUGUUGGCUGAACGUGAUGCUUUUUUUUUUUGUAGAGGAGUCAUUAACAAAAACGAAUCGAGGUCCCUAGUGAGUGUGCGUUCGUGCGCGCGCGGGAGGGGGGGGAGUGGUAGAGCAGGGGUGUUCUUGCUUGCAGGUCUCUCUCUCCUCCUCUCUCUUGCUCUGUCUUUUUUUUCUCUUUUUUUGCUCUAAAAUAUUCUCCAGAUGGUCAGCCAGAAAGACUGCCAGAUAAAUUUACAGAAUCCCACAGACAAACUUUUUGGCAGACCGAAGCUGCAUUAAAUCUCAGAGUAAACUUUGAAGAAAUUCUAAAGUGGCAAAACAAAACAGUAUUGGAGGCCGAAUGGUUUUGAAGGCAUGAGUGGAAGAAAAUAUGCUAAUGCAGAAUAUUUAUUUGUAAGGGAAGGGCCAGAGGUUGGCAGGCAUGUGUGAGGACCUGUAUAUUGGAUGGGAGACACAUGCUGGUGUUUUCUUGCUGCAAGUAUGAUCUGUUUUACAGUGGUGGGUUUAGAGUGUGAGUUUAGAGCACAUAAUAUUGCAGUCUUGAUGGUGCUGAGUUGAUACGGGGACAACUUUUGAAAGUUGCUUCUGUGGUUUUACUAUGAUUCAUCCAGCCGUAAUAUGAGGAGUUAUUGACUUCUCCCUGCAAAUAUUUGGGAAUAAAAGCCUGUUGUAUCCCUCUGAAGAUCAUUCACUGGUAGUUGCAGUAACUCUUUAGUGUGGUCCCCCCCCCCAUUGAGUAUUGGUCUCCUGAAUGCACAAUAAUUAAAAUCCUAUUGAAGCUGUUCAGAUGCUGUAUGCUUUACUUAAGGUAGUAUGUGUGGGCUCCAAAGCACAUGUCUCUUGGAAAGCAAACUGUUCUGGCUUGCUUUCUGCGUUGUGAUUUUUCCACACUAGAAAUAUCAGCUUUUUGUUCAGGGAAUAUUUGGCUAUAAUAACAUUGGCUUCAUGUUUUACAUUGUCAUUUUAGCAGUGUUGUUUUCUAAAAUUGGGCUGUUAUGUAAAACUGCUGGCAAACUAAAGAAAUGAGCAAUAGUUCAGCAGACUUUUAUAAAAGAAGUCCAUCAUCUACCAUUAUGAAACACGCUCUUAAAAUAAGGUUCUUCUGCUCUCCAAGCUGAAGUCCUCAAGCCAUUUAUUUGAGCAUGUAAUUAUCUGGAGUAGAUAAUAGGUAUAGAUCUAGGCCUGGCACCAGGAUCUUAAAAUGUAGAGAUAAAGAUGCCAUUAUAUUUUGCUGAGUUGUAGUACAACUGACUAUAUUUGUGUUGCUCUUCUAGAUAGGUGUUAUGGUUCAAACACUCUUAAAAAAUACUGAUGUUUCAAAGAAUACUGACAUUUCAAAGGUAUCUAACAGUUAUGAUUAUUUCCUUUUAAAACAGAAAAUUGUCCUUGUGACAAUUCAUGUCCUUGAAACUUCUUAAGGGAUCUUGCCUUAAAACUACCUGUGAAUUGCAACUUUGUAUUUGCAGAACAAGAGUACAGUAAUAGAGUGUGUCUACCACUCUUUCCGUUCUAUUGGCCUUCCUAGAUAGAAGCAAAGUACAUUUCUGAAUGCUUCGGUAAAACCUCUUCCUUUGAGGCACUUUCAUGUUAAGAUAAAAAAACUUGAGUAAAAGAAAAUACUAGUAUUUCUUAAGUUGCCCCCCCCCCCCAAAUCAGGCAAACAUAGUAGAGUUUUUAUGGCGCAAGCGGUAUGUGUGUUUAAUUGACUGGGGUCUUGGAUUAUUGGGAUGUGUCAUCUUAAUCUCCUGCUGAGUACUUUGCAUAGUUUCUGAAAAUAGAUUUAGAGAGCUACAACUCCCAGAGUUCCAAUGAGCCGUGGAAGAUAUGAGUAUGCUCUAAUGUCCUCACUACAGAGAGCUGAUGCUCCUCUCUCUCCCAUGUCUUUGGAAGAAUGCUACAAAAAAAGUUCAGAGAUCCUAGCCCAUCCACUCCCAGUCAAAGUGAGGGUGUUGUGGCCAUCUCUAUUCAGCAGAGCAAAGAGCCUCCAAAGAGAGCUUCAGUACAUGAAAUAGACUGUCGCUUUAUUGCUGUGGGAAAGACUGGGCAACAUGGCCAAGGUAAUGGGUCACACUGAUCCCUUUCAAAAACACUGCCUUGCUCAGGACCACAUUAACAUAAUAAGUUUCUUCUUAAGACCUAGGUGUUCAAGGCACGUAAAUGCAUAGCAUUUCUCUUGGUCAAUGAGCUAGGAAUAUUUAAAAAAAAAUCUUCCCAAAGUUCAUUUUUAUAGUGCAGGAACACCACAACUUGAUAAACUGGAGAGUAAACAUAGGAAGCUGCCCUAUUUUUCACAUUUUCUUCUCAUCCAUCUAGUUUAGUAUUGUUUACAUUUCCUAGGAUUUUGGUCUGGGGUGUCUCCAAAUCUUCCCCUUCCCUUUCUCUCCCCACUGCAGACCCUUGCCUACAUCCAAGCUUUUCUAGAACAGUAGUCUUCAACUUUUCAAACCUGUAACCAAAACUUGCAUUUGUAGACCCAGUUUCAUUUUUCAUUUUACCAUAUGGAAUCACAUUUUUUGGGGUGGGGUGGCAUGCAGUUGUGUUAUAUUGAAUUAGGCUAUUGGUCUUGGUCAGGCAUAGGCAAACUAAGGCCUCCAGAUGUUUUGGGACUACAACUCCCAUCAUCCCUGACCACUGGACCACUGUUAGCUAGGGAUGAUGGGAGUUGUAGUCCUAAAACAUCUGGAGGGCUGAGUUUGCCUAUGCCUGGUCUACGUGCUGCAGUGUUCUAUAAUCUAGCCUUUGCUAACAUUACUGCCUCCAGAUGGUUUGAACUGCAACUGCCUGAUAGGAGUUGUGAUCCAUAAUAUUUAGAGGGCACCAGUUUGGCAAAGUCUAGCUUAAUCUGACUAGCACUGGCCUCCAAGGCAAAGUUCUUCCUAGCUGCUCCUUUAACUGGAGUAGGCAGAAGUUAAACCUGGAAACUUUAAAUAUCCUAAGCAUGGUUUGGUGAAUAUUUUACAUAGAGUAAAAUAUUGAAAUUAAUGACUCUAACUUAGCCAUGCUUAUUACUUUCAGUGGGUCUGCUCUGAUAAAACAUAGUUUAAUGCCUUCCAAUUUUUACAAGCCAUACACUAACAAUAAAAGGAAAUAAGAACCGUUGAUCUGGAUGAACAGUCAGAUUAAAAUUAGAUAAAUUAAAUUGCUUCAAAUCUAUAGAUGCUCUCUCAUCUGAAGAUGAUAAAAUAUAGAAAAGUAUGUUUUAAGUUUUUUUUUAAAUAGAAAAAUGGAAAAAGCUCUCUUUUAGAAGGUGAAAAUUGUCAAAUGCUUCUGCAAACCAUACUCAUAGUGAGUGUAUCUAAUUUAAAGCCUACUGUUCUGAGUUGGCAGAAGUUUUUCCCCUGCCUUUCACGUACUUCACAUUUUAAGAUAAUAAAUAUACAUGGGAACAUGAGACCCACAGAAACUAAGGCAAAACAAAGCUUGCUGUGCCCUUUCACUAUAUCAACUUCAUAAAGUUUCUAAAACAAAUACCUAGAAAGAAAUAUCUGAACAUAUUAAACACAGGUAUUGGUCUCUGGCAGAUAUUGUGCCUUGGAGGUUAUAUUAUUUCUGCAGCUGGAACUGAGGGAUUGAUUUCAAAGAAAAGAGCAGAAAAUUUGGAGACUUGAACUGAUGCAGUUUAGCCAAGUCUGAUUUGGUCUCUCUGAAUUUCAAUAUUUUUAGUUUACUGAUCGCCUGCCUAUUUUCAGACACAAUUUCCUCAUUCUAAUACAUGAUAGCCUAUGGACCACUGAUGGCACUGAUGUAAAGGCAAAGUAUACCCAACUGGGGCAGAUUGGCUUACUAUCAUCAUGUCCAAAAUGUGGGUUGGAGGCCAGAUUUUCAGAGCAAAGGAGCACAUUGUUGUGGGGUGUUCAUUUCUACUGUCUGCUGUUUACACCCAAAUGCAUACCCCACCCAGCCAGGCUAUGAUACUGGAAAUAAGUUUGACCAAGAGAAAAGUGCUGUGUAUUGGGGGGGGGGGGCGUUGUUCUAAAAAAUGGACCUCCCACUUCAUACGAUCACACACUAGGUGGAGGCCUUUGAAGACUUUGCUUCCACCCACAAGUAGAGAACUCUGCAGCCUUAAAGGACCAACCCUCUGUCCUGAGGACAGGAACUUCACCUCUAUUCCACAGUCUUCUUCCUGGUGCAUUACCUGCUUCUCUGGACUGUGCAGUGGGCGCCAUCUCAUUCUUGAGACUCGGGAGACUGUGCCUGUGAGGGUCGUGAGUUCUGUCCCUAUAGGCCCUGGUGGUCUGAGAGGUUCCACAAGCUAUUCCUGUCCCUCAGCCCCUAGUGCAAUGGUCUCCCUAUCUUGUGGCCUUGCAGCCUUUUUGUUCAGAUAACUGCUAGAUUCAAGGCUCAUGACAUGGUUGAACAAUGAGAAGGAUACAGGACUACAAACUGUUAGAAUUCCUGCUCCAUGAUUGCAGUCAUGGGAUUUUUGUCUAUCACAUGACGGUAUAUGUUUUGACUCCACAGAGUGGGACGUGACGGAGACAGGAUGUUUGUGUUACUGUGUUCCGUGAAGUGGGACUAUUGUCCUUUGUUCUUUUUCUCUUUGCUGUCUGAUGCUAGAGAGAGAGGGAGCCAUCUUGCAGUGCUCCAUGUGUGUUUAUAUGUAAAUAAAGUAGAUUAGCCAAAAUGCUGAGUUGCUGAGGUCUGUCACGCGCAUGCUGUGCAAACUCUGUGGAUCCCUAAGUGUGCCGGUGUCAGUUGGCAUCGGUUGCUGUGAUGUUUGGGCUGAAGAAAGCUUUUGAAGCUCCCGAACGAAAGACCAGGAGGGAGAGAACAUGCCAGUCAGGCAUGUGUCUCUGCCAGGGUCCUACUCGAGUGUAGGCUGAACUCCUGACACAAACCAUCUUUGCAAAUUAUUUAUAGAACUGGUUGAGAUAUGCAUAUCCAUCACUUUAAACACUCACAUUUGUGAAAAGCUCUUCAUGGAUGACCUCAGACAGUGACUAGUGCCAACUGAGCUGCAAUAUUUUUCUCUGGAUUCAGUUCUCACAUUCAGCUGUCAGCCAUUGUAGUGGAAAAAGCAAAGUGCUGCUUCAGUUUCACUUCUGCUUGGGAUGCUAUAAUGUCUGGACAACAGUUCUAGAAACAUCAUAAUAUCCAGGGUACAUCUACACUGAACUUUGUAGUGUUGCCAGGGCACGAACCGCAUGGUGGCUCUGUCAUUGAAGACUGAGGUAUUCUGAUGAGCCACAGCUUCAUUUCUAACUUUGCAGCCAGCUGUGAUAUUGGCAGCUAGCCAGUUCCUAGUCCCAGAAGGAGUGAUUGUGUUUGCAGUGCUUUGCUACAAUGGUAGUGUUAAAAUGGACAUAAGUGCUGUAGCCUUCAUUGGAACAUUGGAGCCUUCAUUUGUUCUAUUGCAUUAGAACAAAUUAGUUGAUGGUAUAUGUGUUUGUAUCUUUUUUAAAAAUCUGGCACUUGGUUUGGAAUGAGAAAAUAUUUUACUAGAGGAAAACAGGUGAUGAAAACAAUGUACAGAACAGUGUAGUAAUUGUAGUAUAAAAUUGUAGUUGCUAGCACAGUUAUAGCUCAGAGAAUGGGCUUCCUAUAACCAGGAUGGAAGCAGUGAAUUUUGAAAAAUAAUAACAAUUCAGUCCUUGCUGACUGAUAUAGGUGGCUUCAAAUUCUUGUCUAGAAUGGCAGGGACUUUUUAUUUUGGAGAAAAAUAAUAAAGAUAUUAUAACUGAUACCACUGCUUGAGAGUUUGUCAUAUUCUUGCAUUAAGUUUAGACUUAUUUGGAUCUUGAGUGCCUAAAAUGAAGUUUUUGAUAACUUGGAUGAUUUUGUAUUUGUGCAUGGAUGUUAAAGGUGAGGGUUUCCUUUCUCUAAGCUUGUAUUUUCAUCUCUCUUUUAUUAAUCUGUUAAAAGAAAUACUAAACAAUGUGCAGAUGCCUGUUAGAGGUUCUCGUGUUAAUAUUGGUAGUAUGAAGGAAUACCCAUUGAUGGGAUACAGAGACACAUGCAGAAACAUCCUUACUUAGAAAAUACCAGUAGCUUUGCAUUUAAUCUUGAACUUUCGCAUGUGUGAAUUAACUAACUAUGGCAGUGUAUGGAUUGAAGUGCAUUAUAUAUUUAUGGUGUGAUGUUAACAGAGUAAUCAAUGUACUGGCUGAGAAAAUACUACCUUUGUUUUUGCUGUUGCUUCCUAUUUAUUUUCAUACUAUCUAAGCUGUAAGACAAAAGAUGAAAUUGAACAUGUCUGCCUCUCACCCUUAAUUAGAUCUUAAGUCCCACACAGUUUUUCUCUCUCUUAAGGUUGCAUUUGUUCUUAAUUGAGAUGAUGUGAAGAGUGGAGGAAUGUUUUGAGGAAAAACCUUUUUCUUUCUUGUGGCUCAAACAUACAACUUGGAUUGGGGGCGUGUGCAGUGGAUUGAAUAAUCUUACAAAAAAGAUGUUUCAGAAUUUUACAGGAUUCUUAUUGAUUUUGUUCUCAAAACAUGAGUUUUAAAAUGUAUAGCCCUGUCUGUGUCAAAGGCCUGAGACAGAUAGUAUCUCACUGCUCUGGAGGUUGCAUGUAAUAAGACUAGUUACUGUAAAUGUUAGGUUGGUUUUCAUGGCUUUUGGAACAGAUGGCUCCGUGUUCAAAGCUAGCAGAUGUUAGAAUUGUAUCUGUUAUUGUGGUGACAGCUUAGUGAUGAGUUGUUGACAUACUUGCAAAAAAUACCAUUUUUUAAAUUGGAGAAUUAACUUCAUUACUAAGCUAUGUUUUCUGUGUCUCUCAGCACUACAUUACAUUUGAUGAUAAAUAAGCAAUACUUACUAAUCUUCUCAGGUAAAAUGGGAUUUGUAUGAUACAAUCCUCUAUUUACUGCAGAACACCCUAAUUGGCUUCAGGAGGAUUAUUCCAGAGUUACUUAUCGGAUCCACCCAGCCAUGGCAAAACUGUCAUCGGAAAUCAAUUAACUGCAUACUGAUCUUCAGAUUUUGCUCAUCCAAUGCAAAUUCAUCAGUAUUAUUAAUGUGAGAAGUCUGUCACAGGCACAUAUAAAAUUCGUUUUUGCCCUUCUCUGGGCACAGGUAAUCCAUGUUCUUAACAUUCAUUUUACAUGUUUUUAUAUAGCAUCUUAGACAAUACCUACAGUUUAAAACCAUUAUAUUUAAAGCACAUUAUAAUGAAUUAGAAUGCAGCCAUACAUUUUAAAGGUGGCAAACCUGUGGUCUCCACAUCAUUUAUUCCUGCAUUUCAGGGGGUUGUCAACCUGGUCCCUACUGCCCACUAGUGGGCAUUUCAGGAUUCUAGGUGGGCGGUAGGGGGUUCUACGGCACAAGCUGAAUCCUCCUUCCAUCGAGCACUGGUGGGCGGUAAGGAAAUUUUACCAUCAAGAAAGAUGCAUUAGUGGGUGGUAGGUAUAAAAAGGUUGACUACCCCUGGACUAGAUGAUCCUCAGGCUCCUACAGUUCUGUGAUUUACCAUCUUUCCCAUUAGACUUGCUUGUUACCAUUCCACUGAGAAAGAUAUGUUUGUAUCUAAAUUUCCAUUUCCAAGCUAUCUUCUAAGACCACAAGUAGAUCAGACCAACAUCUAUCCAAUCCAGCACCCUGUUUUCUACAGUGGCCAAUUAGAUGCCUAGAGGAAGCUCAUACACAGGACAUGAACACAGUAGCUCUCUCCUGCUGUUGUUCCACAGCAACUGGCAUUCAGAGUCAUACUUCCUCUGAACCUGGAGUUACUAUACAAUCAUCAUGCUAGAUGAUGAACCUGGAGUUAUUAUACAAUCAUCAUGCUAGAUGUUGUUGUUGUUUAGUUGUUUAGUCGUGUCCGACUCGUCGAGACCCCAUAGACCAGAGCACGCCUUCUGUCUCCCACUGCCUCCUGCAGUUUGGUCAAACUCAUGCUGGUAGCUUCGAGAACACUAUCCAACCAUCUCAUCCUCUGUCGUCCCCUUCUCCUUGUGCCCUCCAUCUUUUCCAACAUCAGGGUCUUUUCCAGGGAGUCUUCUCUUCUCAUGAGGUGGCCAAAGUAUUGCAGCCUCAGCUUCACGAUCUGUCCUUCCAGUGAGCACUCAGGGCUGAUUUCCUUCAGAAUGGAUAGGUUUGAUCUUCUUGCAGUCCAUGGGACUCUCAAGAGUCUCCUCCAGCACCAUAAUUCAAAAGCAUCAAUUCUUUGGUGAUGAGCCUUCUUUAUGGUCCAGCUCUCACUUCCAUACAUUACUACUGGGAAAACCAUAGCUUUAACUAUACGGACCUUUGUUGGCAAGGUGAUGUCUUUGCUUUUUAAGAUGCUGUCUAGGUUUGUCAUAGUCACUGAUAAACUUUAUCCAACAUGACUUUGCCAUAAUUCAACUUUUAAAUUCAACUGAAUUCAUUGCCAUUACCACAUUUUGCGGUAGAAAAUUUAAUAGUUUUAACUUUGCUUCCUUCUUGCUGCCCUGAAUUCCCCACCAUUUAGUUUCAUUGGAGGACUCUGAAUUCUAUUACUAUGGAAAGGGGGAGAACAGAUUCCCUGUAUUCACUUUCUCUACACCAUGUAUUAUUUUAUAUACCCAGGCUCAGUUCUACCAUUAGGUAGAAAGAGACAGUCCCCUUGGGGUUAGGGUUGCUAUAGUCCCAAAAGUGAAAAAAUCCAGACAGAGUUCUUGAGCUCCAAAAAAAAUUGGAGGCUCUUCUUGGGUUUUGUAAAGGAUUUUUAAAUAAAAGCAAAACCCCGCCCUACUCAGACAUUUUGCUGAUUCAGCAAAAAUGAACCCAGAUGCCACUUUUGCAGCCUGAUUACCGGAUGUGUCCAGGAAAACUUGGUCUUACGGCAGCCCUACCUUGGGUAGCAGUUGCUGUGAGACAAGGAGCAGCAGCAGAAUACUGGAGGACAGCACUGUGUGUGCAGUGUGACCUGCCUUUCCUACUCUGAGCCAACUCUUGUCCUCGGGUGUGUUGGAGGAUGCUGUUCAGUAACCAGUGUUGAAGUAAGAUUCAAGUACCAGUUCUGUGGAAUCCCAAGUGUUGACUUGGAGUAGGGGGAGAUUUUGGUCUUGCUUUAGGUAGCAGCAUGUCUUGCGUUGGCCCUAUAUACCUCUCAGUCUCAUCACCUUUUUGUCUAAAUCAAAGGUAAAGGUACCCCUGACUGUUAGGUCCAGUCGUGGACGACUCUGGGGUUGCGCGCUCAUCUCGCUCUAUAGGCCGAGGGAGCUGGCGUUUGUCCGCAGACAGCUUCUGGGUCAUGUGGCCAGCAUGACUAAGCCACUUCUGGCGAACCAGAGCAGUGCAUGGAAACACCGUUUACCUUCCCUCCGGAGCGGUACCUAUUUAUCUACUUGCACUUUGACGUGCUUUCGAACUGCUAGGUUGGCAGGAGCUGGGACCGAACAACGGGAGCUCACCCCGCCAUGGGGAUUCGAACCGCCAACCUUCUGAUCGGCAAGCCCUAGGCUCUGUGGUUUAGACUACAGCGCCACCCACGUCCCAUUGUCUAAAUUAAGAGGUUCCAAAUGUUGUAGCCUUUCUUCACAGGGGAGUUCCUUCAGCAACCUAAUCAUGUUGUUUGCCUUUUCCUCACCUUUUAGAGCUCUGCAAUACACUUUUUUGAGGUGCAGUGACUUGAACUGUACAGUUUUCUUUCUUUCUUUUGGAUAAAGUUUUAUUAACGCUUUUCACAAUACAGUAAAAGACAAGCUAAUCUACACAAAGAAUAGUAAAAAGAAAGGAAAGGAAAAAGAGAGAAGAGAGAGAAUAAUUCAGAAUCCUCUCUCACAAGUUUUAACUUUUGUCCCAUACAUAGAAAGGUUUGUCCUCCCAGUUUUCACCUGAAAGCAUCCCAGGCUUCUCCCAGCCUCUCACACGGAGAGAUCUCCACUUCCCGGUCUCUCACACAGGGUCCAGACUGAGAACUGUACACAGUUUUCGAAGAGAAGUUGAAUCUUGACAAUUUCUUCUGGACGCUUUCUUAAUGAUCCCUAACAUGGAAUGCACCUUCGUUACUGAUACUGCAAUGAAAACUUAAGUGUUGCUACAAUUUGUAGCUAAAAGAUGAAAGCAAACAGCUCUUUAACAUCGAUUUUUGUGUGUGGGACGUGAGGGAAGUUGAUUCUUUGUUUGACUACUCUCACAAGUUCAAAGGACUUUAUUUCCUAGACUGUUCUUGCUAUUUGAGUUAGUAUUGGGUUAGGAAACUUGAAAACAAAGCUCUGUGAAUUCAGAGCAGCUCAUCUGGCACCACUUAGGUUUGGGCAGUGCCCUUUUUCUGUGUUGUUUAUACUUUGCAGAAAAUGAACAGCUCUGCAAAAGUGCUAAAUUUGGGAAAUGCUGUGUGACCAAAGAAAAUGAAAGUCUGUGGGUCCUUUGUAGAAAGACUUUUGAGAAGCAGAUCUUAAGAGAUUCAUUUAAAGCAUAUUGCCUUAUGAAGUUAACAGUUCAUCUAAUGAUUGGAAUCAAUGGUUUCUUUGAAAGUAGCUAAUUAAAGUUCUGAAUAAUUUAUUGUCUAAGGCUGCAAGCUUUCACAUGGGAGUAGACCUUUCUCUAAGUUGUAGGCAUGGAGAGACUUGGACUGUCAGUUUGUAGCAGUUUAAAGUUUUGGUUUGUUUAUUUGAAUAUCAAAUGGCAAAUACUUUGAAACCAUAGGAACAAUUUGGUUGCAAUAUCUAAGUAUUUUUAAGAGUUACCACAGUACUUCGUGUAAAGAGGAACUGCUAAACAAUUCUCUGUGCUUUUGUACAAAGGUAGGAUGUUGAUUUCCACCUGGGCUCAGUGUUUGAAAGAGCCAGCUUGUAAAAGUUCACAAUUACCUUACAUUCUAAAGCCUCAUGCAGCAAAUACAACAGAAUCAUAGUACCCUAAAGACUAGCAAUUUUAUCCCUCAAGCUUCUGUGUGCAAGAACUUGCUUCACUUGAUGCAUGGAUAAAGUCUUCUGCAGCUUGAUCCCAAAUGCCUUUCCUUGUGUUGUCACCAUUGCCCUUCUUUGAGUUCCCAGUUCCACACCAUGUCUGAUCAUGGUGAGAAGCUAGGCUUUUGAUAAGUUUUUUAAAGGCCCUGAGGACUUUAGUUCUUCUGUAUUGUCUCUCAGGAGGUGGUGCAAAACACAUCUUUUCUGUUUGGUCUUUAGUUCUGGCUAUUUUUUCUUUUUAUUGGUGCUAUUCCUUCUGGGCUUUCCCCCCUUAGAUUUGUUCAGUUUGGUUCAUUGUAUAUUGCCUUAAGUGCUAGAAAGGCAGCUAAUAAAUGCUGAUGACAAAGAUUUGGACAGUUGAGUGAAGAAUAUAAAUAGAACCAACCAACUUCUGUCUCAUUCUUGAGUUAUCUUCCACCAGCUCUUUAAAUUGAGUUGGAAACUGAUCAUUCCUCCUGUGGGCAAUUUGUGGGCUCUUACUCUAGUUAUCUUAUGCAGGCUUUUAUUUUCUAUCCAGAAUUUGAUAAUGCUCAAACUGAAUUCCUUUAAGCACUUCUUUAGCCUACUUUAAACAUACAUUUCAAAAUAACUUUGAGUAUUUAAUCUGGUAAUUACUAGUUGGCAUUGUAUGUCUGCCAGUGGUUAUACCUCUUUAAUCUUCAUAAGUGUGGUCCUUGCAAGCCUAGUCCUAUGUGCAAAGAAAAGAACAAGGAUUGAGCAACUCUGUUAACACCCUCAUUUUCCUUUCAGUAAACAGACUCAUUACGUAAUUGUGGAUUGUAAAGAAUUGUGAUAAAAGUGCAUCUUUGGCUUCACACAUACGGACACAGGGCUAUCUUGCUUUCUUCAUUUCUCUAUAGUAUCUGGUUUAUAUGAAGAAGGUAGGAGGAAAGCUUGUAUUCUUUCCCCCCUUUCUCAGACAAUAGUUUCUCAUUCCUAGAAUAUUUGUUUGUAUGCCAGUUUUCAUUAGCUCUUAAAGCCCUAAUUGAGCUUCACAUAGAAUCGUAGAAUUGUAAGUUUGAAAGGGACACUGAGGGUCAUGUAGUCCACUGCGCUGCAAUGCACUGAAUUCAGAAAGAGGUCAUUUGAAGUCAAUGCUACAAUUGUGUGUGAAAUAAUGGUGUUUGUUAAUUUAGAAGUCCUUGACUUCUUUUUGUGGAGAGUGUCUUCAGUGAUACAUUGUCUUUCAUUUUUUAAAUAUAAAAAAAGUCAUGUGUGGCCUUGAGAUUAAUUAUCUGAAUCUGUUAAAGUUUUCUAAUAAAUGUGGUUUUUAUUUUGAAAGAAAAAAUAUUUUGUGAGGGUUUUUGGCAUGUUUAUUGAUGGAAUGGGGACGGGGGUGGCGCUGUGGGUAAAACCUCAGUGCCUAGCGUAUGGUCGGCGGUUCAAAUCCCCACGGCAGGGUGAGCUCCCAUCGUUCGGUCCCAGCUCCUGCCCACCUACCAGUUCGAAAGCACUCUUAAGUGCAAGUAGAUAAAUAGGUACCGCUUUAUAGCGGGAAGGUAAACAGCGUUUCCGUGUGCUGCGCUGGUGCUGGCUCGCCAGCUGCAGCUUCGUCACGCUGGCCACGUGACCCGGAAGUGUCUUCGGACGGCGCCGGCUCACGCCCUCUAGAGCGAGAUGAGCACGCAACCCUAGAGUCGGACACGACUGGCCCGUACGGGCAGGGGUACCUUUACCUUUACCUAUUGAUGGAAUGCCAGUUUCAGAUGUUGAGUGGCAUUCUCUAUAAAACUAACCAAUUUUUAUGAUGAUGUAUGUUGAACUUGUCUCUAUGCAUGAGAAGAUGUGCGUCCAGAGAAUAUUAUAUUCCAUUUUAUAAUAGAAAUGUUGGCCCUCAACUAUCACGGUUCCAGCCUUGACCUCAAGAUAUAGCUGAGUUGAUGCUGCUGCAGCCGUGGUUGGGGGAUGACCUGGCUUCCUGAUACUAAGCCCUAGGACUGGUGUUUAGGAGCCAGUAGAACCUAAGCCCAGACUUUUAUGGAUGCCCUUCCCUGAGUCCAAGUCACUUGAUGGGUCAAAUACCUCCUUCACACCCUACCCAACAGCAUGGGAAACCUUUUAAUGGAAAAGUGCUUUAUUUAAGGCCAAGAGCAUGGCACUCAUAAGAGUUUGCAUUUUUUAUACAAGAGGGUGGAGCUUAAGUGGAGUUGAUAGGAUAGAAGGAUUCACAGGGUCCUGGCUACCUCUAGCCUUUCUCAGAGCAAGUUGUUCACUUGGAGCUUUCCAUGGUACUGCAGCUGUCAGACUGUCUUUCUUUGCAAGUGUCUGCAUCAGAUGGUUCAGACCAUCUACAGUGUGAAUGGCUGAGAGGUUUCACUGUAAAUAGUUUCUCUUGUUUAGUCUUUUUGGCUUUUUUAUAACUGAGAUUCAGCAAGGGCUCUUUAAUCUUAGCAUUAAACAUGACAUUUCCAAAUAUCAGAAGGUCAUCUCCCUUCCUUUCCUUCUCCCUUCCAACGGGCAAAGGAAUAACAUGGAAGCAGUCAAUGGACAUUUUGAAAUGCUUGCUGCUAUACAGCUUGAUCAUGUUGACAUAUUAUCCAGUAUUUUAUAGGAUUAAAACAGGUACACAUGCUGGUUGUCUUAAAAGGCUCAAGCAAGCAGCAUUUAUUAAGUAAUUUUGAAAAGUUAAACACAGAAAAAUAGUACCUGGAAAUUAUACCUGUUUUUUUAAAAAAAUUCAAACCAGUAUCCUAUAAUUUUUUAGUCUAUCAUUUAGUCUUUAGCUCCAAAAAAAGUCACAGUGCUUGCCUCUCCCUCCUUUUUUCCCUUCCGUCCCUCCCUCUCAAAUGUCCAAAACUUGGAUCUUAGGUUUCUCUGAGUACUUACCUAUCUCUACCGUCUUUGUUACAUUAUAAAAACAACUCAUCUACUUUGACGGGUUAAUAUAAAUAACAGUAAAUAUACACAGGUAGCUGCUAGCAGUUCCAGAAUUUCAAAACUUGGGCUAUACUACAAGGUUAUUGUUGGAUCUAGUACUUAAGCAAUAAUAUAGUGUACCAGCCAAAUGUAUUUGUCAGAUGAUGAGCUCCAGAAGUAGAUACAUUUCAUAGAUAGAGGUACAUAGUUUAAAUAUACAAACAUUUGGAUAGUGUGUAACUCUUGCUCAGCUCCGUCCUCAACAAUAAAUGGGGUGGGAGCGGCCAUAGAUGAUGCCUUUUUUUAAAAAAAAGUCUUUUCAAUUAUCAGGUACUGGCCUGAUUUUACAGAAGUGAGUAUAAUUAACCUUUGAUUUCCAUAGACAGGCACACAGGUGAGUGGUGGCAGUCCCCAGGGUUUAAGACAGGGGUCUUUCCCAGCCUUGUCUGGAGAUCCAGGGACUGAACCUGGGAUCUUUUGCAUGCAAAUAUGUGCUCUACCACUGUUCUGUGGUCUUUUUCUAGAUUCAUGCCAGUUCCUACUAUGGGUAUGGAAACUUGCUGUAUCUUGUAGGGUGUUGCUUCUGUAAAAAGUCUUGUUCUGUACUGACUCUUGAACUGUUUCCUAUGUUGUCAGGAUCUGGGGGAAUCAACAACGGCUGUACAAUUUUCUUUUUCUUACCAAGUUACUGGGAUACAGGAGUAAUUAAGGGGUUGUUACCUUUGCUGUUGGUCACGAUCUUGUCAAGUGUUAAAUAUAGGUUGUUCAUACCGGAAUGCUUGUUUACUUCAUAAUUUUCAUUUUUGAAAAACAUUUUAACUCAUAGGGAUAGUGUAUUCAGUCAUGGGGGAAAUUCUUGUUUCUCUAGGAAGACCCACCAAAUUGUUGAAAAAAACUACUGGGAUCUUGAAGAAGCCUGAGCUAUUCCUAUAGUGGCCUUAUAGUACAUCUGUUUCUUCAUCAAUCCUCCAAGAAAGUUGGAGUGCUGCCCAUUCCACCAGGAGUUCUUCACCAUUGUUUGCUGAAACUGAGUUGGAAACUUAUUCCCAAAUGAAAAUGGGUCUUUUUGCUACUCAAGCUGGCAAAAUAGUUUGCAGAUUUGGGGUGCUGGUCUAUAGGGAACUAGUGGAGUCAAACAUCUGAUGAAAAUUGAGGAAAUGACCAAUGGACAUUACAUUAAAUACACCAAGGACUGCAAUCCUGUGCAUAGUUAGUUGCAAGUAGGUUCGAUUGAAUGGACUGGGCCUUAUUUUUAAGUAAUUCUACAUUUAAUGUUGGAAUGUCUGUGCAUUAUAUUCUUGGUAUAGCAUCAGAGGCCCUCCUUGCAGAAAGUUUGGCUGAGAGGACGUGGUUGCAUUACUGAAUAAACAAAGUUAUGUUCUCAGGUAGGGAUGUAAUAGAGAAUUUUAUAUUUGAUAAGACAGGUUGCUUACAUCAAGCUUCAGCUUAAGUGGAUGUAUUGUGUGUGCAUGCAUGUGUGCACCAUAGGCAAUAAAAGACAAGGUAUCUCCAACUUUUCUUGCUCUAUAGUUUCUUCUGUUUGUCUGGAGAGUAAUAGACUGACCUUUUGUUUCUCUGUUAUGGUUUGAGGCUUUUGGCAUAUCUGAAGCUUUCCAAGAUAAACUAAGCGAGUGUGGCUUGGCAUUGGAAAAGCUUAUGUUGAAUGAAACUAAAGUUUCGGCAGCAAUUACUGACUGAAUUAAAAUGUUAUCAACUGAGUUAUGGAUGUGGUUGUGGUCACUCGGGAAUAAACCCUGGCCUCUUGUAUAUGAAUAGUUCAAAUGUUAAUGUUGGUUUUGCUAGAGCAAAAUCAAUCCCACUGAAAUAAAUGGCUGUUAUCCAGAAUUUGCUCCUCCAGAAGAUUACACAAACAUAAGAGUUAUUCGUUGUGUUAAAAAGUACUGAAAUAGGUUAAAAUAGAUGACCAAUCCUUUCACAUCACACAAUAUGGAUACAUUUUCCAAGGGAAAAUUCAUAUAAAAUAUUUCAGAAAAGGAGCUUACACUUGUUUCUCCACUCUUCUCUUGUGAUGUUCAGAUUCCCUGGAGUCCCUGCUGGAAUAUGCACAUGCCUAUCUGAAGAAUGGAAUAUAUUAUAAUAGCAUGUACUACAUGCUGGUCUUGCUUGUCAAUAUAUUAUACGGUAACUAGAUAUGUGGCUGAGAGAUGUAGCUGGAAUUUGCAAUAUUGCAUUACAGUGGUACCUCGGGUUAAGUACUUAGUUCAUUCCGGAGGUCCGUUCUUAACCUGAAACUGUUCUUAACCUGAAGCACCACUUUAGCUAAUGGAGCCUCCUGCUGCUGCCGUGCUGCCGGAGCACGAUUUCUGUUCUCAUCCUGAAGCAAAGUUCUUAACCAGAGGUACUAUUUCUGGGUUAGCGGAGCCUGUAACCUGAAGCGUAUGUAACCUGAAGCAUAUGUAACCCGAGGUACCACUGUAUUAAUUAAUGCUCUUUGCUCCUCUCCUAGAUUUUAAUAACUCUAAAUCUUAGGGGAUCAAUUGCUCCAUGUGGAGAAACUCUCAUGCAGAAUUAUAACGCUUGUUCUAGCUCUGCAGGUAGAAUUCUAGUAGGUCUUGUAUUCUUUCCUAAAUAUUAGAGGUUUGAUCCAGACUUAAUAAUGCUUAGGGUAGACCCAUUGAAGGCAAUUGGACUAACUUAUGUUGAUUUUAUUGGUUCUGUUCUAAAGUUGACCAAGCCUGGGUCCAACCCUAGCAGUCUUUGAGGCAAUGUGCAAAGUUCUCUUUGAUGACACAGAACACUGGCCCUGGCUGCAUCAAUAACUCAACACAGCAUCUCCCAGUUGAACUAUACUGAAAAUGCCCUAGAAAAGAAGGCAAGUUAAAAACAACCACCAGUACAAAUUUCUUUAGCAGCACAAGCAACCAUUUGGUUUCUGAGAUUUCUUUUUGUUUUUUCACAUUUGCUGGAAUAGCCCAUUAGCUGAUACUAUAACAUCCAGUACAGUGCAGCUACAGCCACUAAAGCUUUCAAUUAAUACAUUUAUUUGAAAUGAGUACUCCCUGACUUUCAAGGACAUAGCAGGAGCUCCUGCCUAGUUUUUAAUGUAUGAAGUUUUAUCCAGAGGGUAGCCUAAGUGCUUAUUACCGUGCAUCGACAGAGAACCAUAUAAUCAGAAAAUGAAAAUUACCAAGGAAUGUCUGCUGCACCAAUGGUUUGGAAUGGCUAUUCUCUAGCACAAAAGCCUGAGCAGGAUUGGCUUUUCCCUCUGCAUGCUCUUAUUUUCUUAUAAAAUCUGUAAUAGGUACCACAUGUCUAUGGAGAGGAUUGAAGCAGAACACAAUAGCUCUGCCGCUCAAGAAAUAACCAGCUUCUAAGGAAAGCUAAGAUAUAGUCUUUGCAGUUACAUGGCAUGGUGAAUUUUGUCCAAGUAUACUAUAGUAGUGUUCUCUCUUCAAAAUUUCUGAAGAGCUCUCUUAUAACAUCAGUCAGGAAAGUAAUAAAAUAUGACAGGUUUGGGGAGAAAAACAUUGUUGUACAGUAGAAUGGGGAGGGGGGGGGGAAUGUUAGCAGGCACAGAAUCCUUAUCUAUUACUUUACUUUUGACUUCCUUCUUUCUGUCUCUUUCUCAUUUUAUUACAUCCUAUUCUAUUUUUAAUGUUUGGAAUGGAUUUACAGGCCUUGGUUUAGGAACAUCACUGGUUAGUGCCAUCCCCAGAAUGCCUGAUAAAAGUUGUACCAAAUGAUAAAACUUCUAAAAACAGUUCAAAUAUAGAUGCAGACUUAGAUCAGAUGCAGAUUCUGAUUAAGAUGUCACAACAAUUUAAGAUGCUGGCAAAGCAGAAAAUUGGCAAAUGAGAGACAAGGAGAAAGCAUAUAAGUUUGAGGCAUGCUCUUGGUUCUCCAAACCAGGUGAUGUCUGAAAUGAACCUAUCUAUCUUACUGAAGGCACUGGAGAAGAUGGCUGUCUGAAAGCUGAACAAGAAAUUAAUAACGGGAGCCAGUGCAGCAUAGCAGUUGAUGUUGGACUAGGAGUAAGCUUAAGAUCACCGCUCAGCUGCAGAACUCACUGUGUGAUUUUGGCUUAGACAUUCUAUUUCACCCUAGCCUAUUUCACAGAGUGGUUGAGGAUAUAAAAUGGUUGGGAAAGAACCAAGCUCAUUCAAGGAAAAGUGGGAUAUAACUAAACAUCUAGAGCUCUCUCUUAAGAAAAGCCUUAGAGAUGACUUGAUCUUAAACUAAGGAACAGUUUCAAUCCUAUCAAGCAGAAAAGAUUAAAGACGGUUUAUUGAAAGAUGGAAAAUCCAGACAUUGAGAGAGCUCCUAUGCUUUCAAAAGUUGCACAGAAAUUGAUUUGAGCUUGCACAGCUAAGCACAGGAGGAGAUAUACAAGUUCCCCUGGAGAACUGCCCCCAGCUGGAUAUGAAGUGAUUUAAUUUCACUGGUGAUGAAUCUUCAUAGCAUCUGAAACAGAUCUUAAAGGCAUGGGAACAUGAAUUCUCAGCAGCUUAUCAUAUAUUCUGUGGAGUGCAGUACAGUGUUGGGCAUGCACAGUAUUGCUAGACCUAGAACCAUGGUUUGAAAUUGGCUUAGUAUCCUGGCUUGUUAUGAAGCUUUUCCUGGUUUGAACAAAAUGGGAGACUACAGUUAAUUAGAGACUUCCUGGCUUAAUUGUGGCUAAUGUGAAUGGAAGAACAAAAAGAUUGCAUGCAGGGGUGUUGCUAGGAAGUUAAAAAAACUUGGGGCAUGAGUCAAUGGUCCAAACUUGCAUGUGUUAAUUUAUAUGUAAAGAUGAAAAAAAAGGUUAACUUUAGGAGGGGAAAAAACAUCUGGCUGAUGCUGCCAUGAUGUGCUAUGAAUAUGGGAUGCCUACAGGAUUUUCUGGGCUGAGUACAUAUGGACCUUCUGCCACACCCAUAAAAGGUUUGGAAAAACUGCUGCUCAUGUGCAUAUUGAAACCAAAAUGAGUCUUACCCAACAUCUGGCAAGACUCCUCUCUUUGCCCAACAUGUGUGCAUGCCUGCACACACAUGCAGUGGGCUACUAUGAAAUAUGGUAAACUUUGGCAUUCCAUUGUAAUUAGUAAAUUCAUAUCAAUAAGUACAUGUUUCCCCCCCCAUGUCUGCUAUUUAUUUGCUUUGAGGGUGGUAGAGGCCUUAGGAAUGCAGAAAGGCACCGCAGAACUCAAUGAAUAGAAGAUGUGAAAAUGGCUUCUGUUGGAGGAAGUCAUGGUGUUUCUAAAGUUUAAUUUGAGUCUGUUGAAGUCAAUCAGUGUCUUUGUACUGGCUUGAGCUGGCACUGGAUCACAUCCUCUCCUUUUAAAGACUCUGCUUGUAUUCAGUACAUCUGUGAGAAAAAUAAAUAUUUACAGUGUAUUUCCCUUCAGCCUUUAUUAGAACAUAGGGAUAGGAUGGAAGGAAGCAUUAUGGGCAUCUUAACUUCAUAUGUAGACUGCUUCUUAAACAGAAGCUGGGAGAGAAAAUGGAGCAGCCAAGCUCUGUUGUGCCUCCUUUUUAAUUACAUGCUAAAAGAAUGAAAGGGAAAAGGCAGAUUUCCUUUCGCCACUGUAGAUUUGCAUUUAGAAAUGUGCGCACACUGGUCCCUUUCACUCUUUAUUUACGUGAAGUGGUAACAAGUGAAGAAAGUAGCCCCAUCCCUGUCAUCCACGCUUGAGCUGUGGAGGUGUUUGUGCAGGGCUGUAGAACAAGAAUGGGGAGCCACUGGCGCUCCAAAUGUUGUUGGACUCCAACUCCCAUCAGCCCUAGUCAGCAUGGUAAGUGAUCAGGGAUGAUGGGCAUUGUAGUCUAGUGACAUCUUUCUAAAACUGGAGGGAGGCACUACUUGUAGAGGUCUAUGUGCGAAUGCUCCCCUGCCUCAGACCUCCACACAAAUGUGUGGAUGGCUAGACUGGGAGGAGAUUUGUGUUGGGGUGGAAGUAGACUUUAUAACAUUUAUAACACUUUUGAAAGGGGUACUCAAAAAACCAUUUUCCCCAACAGUUUGUAAGUAGCCUUGCUACACCAGUGAUGACUACGGAGAUUGGAGAAUUCCAACGAAAACUGAAAUGGAAACAGAAAUGGCCAUGUUUGUUUGUUUGUUCCAUGUCCAGAACAGAAAUCAAUCCAGUGAAUAUGAUUGGUAUUUGCUGCUGCUGUUGUUUGCAGUAUGUAAAUGAUUCGCAAUUGAUUCCAUUUCUAUCCACCUCCCAAUUUGCAUUGUGUUUCCUUUGCAUUGAAAUGAAUGGGGUGGAAUAACGUAAUGUAAUGACAGCAUAACUUAUGUAGUUUACAUAAUUAGUUACGUAAAUUAUGUAAGUUAGUAAUUCUGCCACAGCAGGCAGUAAGAUGAAUUAUGCAGUUUUGGGUGGAACAAAACAGUGCUGCAUGCGAUGAAUAAAUGGUGGAAAGGAAAAUGAUGCCUUCUUAUAUCCCUAAUGGAGAGGCUAUUAAAAUCAGAAAAUACACAAGAGUGCUUUUUCAGGAAGAAGUCUUAAUAGUAUAACAUUUGUUUAGGCAAGUGCUUUUCUCAAAGACCCUGAAUUUAUUAUUUUACUGAGCUAAAUAUUUCUUUGCUGGAUAGGUUCUAUCUCAAACUAUGUAAUCAGUCUACUAGAUAUGUAUGUUUUUCAUUUACAAACAGUAUUAUUCAACACUCUGUUAUUUUUAAGUAGUUGAGAAAUGGCCAUUUAAACUGAACAUUGAAACUUGGAGUUACUAUGACUGGGUUCAAACUACCUUUUUGUACAAUAGGUGAAGUAACUUUUUAUUUUAAAGGGUUUCGUUUGUUUGUUUGUUUGUUUUGCAUUCUAAUCUAUGAAAAGCACAUUACACCAGUUCCCACACUUCCUGGAAAAUGCCCCACUCAUGACCAAAACACAGAAGAAGGAAAGGCAGCAAAGGGGAGGUCCCAGAGAUGCCUAGAAGUGGAGAAAAGAACAGGAUCUCCUCUGUUUAAAGAUGUGGGAAGUUUUGAUAUUAUGGCAGCAUGCUACUUGGUUUUUGAGAUCUUUGCCAUUUUUUCUUGUGAGAGAUCUUUAGGUAGUAAAAUUAAGAAGAAGAAAGAGUACACAUGGAAAUUGUGUUCAUUGAUCCUUUAAUCCAAAGUAUAACUCAAUUCAGAAAGUUUGCCAUGAUAAUAUCACAGAGUAUACUUGGGAUUUUAGCAGUUGAACUGUAAGGACUGCCACAGGGAUGUUCUCUUAUAUGACCCCAUUUGGAUUGAGUGGGGAAGUGUGAAGUGCACAGAAGAGGUAACUUGAGCAGGAGAACUUCCUGGCAUCUUCCACCCUUGAUAAUGAGGCCGUUGUUUGUGUGCAAGCUGUUCACACCGACCACUUUCUCACAAUACAUAAUUUGUGGUCUUGUUCCUUGAAGAUGGUUUAUAUCAAACAAAACUGCCAUUCAUAAAGGGCCAAGCAAAUGUAGUAAAACAUGAUCAUAGCUGGGAAUUGCUGCAAACUAUGGAUUUAUGUCAAGAAUGUUAAUGAUUUGUUUAUGAAUAAGUGAGCCCAUAGUAUUGUGAAACAUUCUCAGAAUUGCUGAAUGGACAGUUUAAACUGAACUGAGACAAUUCCUGAGCUAAAUAAGCUGUAUUGGUUGUGUGUGUGAAAGAACUGGUUGCAGCUAAGUUUAUGGUUUUAAUAAACAGCACUUUCUUUUACUCAGUCUGUCCAAAUUAUAAGUUGCUGCUGCUCACAUAUAAACAUGGGUUUUCUAUCUUUUUGUUUCUCAGCCCAUAAGGAAUAAUUAUGAACAUGUACCCUUGCAUAUUGUAGAUGAUUAAAGCUGCAUUUUAAAAUCUAGCUGUUAAGAAUCCUAGCAUUUUAGAAAGCCCAGUAUGGAUUUGGCUACUAAAGCAGUAUUCCAGAACCACAGUGAAGAUAUCAGCUUUGAAGUUUAUUAACUAAUAAAUUAUCAUAAACUUUUAAAAAGAUUAUGAACUGCAAAUUUCAUUAAAGCAACUUGGAAGUCUUCCAGGGCAGAAAUAUUUUAUUCUAUAUCCAGGAGCUAUGGCUAUGUGAGCCAGUAAGCAAUGGGGGCAGCACAUUCCAGGAAAUUGGUUAUUUCAGGAAUAUAUGUAGAAAACCCCUUAUGUGGUUGGCAUAAUCAUGAAACCCUGAUGCAGUUGUAACUCUAUAUAUAAAGUCCUUCUCAGUGAGGAUUUUGCAGAGUUUUGCAGCUCACUUGCCAGUAAAUGGUUACAUCAGAGACGUGCUUUACUGAUUGGAACAGCUAUGUACAGAUUGGAAAUGAAGCACAACUUGUUUUUUCCUAUAUGGCUGUCCUGUAAAUACUGUUUCCGCACUUACUAAGCUGAUGGUUCCUGGAGUAUGUCGAGAUUUGAAUGGUUUUCAAAUAUGUAUAACUUUGGCAAACCAUCUAGACAACAUUUCCGUAGCCUAGAUGAGGACAGGGGGUAAGGAUAUUAGAUGCACAGGCAGUGCUCUGAAGUAAAUUGGCUAACUAUGAAAUACUUUCUUCUUUCGGUGCCAAAGACGAGACAUUCUGGAGCCAGUUUUAAUACAUCCACUAUAUUUGAGCAGGCCAGCAUCCAGAGGCAUCAGACUGUCCCUUCUAGUCUAGAUUCUACUCAUAGUAUUGAGAGCUUAAUUUUAAAACAUGCUGAAAUGAAUGGAAGCCUGUCCAUUGAUUUGGACCUUUGAACUGGACUCAUUAAUAGUACUUAUGGAUAAAAUAAAAAUAAUAAUGUUUGAGGUUAUUGCUGCAGUAAUUUCUAGAGGCUGUUAGUGGGCCACUUACCAGAAACAACUUCUUAUAAAAAAACUUUCAUUUCAAAGUGUAUAAGAGCUGCUCUGCUGCAUCAGAGCAAAGGUCUAUUCAGGCAUGCCUGUUUUCUCCCAGCCUGAAAGAUGCCCAUGGGAAACUUGGAAGCAGAUCACAUUCUAUAUUUAGCAUUCAGGCCUUUAAAAUGCUUUCCAUCAAUUAAGUGAGGCUCACAGGUAUACAGCUUCCCAGGCCCUGCAAUCCUUUCUUAAAUGUUCAUGUUAUGCUGGCCAUUUCCUUUGCUAUAGGUAUUGGGACAUUUCCUGUACAGUGAACCCUUUAGUUAUGUACUGCUCUGGAUACGUAACUUGUUACGAGCGUGGCAAACAUGGAAGUGUAUACUUCCGGGUUUUGCCACGCGCGCAUGCGUAGAAGUGGUGCCUCUGCCCAUGGACUUUUCGGGUUGCGGACGGACCCCCGGAAUGAAUUUGAUUUGUAUCCGGAAGGUCCACUGUAUAUGAUUCAUUCAAGUACAGCAGUGAAACUCCUCCAAGACCCAUUUUGCUGAAGGAUGGUAUACAAAUUCACAAAAUGUGUGGAACCUGUAACAGAAUGUAGCAGCCUGGCUUGCUGAUGUUCAGUGUUCUAGCCGCUCUAUUCCAUUUCCCUUCACCUGCUCCAAUUUUGCCUGUUACUUGUGUAUCUUUCUUUUGAUACCCCCUUCCCAAAAUAAGUGAAAUUAUUUCCAGAGAGUUCAGAGUUGCCUAGCCUUGUUUGCUUUUAGCAGCAAGUUCCUUCCCACAAGUACCUGGUGAAGAGACAAAUGUGGGCAGGUCGUAGUGUUCUGGAGAGUUGAUGGUUUGUGGUGUUUGGAAAAGUCAACAAAAUACAGUUAAGAGAGCAUUUUUUAAAAAUCCACUUUAAGAUAAUUUUGUUCUGUCUUCCUACUAGCUGUCUCUUGAAUAUCCAGAAAUGGCAGUGGGUGAUCAGAGGUAUGCAAGUCGAAGGUAGAUUGUAUUUAUCACAUAACUCAAUAAAUGCCCACCAUGUUUUGUUUGUGCAUUCACAGCAAUGAAUGUUCCAUGAUUUCUGGCACUUCUGUCAUGGUACUUGCCACAAACCUUUCAAGGUUUGUGUUAAAAGACUUUGCUGUGUCUGCUUAAAGUGCUACAACCGCUAGGGGGACAGAAGGGCUGCAAGGUGGAAUCCAACACCAUGGAGCGGCAAGAGUGUCACCUCCCUGGAACAACUGAAUUUUGCAGCAUUUUAAGAGACUCAUCUGAGGAAAAGGGUUGCAGCAUUGGUUCAUUUAACGAGAAAGGACCUUAUUAUUUAUUUAUUGCACCUAUAUCCCACCAAUUCUCCAGGGAGCUCAAGGACCUGGUGUACAUGGGGUAGGUUAGGCUGAGAGACAGUGACUGGUCCAAGGUGUGACCUUCAUGGCUGAGUGGUGAUUUGUACCCUGGUCUUCCAGGUCCUAGUUUGACACUGUAAUCACUACUGCACACUGGUUCUCCAAGGUGUGCUGUGUUGGCUGAGAUACAGCCUUGUAAGGGCAUUCAUAAUAAUUGAUUUAACAAAGGUGUUUCUAUGGGCUUCCAAACUCCCCUCUCAGAGUUCGAACUUGGAGUGGACCUUUCACUAGUUGCACUUCAGAAAUAGAUAAACUCAGACUAAGAUUUAAAUAAGUCUACAGCUCAGUCUGGGUGGUUAGUUCCACCCUCCACCCCAGCGGAUGAGGUGCUUCUGGUUAAUUAGGCCUUGCUUGUUUCAGCAGUUUGAUACUCUUAAGGCAUGGGGAAGACAUUGGUCCCAUCAGCAUUUUGGGACUAGAGUAAGUGAGUGGCAAUGUGACCUCAGGUCAGGGAGGUGUUGGCAGAAUGGUCUUCUGUGCAGGAGCUCCUGGUGCAAUUUCCUCUAGUCCUUUGAUUCUUCAAGUUAAUGCAUCAUUCCUUGAAAAGGGGAAGUUGGGACACUUGGUGACAGGGACAAAUACAAGUUACACCACUCGCCCACCCAAACUUUUAGUUUCUUUGAAGUCCAGGAUCAUAAAACAUUAUUUUUUUAACACAUUUUUAAUGAUUUUGAAACAAGUACAAUAACUAUUAAACACUUAUCUGCAACACGCAGUACCAUAAGCUCAUGUUCUCACUCAUUGAACCAUAGCCUUCACCUGAGUUUACCAGGAUGUUGUUAUUUUAUUUUUCUCAGUGGCUUGGAGAGCAGAUGACUUUGAGAAUGCUCAACUUCUUGUGCUGUCAGUUUCUUUCUCUUCUUUUAUCUUUUCUCUGACUCUGGAUCCUAGCCAGUGAAUUUCUUUAUAGAAAAAGACCCUCCUAAUAUAAUACAAUACAGCCCCAGCUGUUAGGAACUACUCUUCCCUCAGCAGGUUUUCAGACACCCAAGCAUAUCUUGCAGCAUCAUAUAGCACAACUUGUCCCUAAACAGAGAUGUAGCCUUACAUCUAUGUUAGCUAGAGUUAUUUGAUCUCUGCGUGAUUUCCUAAUUUGGCUUCUUUGGGAGGCUUCUGAGAAACUGUAAUCUUGACUAGCCUGUUAACAUUUUCUUUAUCCCUCUAUGCUUCACAAUGCUACCUCCAUUUUUAGAUGGUUUUUCAAAGUCACCAGCAGAAUUCCACAAAUUGUUUUCUGGAGCUGAGGUGGUCUGUCUUCCAGAGCUGCUAAUGCUUAAGGUUUAAGCCAUCGCUUUAAAUAAGGACCUAUUCAUCUUCAUGCACUAUUCCCACAACCCAGUUCCAAGAAGUACCAAUGUGAGUGCUGUACGUAUGCUGUGCAAUUGAAACUUGUAUGGCACAAGAAGUAAAACAUAGUUGGGCACUCAUUUUUAUUUUACAUUAUUUACCCAAAGUUUUGCAUACUUAUUUAAGCUGAUCGCAUACUUAUUUAAGCUAUUUGGACCUUUGCUGUUCUGCAAAAUGGUGAAGUGUUAUAUUACAUCAGGCAAAUAUUAGACCAUUUUAGAAGCAUGGGGCUUUAAAACAAAUGAAUUCUGUUCUUCCUUGAACCUAGAUAGUCAAUAUAAUUUCAUUUCCCCAUGCUUGAAAAAGUGAUGGUUUUACUUUGUGAUGACUAGUAAGAGAUGCAUGAAGAAGCUUUGAAGAAAACAGUUCAUUUGCAUUUGUUUCCAAUAGCAACUUCAUUGAUAAUUUCCCCCCGCCCUGAUAAUCAGAUGUGGUUGUUCUCAGCUGAUACUAUAAAUGCUGAAAUAAAAUAGUUGAAAAUUAAAUCAAUGUUACGUAAUGCUUGUAACUGAGAAAAUAUGAAAUUGAUAUUCUCCCUGGGCCAGAACUCCACAUAACAUGAAACUUCUUUUGCAUUAGUCUAUCUCUUUCCCCCAACUUUUUGCUCACUAGUUCUGAGAGAUUCAUGACUCUGUAUGGUAAAAGAUCUGAUCCAGUAAUCUUUCUAUAUGCAUGUUUAGAGGAUUUACAGAAACACUUUGGAAAAGCAUGUAUAUUUCAAGACAAUCAGACUUUGUUGGGCAACUUUACACUCCAACAUUUCAUUGAAUUUGAUAGAGUUGUAGUUAUUGUUCCUGAGUGAUACGAAAGCAUAUGUAUCUUGCAACAUGUGCUGCACCAGAUCUUGGGCUUGUUUAAGAUUAACUCACUACUUUAGAUUAUUGCCAAAACCUAUAGAAAAGUAAUACAAUAGUAGAAACCUGCUUCUACCCCCCGACCCAAAUUCUGAUGGUGAUCUGAGGGAUUAAAAUUAAGGCAUCCAAGAAAAUAUGGAUGAUGCAUCUAAAAUCCAUAAAGACCAUAAAGGAAAUCUACCUUCUAAUGGGAGUAUGUGGGGCGGGGAGAUGGCUUUAACUUUGAUGAGAGGCUGGUUUUCAGUAGUUUUACAUCCUGAAUUAACAGCUAGUUUUCUUAAGAAGCUGGUCUCUCUUUUUCUGUGGAAGCUGGAAGACACCUCAGACUCCAUUUUAGUGUUUAUAUGGAGUAGCUUGGCAGCUCUGCCUCCCUAAUCUCCUCAGAAAGCAUCUCCCUCUUCCUUUCCCCUCCCUAAAUAAGGUUGUGCCAUGGUUGCCUUGGCCAGUCUGCCAAGAUGAAGCUAUAUAGCUGAAAAGUAAGCAUAGCUAUACAAAUAGGUCUCUUCUCUAAUUGGCUAUACUUAUCUCUGCAACAUAUUACCUGUCUUCAUUUGUGGCUUUAUAACAUUGUGCAAGACUGUAUUGGUUGGAACAGUUUGCCUUCUAAAUAUCUUUGGCUGUGAUAUUGGGGCUAAUAUUUACAUAUCAAAGUAGUAGCAAAAGACCAAAGUAUGUGAAAUGUGAUCUGGCUGAGUCGAUAACGUGAGGAAGAUGAAACGCUACGUAAUUUAAAAAAUGUUCAUAUUAUGUAAACAUUCUGUUGAACUGGUGAUUACUUUAUCAUUGACUAUCAAGGUAAAUGGACAACUUUUCAAAGUCAGAAUUAAAGUCAACACAUUUGCUGUGGGUAGUAACCUACAAAAUAAGUUAAUAUUCAUGUUUCAAAUCCCAGACAUCUGCCUGGUUUAUACUAAUGCUGAGCAGCUGCUGCUUUUCUUCCUGGAUUGGAGGAGCAGGUGUAUGCCCGUUUCUGGUGGCAGAAAACUCACUCUGAAUCGGACUGAACACGGGUUAGAGCUGAACGUCAAGCCAGCAAUUGGUGAUAGUGAUGGCGAAGAGGACCUUCUUCACCGCCUCUAUUGCAUCUGCAGAAAGCAGCAGCAGGAGACUCUUUUAGGUAGCAGUCUAAUAAUGGAACCACCUCCACCACUGGGGCCUGGUGAGGACCCCAAGAUCUCCUGCAAUGAUUUUGCAGUUUUUUUUCAGAUAAAGUCACUCAGAUUCGGAAAGAGGUAGACUCCACUGUGGUAGCAGGACCAGGGCAGGAGAGUGCUAGAGUCCUGUCUAGUGAAGUUGCAUGGGAUCAGUUCCAAUCUGUUAUCUCUGAGGAUGUAGACAGGCUGCUUGGAUGAGUGAAACUGACUACUUGUCUCCUUGAUCCUUGCCCAUUCUGGUAAUUGGGAGUGGCCACUGAGGACAUAUAACACAUGUCCUGAAAGACCUAUGUUGGCUCCCAGUACAUUUCCAAGCACAAUUCAAAGUUCUGGUGCUGACCUUUAAAGCCCUAAAUGAGCUUGGUCCAGUAUACCUGAAGGAGCGUUUCCAUCCUCAUCUUUCAGCCCGGACACCGAGGUCCAGCUCCAAGGGCCUUCUGGCAGUUUUCUCACUGCGAGAAGUUAGGUUACAGGGAACCAGGCAGAGGGCCUUCUCGGUGGCACCCACCAUGUGGAACGUCCUCCCAUCAGAUGUCAAGGAAAUAAACCAACUAUCUGACGUUUAGAAGACAUUUGAAGGCAACCCUGUAUCAGGAAAUUUCAAUGUCUAAUGUUUUACAAUUUUUUAUGUGCUAUAAGCUGCCUUGAGUGACUGGGGAAACACAGCCAGAUGGGUGGGGUAUAAUAAUAAUAAUAAUAAUAAUAAUUAGUAAUUAUUGCCUCAACUAUGUAUUUCAGGUAGCAUAUAAUGUAUGUGCAUCAUGUGUACUGUGACAGUGUCCCAUCUGCCCAAUUUACUCCUCACAGAAAAUGUUUUUGAAAACUUAUGUUAGCAUUUUGGGUGUUUAUGUGCCUUGCCUGGGGUGCAAAAUAGCCUGGUACUGGCACUGGUCAUAGGUGCAUAUGCUCUCACCAUACAAAAUGCUCUCACCAUACAAAAGGUGCACAUACGCCUUCAGCACUGCUAGAAAGAAUAAUCAACAACUGUUUUUUAUACCGCUUGAUCACUGAAGUUUUUAAGCAGUGUUCAUAAGAUUACAAAAAUCAUUCAAUGGGCAAAAUCAAUUAAAAUCAUAAUAAAACAGAAAGCUUGCUUAAAAAUGCCUGCUGAAAUAGAAAUGUUUUUGUCAAGCACAUGAAGUUCAACAAGGGACUAACUGAUAAUAUAAAUGUGCUUGUUUGCUUCCGAAUCUUCUUCCAUAUAAUUUUUCUAGUUUAAAAUUGGGAAGAUGAGAGAAGAUUAUAUUAGCAGUUAUGCAGCCUGGCUCUGGCAAAGGCUGCUCUCAGUCUUAUGAAUCACUACCAAAAUUAGGUCUGGUCUGGACAUAUAAGUUAAGAUCAGAACAAGCCAAGUGUAUGAGAAAAGGAUGGCAAGCAAAAUGUGUGACAAGGAAAGAAUUUAGUACCAACUGCUGACUUGAAAGUUUGAUGGGAAAUAUCUUCGAACUAAUUUCAGUGUAUUGGAUUAACAUCAACCUUAAUCAUUUCCUUACUUUUGUGGAGGUUUUUGGGAAACUGAACUGCUUGCACAAACAGUAAGCAAAUAUUGUAGAAUCUGUCGCAUGAUACAUGAGUAGGAUGGCAAAGCAGCUAUUACUUAUGCACACUUUUCAUGUUUAUGGUUUUUCAAGUGUGUAACCACUUACCAUUAUGAUAGCUUUAUUUAUUUUGGUCUGUGGUUAACUUUUCAUUCAAGAACUUUUCAUACUGUUUUGCCAGGGUCACCAAUAUUGUGUUUAUGUAAAGUAUGCUAAUUGUUUGUUGCUGAGAACUUCCCAUGAAAUUUGUAUAAAGAAUUCUUAUUACAUGGCUUUUGUAAAUAAAGCAUCCAUGGGACAUCUGUGAUUACAUAAAACAAAAAUAGAUGGGGGACACUGAGAAAAGAUAUAACCGUGUAGUUUGUAGGCUUAAACUUGAAUGCACACCAAAGUGUGGAUGCUGCCUGCUGGGGCUGCAUUGCUUUUAGUGAAAUGCACAUAUUGCACGUUGAACUGUAUAUUCUGUGGAGAGUUAUUCAGUGCAGGUAGAUUGCAUGGGCACUCAGACACGCAGCAUGCCUUUGAUGCCCUGUGCCACAAACUAGAUAUAAUGAGCACUCAUAUUGGAGUGCUCUGUAGACUGAUAGCUGUGGUCUUAUAUAUACUAGCCUUUUGCGCUCUUUCACUCUUGUCUGAUGUUCCUAACCCUUCUUUUAGACUUUCUUUGCUUCUUUUGGAUUCUUAUGGACGUUUAUAUAUAUUUUCUGUUUUAACUCAUUUUAGUGGUUUUUUAAAAGUAGAUUUUAAAUGACUGUACCCCUCCUUCCUUAUGCUGGUCUGUGACCGUAAUAAAGUGUUGAUUGGUGAUGGACUGGUAGUUUAAAGGCCCUUUUGAAUGGUGGGAAUUCUUGGAGAAAGUGAACCUGAGAAUGCAUAAUGUUAUGUGCUUACCACUACCAGUGCCGGAUUUAUGUAUAAGCUAAACAAGCUAUAGCUUAGGGCCCCACUCUCUUGGGGCCCCCCCAAAAAAAUUAAAAGAAAAAAAUCUGGAUACUUCUUCUUAACUGUAUUUCAGUUCAACAAUUACUUUGAUAAAAUACAUACCGUACAUGCCGGCGUAUUAGGCGACUGGGUGUAUUAGACAACCCCCCAAAUUGGCAGCUGCAAUUUGGGCGUUCAUCUUAUAAGCCCAGUUGCCUAAUAUGCUGGGCAGCUCCGUGCCGGGAGAAAGCCGCCUUGUGUGGAGCGGAGCCCGCCACCGGCUGCAGCUGCUUCAGAGCCGCCGCUGCAGUGGGCGGGCUCUGCUCCGUGACCCCCAACUAUUUAACCUCUUUUCUGGGGUUAAAAAGUCAUCUUAUACGCCAGAAUCUACGGUUUUAUUUAUGUGCAAAUGGCUUUAGAUACCUAUAAGGUCCAUAAAUUACCAUGUAGCAUAUAAUUCAACACAAAAAACAGCAACAAUUUGUUGUUGAUAAAGGACAGCUGGACCCAUUACCUUCAGUAGCUUAGGGCCUCAUCAAACCUAAAUCUGGCCUUGACCACUAUCAUGGGUGGUGAAAAUCUUGAGCUUGACUUCCUUUUGGAAGAGUGCUUGCUGGAGACAUAUGGUAUUUUGAAAUAUUUGAUUUAUCUACAAAUAUACAUAUAGACCAUAGAUAGAGGUGGGAAGCUCCCAGUUUUGGGACCAGAUGCAGCCUUACAGGGCUUUCCUGUUUGGCUUGCUAACCUCUCCCUAGUCCCCAGUCUUCUCAGGCCUAUUUCCCCCGCUAGUGAACUAUUUCCCGCUGAUCAGAGGAGUGGCGUGGGGUAGGGAUGGGGGAGGUCAUUGGAAGGGCUGCUCAGCUGUUUAGUGGAAUCACCUCAGAAGGAAGGAAACAAGGGAAUGGCAGAGUCUCUUGGCAGAGCUACCAAUGGAGUUAGUCUGGUUUUCCUGUCCUUUCCUCCUCACUAAAGCUUUCUGUGGCCCCAGAAAUGUAAGAUAUGGCAUAACAAUGUAAGAUACGGCAUAGAAGUUACAGAGGAAAGGGGGAAUUGAUGGAAAUCAGAGGGCUACCUUCCAUGAGCUCAAGAGCAUUCUAUUUUCACAAGAGUAGGUUUGGAUCCAAACCAGUCUUUUCAAUGUCCUGUGUUAUGUAUUUUCUCUCUUCCUCUCUCUCUUCAUUUGUAAUUUGAAAAAUGAAAAAGAAAAGCAUAUAUUUCAAACCUCCCUAUCUUGGAUUUUUACAUGAACUUAAAGCAGUUUUCAUUCCUUCCAGCAUUGUUUCCAUGUCACUGCACAGAUCAUUAGAACAAGUCAGGUAGAAAUAUUGACCUUCACGUUCGUUGUCUUGAAUUUAAACACAUAAAUUCUGCAAAAUAAAAUAAAAUCUUCUGUCUUUUUUUAUUCUGUUUUCAUUUAGCACUUUCAGACCAUGUUGAAGACUAAGCUAAAUGUCUUAACCCUUCGGAAGGAACCUCUCCCCACAGUGAUCUUCCAUGAGCCAGAAGCCAUUGAGCUGUGCACCACAACUCCAUUAAUGAAAACCCGGUCACAUGCUGGAUGCAAGGUAUCUAAUAAUUCAAAAUCCAGGCAACAUGCCUGUUGUGGAAAUAUUCUGCACCAAUAGAGAGACAGUUGAAAAGGGGUGAGAAAUUUAAACACCUAUAGUAUUUGAACAGCAGUAUUCAAAUAUUUGUUCAGGGUGCUAGAUCCAGGCUAAAGUUAUGCUUAGAAUAGGCCCAUUGAGUAUCCUAAGUCUUGCUGAUUUCAUUGGGUCUGCUCUAAGCACGUUAUGGGUCUUAGUCCAACCCAUUAAGUUCCACAAAAUUAAAAACAGAAUGUUAUUAAAUCUCAGAAAAUUUUACUGUGAAGCAAAUUCACUCUGCAUGAUCCCUGGACUGGUACGAACCAUAAUCAUAUCCUCUGUUAGCUUAGGUUUUUAUUCUUCUUUAUUUUAAUUUGGGCAGAUUCCUCACUGACAGAUGAGGAAGCUGGAACCUAAAAAUUGUUGACCCCGUGAAUCAGAGGUAGGAAAGUAGAUCCAGUCAGUGGGCUGGAUUCUAACUUCCCCUACUCCCUGCAGUGUGUGGGAUCACUUUCUGGUCAGUCACACAACAUUGCAAUGAUGUCAAGCAGAUGACACAUGUCAGUGUUCUAAUGAGAUUGCUGAAACUACCGUUCAUACAGCAAUUUCCUUUGAAGGUGCGUGAUCGGCCACAGGAACGCACCUUCAAAGCGGGUUGUUGUCUCUGCCAAACAGGCAUUUGCCAGUUACAAAAAACACCUUUGAAACCUCCAUUUUCCACUGCAGUGCAGCUGAUCCCAUUGGGGCUCCCUGGGACAGACACUGAGUCCCAUAGGAUGUCAGGUGUAUGGCAGGAGGGGCUGUUUGUGAGGAACAGCUUCACAAGCCAAAUUAGGACCCAUUCCAGGCCUAAUUGGGUCUGUGGGCCAGAGGUUUCCCAUCUAGGCCUUGAAAGAUUCUUAUUUUAAGAACCACACAGAAUCAAUUCUUAGAGGUUGAAACAUUUUAAGAAAUACACUUAUGAAUAAUAAUGAUAAAAAAUUGGCAGAAACUUAGCAUGUUUAAGGUCAGAGGUUGCAGUCCCUGAGUAGAUGGGCUGCGGAAGACAUCUCUACCUCAAUACCAGGAAGGUUGCUGCUAAUCAAGUAGAAAGUGCUGGGCUAUGUGGACACAGGUGAGAGUGAGGUUUCCAUCAGUAAAAUGGGGAGGGAAGCAAUAUGCAAUGAUUCCCCCUCCCUCUGCACCCCCUGUAAAUCUGUUCUGGGGUGUCCUUUAUAUGGGGAAUGGUCAAAUAUUGCUUCUCUCUUAGUUCUGUUGAUGCAAGCCUUAUUGUCAGCUGAGUGACAUGUUUGGCUACAACCCUUAGCUGUAUAAGCCAGUUUCUUGCCCCAAUUUUUAUCCUUUAUUCUAACAAAUUUCAUUUGGUUGGUCCUUACAUUUGGGGGUUCACUCAUGGAAUAGAGGGGAAUCUUUAGCUCAGUAGGUGAGACUGUUUGUAGCUCUGUGGUAGAGUACGUGCUUUGCAUGCAGGUAAUCCCACAUCCAGUUCACAGCAUCUCCUGGCAAGGCUGUGAAAAAACUUCUGUCUGAAACCUUGGUGAACUGUUGGCAGUCAGACCAAUGGUCUGGCUAUGUACAAGGCAUCUUAUAUCCUAUGAGAGGCCAUUUUUACCACUUGCCCCUGCAGCCUCUUCCUCCACAAACAUCUGCUCUGGAGAACUGGGGACCCUCCAGAACAGAAUGGGAGGUGGCACAAAAAUUGCAGGGUGAAGGGAAAGCUCUCUUUUCUUUGUGAAGGAGUGUAUUGGAUACAAGCCACUAACUUGAGUCACCGUUUCAUUAUUGUGUCUUUACUUUCUCUGUCAAAAAUAAUUUAAAAAUCUCAUGUAUUAAUGGGAAAAACAAUUUAUGUGUUUAUACAGUCAGCUCUGUUUAUAAUAUUUAACCCUCCGGAGACAAUGUAGCUGUGGGAAUAGGAUCAUGAAUUUGUUGAGACUUGUACCGUCUUAGCAAAAAAGGGCUCUUAUGCAUUAGCAUGUUUGCAGAGUCAAACAUACAGUAAAAUGUAUUGUAUCUUCUGCUAUUGAACUUGAAUUCCACAUUAGCAUUCUUCAUAAUCCACACCCACUUCAGCUGACCACACCCACUUCCUGGCAUAUGGCCCAUAGGAAGUUGUCCAAGGCUGAAAGCAGCCUGCAGACCAAAAAAGUUAGCCACUUCUGCACCUAGGAAGUUUUGGAUUAUUAACCUUUCCUUCUGGGUCCUUGAAUUCUGCAGUUUGUGAACUGCUCAUUUCUAAGGAGAGUUAUAUUUAUUGUAUGGUUGGGUCCUACUGAGCUUUGAUGUUCAUGGGGUUCUUAGGAUUGAGCAUUUCCAGAAGAAAAUGUCAGAGGAACUGAACAUAUGAAUAGUAAAAGAUAAAACAAUAGGUGUUUUCGUAGCAAAAUAUGUUGACCUUGAAAUCAGCUACCAAGUUGGGGUUACCUGUUUCCAUGGGGGGAGGUCUUGAAUGAUUUCUCAAACUCAAAAUGGUAAACAUAACAUAUUCACUGGACUGCACCAAGCAAUAAAAUAACUUUGAGCUAUUGUGGUGGCAACACUGGAGACCAAAGUGGCUACUGGAUACAUAAUAAAGAAGGAUACAUUUAUGGAUACAUCAUAAUGAAGGAGGUCCAAAAUGGUGCCCAUUAUGGCAGAAUGCUUCUGUGUGUCUGUCAGAGUAGCUGAGUUUUCUCUGUGGGUACAUAUGGAUUAGCUAGUUGCCCAAUGCUUCAGUCCACACUUAGUCACUUUUUGUUGAAAGUCCUUAUACUCUUGUGGUUACCCAUCACUAUGAGAUUGCAGGUGAACUAUCACAGCUUACAAAGAGAUGAACCCUCCCCAAAACAGUUUGGCUGUUGAUGCUUGACAUGGGAUGGGUUGGCUCUUGUUUCAAAGCAAACUUUAAGCCAUAUGGUAUGGCCACAGAGAUCACUCCAGUCUCAAAGAGGGAGCAUUUGUGAUAGCCACCAACAGAAGAGAUUUGGGGUGGGUGGGAAGAGAAGCAAACCACCAUUUAAGUAAAACAAAUCAUAGUCUUUGACCUAUGUCCUGGCUUGUUAAAACAGUUUAAGGCUUAGCAUUUUAUUCAAAAGUAGUCAAAACCUAUGUUACUCGAGUUUAGAUGCAUUUUAUGUAUGGGGUGGUUUGCAUCAUAAGAUUAAGCGCUAACCAUGCUAUACUUUUUCUGUUUUUGGUACUGAAUCUCCUUUUUAUCAUGUAGCUAAGUCAACAAGCUUGGUCCUUUCCCCUUGUCUGCAGUUGUUUCCAACUGAUGUUUUAAACUCUGUUUUUUGACACUAGUAGAACAACAACACAGGUUGCUAUGAAGACAAAAAUGGCAAAACCUGAACAGUGAAACAGAAUAUGCCAAUUCUUCAUGCCCCUAUAAAUAACAAAUCUCCAUGCACAAUAUUCUGAUUGGGAAAAUGGCCAAGGAGAGAACAGGUGUCUUGGUGUGCCUAUUUGGCUUUGACCAGCAUCCUAAUUAUUUAUUGAUUUCCAAAGUGUCAGAAUAUAUUGUGUGAAAAUUGCUGGCAGAGUUUGUUAAUUUUCAUUAGAAAACACUUUCCUUCUACUUCAGAGGCGCACAAUUAUAUUUAAAUUUGACGUUUGAAUUUCUUGAUAUUAAAGGUAGCAUGCUCCACUUAUAGUGUUCAUGCUAGUUUCUGGCAGUUUCUUUACAUUAGACAAGAACUAGCACAUAUUUACUAUAAAUAGCAGUGAAUAAAUUAUGGUUUGACUCUGAGCUGCCACCUCAAAAGUGCAGCUUACAGGUUAGAUAGUGGUUUUGCAUUGUGUCCCCUUGCACCAGGUCUGGCAAUUCACAAAGCUGUUGGCAUUUUCCAUUAGCACUUCUAUACUGGUCUCUUUCCACAAUACUCCAAACUGUUUGGAAUGUUUCCAAAUAGUUAAUCCGCUUGGGAGAUUUCUAGAAUUACCAGCAACAGACAUUGUCAGGAUAUGCUAGCCCUGUGCUACUCUGAAAGCUCAGGUGAUGUAGUGUAAAUAGUGUUGACAUUCUGUAGAGCAGGGAAAGUCAAUGUGUUGCCCUUCAUAUAUUGUUGGACUCCAGUUCCAAUUUUCCUUGAUCAUUCAGCAUGCUGGCUGGGCCUGAUGGGAUCUGGAAUCUAGAAAACAUAUUGACGGCACUACAUUUAAUUUCCUUUGCUUCAGAGCAGGCUUCUUCAAGCUUGAAUUCCCAGAUGUUGUUGCAUUACUACUCCUAUCAUCCUCAGUCAGCUUAGCCAGUGGUUGGGGAUUAUGGGAGUUGUUGUCCAACAAUAUCUGGAAACCCAAGGUUAAAGUCACUACUAUAGUGAAUGUUUGUCUUGAAAUCACUGAUCUGCCAUUGAGUACAUUGUGCAGGCUUAUACAGGUUAUAUAGUCUUUCAAGCUAACCUACUUCCACAGUGGUUGAGAGAGUGAAAACAGCCCUGUAGUGGUUCUGGGGGUUGCUCGUGCGUAAGCCGGUGCAAACACCUGGCUGGGUUGCCUGAGUGAACCUUUUCUGUCCAGCCACUCACCCGUGGCUGUCUCAAUCGCUGGCAGAAUCUGUCAGUGGACGUUUCUUAAACUUCUUCCAGCAAAUAAGCUCUUUGACGCCUAGUCUCCUCCUACUCUCUCUGCGCGAAAGCCUUCUGCGCAAGGAGGGCGUAGGCAGCGGAGGACCUCUACUCUCCCCGCUGGUCCCCGGCAAGGAGUCAUGGGACCGCCUCGCCGCUUCCCCCAUCUGCCCCCCUUCUCCACUGGUGCUACGCUGAUUCUCUUCCCCAGAAGAUGGGCUGCCUCUCCCAAUCCCGGGACGCUCUCUGGAAUCCCUCUGGAUUUUGCUCUCUCCCUCUGGCACUGAUGGCAGUUCCCUGACAAGCCCCAACUAUGCCGCCAUAAGCUCCUCAGUGAAGGGUGCAUUGCAAAUAAGACAAGUAAGUACUUUGCCAUUUCCCCACAGUUCGAACAGACAUCAAGAUAUCUUGCUUUCUCCCCCUCCCCUCUCUGAAGUCAGGAACUUGUAGGAAUGAUUCUUGCGAAUUGUUAUUUUCAAACCACUCAUUACUCAAAUGCAAAAUGACAGAGGUUAAAAAGGUUGCCUGUAACUUGUGGGGUUGUGUCGCAAGUUUAAUACUUUUCUUAAAUUCUUCAACGUGAAACCAGUUCAGUACAGUCAGUGAUCAGAGUCAGUUCUUAUUUCAGUCAGAUGUUUAGUCGUCCUUUUUGAAAAGCAAGUGUUGUUUGUCUUGUUUCCACCACACUACCUGACAUCUUCAUUUAACUUGGACUGACCCUUCUGUCUUAAGCUUAUGAUGAAUGGUGCUUGCAUGGCUCAGGUGACAAUCACUCUAGCAUAUAGUUUUGCAAAAUGGCAUUUGCAAUUGUAUGGUGGUGCGUCUUCUUAAAUUGGAAGAUUGCAAACUUCAAGUUUUUAUUUCCUCUCAGCUCGACAUGUCAUAUUGACUAAUUUUGGGAAGCAGCUUAUUUUACCAUUAUUACAAUUGAAGUUUUGGAUGUGGAAUAUUAUUUCUGUAGCAGGAAUUACAGUGUUACCCUUGGAGGGGAAAAAAGAUACCCAACCAUUACUUUAAUUGCUAGGUCACCAGCAGCAGCAAAAAAGCAUGAGUUAAUAAAAAAUUGGACAUAUUCUGUGCCUACAGAAGAAGUUAACUCUGAACCCAGAGUGUACCUUUAGCUGUACUUACAUAUCUACAUUGCUUAGGAUUUACAUUAAGUGUGUCAUAGCUUUUAAGAAAAUCAAACCCACAUUAUAAAUAAAAUGAAUUAAUCACUGCACAUGGAACAGUCCACUCUAUACGGAGCUUGACUUCCUAGAAUCAAGUACAGUCCUGUUGUGAACUAUAUCCACAUUCACUUGGACCAGGCAGUUGCAUUAAUACAUUACUGUGUUUGCGUGUUUACUCAACAUCUCAGGUUCUUACCAUCUCAAGACUUCUCCUUUAAUUACACAUCCUCACAUGGUAAAACUGCCAACGCAAUCAUUUGACAUUCAUAGCUGACCUUGUCUGUUUCAGCCACAGUUGGUUAGCUGAUGCAUGCAUUGCUAAAGCCACUUCCUUUUGUGACUAUUGUGCGGUAGCAACCCAUUCUCGCCAGUACAACUGCAUUUCACAAAAUAUGGAAAGCAGUUAGCAAAUUCUUUCAAGGUUCUUUGCCAACUUGGUAAGUGGUAUGGCGGUAAGCUGACCACAACCACUUCCCUUUUCAAAAAGGGUAAAUGCAGAUUCCUAAACAAACAAGGCCCAAAUUCUCCAAUGGAGUGGUUUAAAGGAAGAUGAUGCAGCAAUUUUGCUAAGUGUAAGCAGGUCUAAACUGGUUCAGUGCCUGGAUGUGAGAAUUAUAUCCAUGCAACCUUGACUUAUUUCAAAGAAAGGCAAUGUAUGAAUGAAAUAAAUGUUGGUAAUGAAUCCAUAAUUUCCUCUUGCCAUCUCAUUUCUCUUGAUUAAAUGUUGCUAAGUUCAUUUCACCAAUUGACACAGUUCCUUAUUCCCAAAUUCAUUGCUUGGCUUCCUCUUUCGAUGUUUGUGUGUGCUAAAAGAGAAAUUUGCAGAGACCUUGAAAUCCCCAAACUGUUUUAAGGAUAGGCUCAUCACAGGCAGAUACCCAACAGAAUAUGCCUUUGGCCUAGCUGCACAAUUUCAGCCUGCAUAAUAGACUUGUUCCAAACAUUGCCUUAGCUUUGCCAUGAAUAAUAUUGCUUUGACUAGGAUGUGAAGGGAGGUAUGGAUUUCAGAAGAUGAGCUAUUGCAAAAUUCCAACAGUUUAUAAUACAGAAAAAGCUUUUAUACAGUAGCAUAUCCAAGCAGAUUAAGAAGAACACGAAUGGUAUUAAGUGCUUACAAAGAAGGCAAGCGGAAUGUGGAUACUCACUGUUCGCCAGUGAUUCCUUCCUUAACCAAAAGACCUUUUUGCACAGAUAGUGAUUGCAAAGUCCUGGUAAAAAGAGGUACCUGACCACUUCAGAUGUAGUCAACAUGGUGCCCUCCAGAUAUUUCUGGAUUAAUACUCCCAUCAUCCACGUCAGUUAGCCUUACUGGCUGGGACUGAUGGAAAUUGUUGACCAAUAUAUGAAGGGCACCAGGUCAGCUACCCUGGGACUACAUCAGCAGUCCUCAACACAGAUAUUUGGUCACCUGAAGAAUAGCAAAAGGGAAAAAAAAGGCAAGUGAAAAUUUAGAGGCAGAAACUCCCUGGAUCCAGCUAAGUGGAGAAAUUAGGUGAAAGAGUUUGGCUGUGGAACACCCAGUGAUGUGUACCAUGGUGGCAUGAGCAUAGGGGUGAAUACUGUUAUGUAUCCCACCUACACUUCAAAUGAUGUGCACUGUAAUCAUAUGUCAAGCUGGCAUCAAUGGUGUUGAGAAAUGGGAAGACAUUUUCAGUCAUGUCAGGGAGACAGGAGACCGGUAUAUCUGUGUCUACAUAGCUUUAGAAAAGCUAAUAGUCUCCAAAAAUUGGAAUGAACAAUACAUAUGUGAUUGUCCUGAAAUGAAAAUGAAUCAUUGAAUGCAGAGCAGCUGCCAAGUCAACAAGCAUCCGUGUCUCACUCAACAGAAUAGCUAGUUUAUCAUCUCCAAAUCUUGGAGAGAGCUGUGUCAUAUGCCGAUUUACUUAUUUCAUGCUUAGGAUGAUCCGUGAAACCAAAAGAAGCUUGUUCUGUGAAUGGAUGCAAAAAUAGAUACAUGCAAUAAGAAUGAAAAGAGGAGAACAUUAUUGGAUUAGGACAUCACGAUAAGAUAAUUAGUCUUCAGGGAAGAAAUCUCAGCUUUUCAGUACUGAACUACAGUGUUGGAAAAGUUUAACUGAGCCAGCUGAAUUCAUAGUAAGGAGACCACAGUGUGCGUACCAGGCUGCAUAUACACCAUACAUCAAUAUGUACCAUUAUAGAUGCAUUUUUACAGCAGGUUAGCCCUUUAGUCUGCAGUUGCUGAUAAUUCAGUGCUGUUGUUCUCCUUGUACAACAGACUGUCAUUCCAACAGCUGCAGAAGGAAAACCAAAUCUGUAACUUUUGAACUAAAUAUAUAUUGGUAAAAUGUUUUCGAUCACUGUAAAUGCAAAUGGCUAGAUGGUUUGAAUACAAGAGCAUUUUACUUCAUGGGAGCAGCAGUUGAAGUUAGGAAGAAAGGAACUUCCAAAGUUCCUUUGCAAAUGUGAAAUAGUGAGUGGCCCAAGGGUAUUAAGUAAUUUAGUAGCCAGGUGACAUUGUUGUGGCUGAUAUUCAGGUAUAUUGAUGUUCCUGGUAUGUUGUCAGCAUCAUAGUAAAGGGAAUUUAGAGCCAGUUUAUCCUUACCAUGUCCUCCAUAAUCCAGAGAGAUUCUGUUUCUCUUGUAAUCCAACAUUACUGUUUCAACAACUGGGUGCUACCUGGUGUAGAGUUCUGGUAUAUUUGUGUGAAGUGAUUUGGUAACCAAGAUCUUAAACGUGUUGCAAUAUAAUCACUACAAGAAGAAAAAUAUCUGCUAAGAACUGAGUUUGGCAUUGUACAUUUAGGUUCAACAUUGCACACAACAUUGCUACUUGCUCCACUUUCAUUUGCAGGGUCUCAUUUGCAUGUGGGGAUCUGAACCUGACCUCAUGCUCUGAGAGCCAGGGCCAGCCCAUGACAUUUAGCUGCCUGAAGUAGAGGACAAGAUGGUCCAUGUAGAGAAGAUGAGUGGACUGCUUGCUGAAAUUUAUUUCAGUAUAGCCAACUUCACUGGUGCAGUUCUUCACUGCACCUGAGGACAGCAAGCUAUUUUAUUGGCGUGCAUGACACAUAGAGUUGUGCCCUCCAGCAGAUGGGCAUGGCCAGGAGUAACAGCCAGAGGACUGCUGCCACCAUCGAGAAUUGGCUGCUUUUGGUGGUUGCAUCACUUUACAUAAUGAUAGGUCAGACCCAGAUUGACAGACCCCAUAUUUGAGUUCUGCAUCAUUAACCUUACUGAGUGUGGUGUGUUACAUCCUGCAAAAUUUGAUUAUACCAAGUGGUAUGUGAUGCAAGGAUAUUAGACACCAUAGAUUAAGGGUAGCCAACAUGGUGUCCUCCAGGUCUUAUUAGAUUCAAUCCAGCAUAGCUGGAUUGAUCAAAGAUGAUAGGAACUGUGGUUCAACAAUUAUGUUGACCACUUCCGCUGAUUGUCUGUUCUAUACUUAGAAGGAAUGUAUUUGAGCAUUAAAACGUAUCUAUACAGACCAACUUCUUCAUGACAGAGGUCUUUAAUGUCUUGCACUUUAAUAUGAUUUUCAGUGUAAACCCAGGACAGUUUAAUAAAACUGAACCACGUUGAGGGGGCUGAAAUUGUAGUAUACAAAUACUCAAAUAAAUUACUAUCAUAUUAUGUUUUGAAUAUUCUGUUUAAAAUGCAGGGAUUAAAACAGCAACUUGUGCAUACAUACACAUAUAGACACACACAACUUUUCUAAUCUGAACAGUUGAAAUCACUUUUAUGCCAGCUACAUGGUAAAUGAAAACAAUGUUUCCCUUGUUUACAUGGACUGUUAGGGAUUCACAGCUUUAAAGACUUUUGUGCAACUAUUCACACAACGCAUGAUAUAAAAUUUCUCAGUUUUUUCCAUCUCUUUGUGUGCAGCACAUACUGGGCAGUUCUAUUACUAGAGAUAAUCAGUUCUAUAGAUACAAUAAACAGGGUUCACUGGAUACCUCAUGACACUAUGAUAAAGCAAAAUUGAAAUUUAUUGUGGUGGUUACUGUGAGCAGAUUCUGCUGUCAUUGCCAAUCGGCUUGCUAUGAAAUGUCCUUGAAAAAUGUCCUCACCUUUAUGUGACCACUUUGGCUUCAGGAUGGAUCCACUAGAAACGUCUCUGGUGUAAUUUGUAUGAGUGAUAUCUAGGCUGGGUUGCUAUGGUUACUUGUCUAUCCAACAGCCAGUUGGCUCUUUGUGAUAAUUAGUGCAGACACUGCAUCUUUGACUUGAAUUGGCUACAGUAGAUGGAAGAGCUUUUUAUUUCUAACUCUUGAAUCACAUCUAACAUAUUAAGAACCCCUUGUGAAAUAAAAUAAAAUAAAAUAGUGUACAUGUAUUAUUCUUUCUAUUAUAACUGAAUGAAAUGCUUUACCCCCCCCCCCAAAAUGGUGUUAUAUAUUAUAUAAGGUGCAUUGAUACUCUUGAUUUUACAGAUGAGAAUGGGAAUGAUUUUGGACCAAGGCAAGUCUGAGAAUGAGUAAUCAGCAGCUGAUUACAGUUGCUAGUACCUUGUACUAGAAUUGAAGCUCCUGAAAUGGGAGCAGCUGAAAUUAGUUCCAUAGGGUGGAAUUCAACAUCGCACUAUUACAAAUGUUCCAUCUGCACAAGCAUAUCAGCUUGCUAGACAGAAUGAUCUCUUUUUUAAAAAAAAAAUAAUAUUUAUUGAGAAUUUUAAGAUUACAAAGAAACAAAGAAAAAAAAGGAGGAAAAAACAAGUAACAUUUAAACAAUACGAAUCAAUUAAAAAAAAGGUCAAAAAGAGAAAAAAUACAAAACACAUAAUACAUCAAAAUCAAAAAUAGACAAAAAAUUUAAAAACAAAUCCAAUAUUCCCAAAUCAUUAACUGUCAUUACGUUGUUUCAUCGACCUCCUCACACCUCCCUUUUUUGUAUUCUAGUUGUUAAUUAUCUCAGCAAAUCCUUUCCAUCUUUCAUAAUAUUCUGUCAUUAAAUUACCUUAAUCUAUUUUAACCUUAUCUUACCAUAAAAGGCCCUAAAACUUAAAACUUAAAUCUUAUUUAUACCAAAUUCUCUUAACCAUGACAUAUUCUUUUUAACAUUUCUGCUAAAGCCAAAUAAUUUCAUUCCAACAUUUUUCUAAUACUCUUUACUUUUACAAGAUUUUCCUAAAUAAAUUGUUUAAAACUUUCUUCCAAUCUUCAUCCAAUGUCUCUUUCUCCUGGUCUCGGGUUUUGUCAGUCCUUUCUAUCCCAUCCAUCUAGUCCAUCAACCUGGUAACCUUAUAUCCGAGGCCCUUGGAUCUCUUCCAUGUCCCAUCCACAGAUCUUCUUCAUAUUUAUACCUGUGCUUUACUUUGUCUUCUGCUCCUUUCACUCGUGGAGACUCCAGCUUGACAAUGUUUUUGUCCCUUCUCGACAGAUCAGCCCCUUUUCCAAAGUCAACACUGAACUCCAUGUGGUAUUUAAAAGCAUGUUUCAAAGUCCCUCCAAAGUUAAGGGCCCGCACAACUCUGAACGCCUCCCGGCCCAAAGCCAGACUUGAAAGGUCAAAACAUCCCUGCAUAGGGGGGUCUAUCCAGCCCCCCAUCUCCAAACCAAACAGAACUCUGUCUCUCCAAAUCUGGCUUCCUCCAGGUUCAUUCGUCAAGUCCAACAACUCAUGUUCCUGCUGGGCCACAGUUCCCUCCAUCUCUGCCUCACUAGGUCCAGCAACAACCUCCUCCCUCAUCUGAUCUGUCAAAGCACACUCCUGAGUUAAUUCCUGAGUGGGUUCUAUAUAAGUACCCACUGCCUGUCCAAACUUUCCGAUCCCAACAGUCAUCAAAUCCAUCUUCUCAUGUAACUGUUCCAAUAAAGCACUUGUCUUACAAAAGGCCAACACCAGAGCCUCCGAGUACAUUGUUGUUGAAGGUCAGAGUCUGUUCCCACGAUCUUAAUCUAUUGCAGCUGCAAAGCUCCCCAGUUCGAAUUUAAUAACAGUUUCACAAGCUCCCUCUAGGGGAAAAAGCUUCUAUUUGUAUCCAUCUCUCUCUUUUUUUUUAAAAAAAAGCAAAUCUAACAACAAACUUUCCUUUUUCAGAUCAUUUGUCAAUAUUUUGUUCCUUUUAGAUGCGAAGGGGAACAAUGGAAUCCAUAUGUUUCUCUUCUUUUAACUAUCUGUCAAAAACGUUUGUCUAUAGUCAAUGAACUUCCCGAAGACGUCUGUCCUGACACCCCGCUCCCAGGUUCAGGACCGUGGAGAAUUGCUUUUCUUUACUUAUCUUCUGCAAGUUUAAUCAGUCCAGAAAAAGUCCCCCCCUCUUCUCCUGCUUCCAAGGGGGGUUCAGUAAUUUUAAAUGAUGAAAAUUGAUCCUUUACAAACGAUUUUCUAAGCUCUAGCUUGCCGUGUCUUUGCUUCAAUCUAUUUACAAAAAACGGAAGGCAGACUUCCUGUUUAGACCUCCCGCUUCAGUGCCAAAUUAAAAGAAAUUUCUUAUUCCAAUUUUCCGUUCUACUCACGGACAGUUAUUUAAGCUCCAAUUGUCCACAGGAAAAAGUCAGCGCUCUCCGGCAACAGCAAUGCGGCUUCACUCCGUGAAAGAAGCAGUCGAUUCAAGGCACCGUGCCACUCACCCCACGUCGCUCCGGAAGCCCGAAAUCGGGUUUCCCCGUGAGUAAGGUGCCAGCUGAAUCCCACGUCCACAGGCUUCUCCCGCCUGUGGUUUUUGAUGGGUCUCCGCCUCGCCGUGGCGGUUCAGACCCUGUUUUCCACGGAGCGGAUUCCUCCCGAUCGGAGGAAAUCCGCCAUUGCCAGAGGCGCCAACCCGGAAGAAUGAUCUCCCUUCCUUCCCCCAUGUACCAUUCUGCAGGUUCUCCUAAUCCCCACUCAAACCAGUCGGGGGGGCACAUGAAGGGAGAAAAGGGAAGGAAAUCCCUGCUGUAGAUAUGCAUCUUUGAAUUCCAAUGUUAAAAAAAAAAAAAGUUUCCAUUAAGGAUGGGGGCAAACAUUCAGUGCAGGGCCACUCAGUUAUGGGAUCAACCCUGUUUGAACUGCAGUACACAGACUCAAGGUGGGCAUAGUGUCUUAAUUCUGUUCACAUCCCACCUUCCGUAUACCGCAGUCUAUUGCUUUCCCUAGGAAAAAACAGCCUUAUCUGUUGGGAGAAGUGGCGACUGAUGGAGGGCUCCAGCAGAGAGGAGAGAGGCCCAAUGAGCUUAUUCUGUGGCAGGAAAUUAUUCAUAAGAGCAGCUGUGAUCAUGGAACAUCAUUUCCUCUGGAGAGGCCUGAUGGGCCUCCACUGGGAACUUCCACCUAAAGUUGUUUUUAUUUCUUCUUUGGAGAAGGGGAGGGGGGCUGUGCAGCCAUUACACCUAUAGUAUUAAGAUAAACUACUUGGAGAGUUUGGGGGAUUUUCAAUAAGUUGAUUUGGGGGGCAAACAUCUCACUACUCAGCAGAGUUCUUACCCUGUUGUUUAGCCCUGGGACUCUUAUAUCAACUAACAUUAAUUAAAAGGGGUAAUAAAGUUAACCCUCCAAUAAUUCCUUAUUUUUAUAGCUCUUAAUAUUGUGAAAGGAAGUAUGUAGCUGGCUAGUUCAAAUCAAUAUGUGAAAUUCAGCAUAUUAUACCACCCCACUGCCUGCUUUAGCUUUUCCAAAUUACACUGUUCCUUGCAGAGUUCUUCCUUAUAUGCAACUCAUAAUGACCAAGAAAGUUCCAGAGUCUUGAAUGGCACCCCUGCACCCCUUAGGUUCCUAGCCCUCAAUGCCAGGGUCUUUUCCUCUAGUCUCAGUCUCUUUUAAUUGCCCAUGGAUUAAGUUCCUAUAGCUCAUGGACCCAAGCAUCAGGCCAGAUGUUGGGCAAACCAUGACUGGUGGAUGGGGCAAUCUCAAAAGGGCUCACUCUUAGUGCUGAUGCACUGAUUGGUGUUAACAGCAGGUCUUCAAAGGGUUCAAUCUAAGCACCGAUAGAAUGAGUCUCAUUGAGUGUACUAGGGAGUUAGUUCAGCUGAUCUCAGUGGGGCUUGCUGGCAGCACCAAUCAGCUAUAGGGUCCUGGCAGCAAGUCUUGCACUUUAAGCUCCUGAUUGUUCCUUUGUAACUACAUCAUUACCUGCCAAUCACCUGAUAUCACAUAUGUCAUCAGGGAUGGUGCAGGUGGGCAUGGAUUGGGGAAAAUGGCCUUGUGAGCCAAGGGGGCCUGUGGGUGGGAGACUGCUGCUUACUGUCAACUCUGUUCUCACCCAUUAAGCUACUUUGCUUCUGGGCUCCCUGGCUUUUUAGGUUCCAUAUGUUCUGGUGUGUCAACCAAGUCAGCUUUCAAGUUCUUACCUUCCAUGAGGUGGUAAUCCCUAACAGACUGACAGCCCUUCUUUUUCUCAUUUCUCAGCUUACCAGCAUAAUUGUAGAGUGAAGGUGAAUGUGUUCACAUGCUUUUCACAUAACUAGAGCUACCUUUUGAUGGGACCAUGCUAUUUUUGAUGAGUUACAGCAGUUUUGACAGUUUGGGCCUAGGACGUAGGGCCUGAGAACUGAAUCUAACUUGCUAAGACUUUCCCUCCUAGAAAAGCUUCCCUUUGCUUUUCUGGAAUGACAUGUCCACAAGUGAGCUGCUGCACAACAGCAGGGUGAGGCUGUGCUUGGUGGGGAUAGCCUUGGUGAGUUUCCAAUUUCCCAUGGUCCUGCAUUGCCUGUUUUUGAAUUUUGGCCAAAGUGUGCAGUGAUGAGCAUAUCACAUUUGCCCCGUGAUUGUGAGAUAAUUCAAGUGGCAUUAAUGAAAUUCUAAUUCUUGAAAAACGAGAAAGGUGAAUCAUCUGUUAAAUCACAUAAAUGUCAUAUGAAUUGAUGUAACUCUCUUGCCUUCAGCAGCACUUGUGCCUGUUUAUGGGAGCAGUAAAUAUGUGGACAAAGAGUUGUGUAUAAAUACAGUCGGCUUGCAAUGUGCACACAUUUAACUUGCAUGAUUGCAGCUUUAUGUGCUUGGCAGCUGACCAGCUGAUAUCACAGAAGAUAAACGCAUGCAAGGCGCAGAGCUUAAAAGCUCUUUCCUGGUGUGGAAAGCACUUUUAAGCUCUCAAUCUUGCUUACCAGGCUCUAACUCUGGGAGGAUCCCAUGAGAUCUUGUGAGAGCCUUCCAGAGCCCAGUAAGCAAGACAAAAAGCUUAAAAGCUCUCCACCAUGUGUGUUGGGGCGGAGGCCAAGGCCUGCUUGGCACACUGGCUUUGGAAAGGUAGGGAUGGUCACAUGGGGGCAAUUCCAAAGUUAAAACAAUUUUGGCUUUAUACACUAUCCUCUGGAACAUAACCCUUGCAUAAAUUGUAAUCCCACUGUACUGGAUUUACACAGUAGGGUUUAUGGGUUCUCUUUCUGUAACAGCUGUGUUCCUUCUAAGUUUUUCUUACCCACAAGAUUCCAAAACUAUGGGUAACCUCAAAAGAGAAAGGUUUGGGAUUUUGUUGACCUAAGGACUAGUACACACCCAGGGGUUUUUAGUGGCCCUAGGUUCAGUUAAUAGUAUUGUAAGUGUUUGAGGAGAGACAUAGCUCAUUACUUCGGCAAUUAAGUGUUUUGGGUUUUUUUGUUUUUUUAAAGGGCCCAGGUUCCGUCUCUUGCAUUAGCAGCUUCAAGGAUUAGGGGGCCGGUAAUACGGAAGACCUCACCCAGGAGAACUGCCAUUCAUAGUACAGAAUACUGUACAGUGCUAGAUAGAUGUAUAGUCUGACCUUGUGACCUGUGUUUCUGUGUUUCCUGUUUGAGAUAUAUUCCUUCAUUGAUUGUGGAACUGCUAGUAGGCUAAACUAACUGGGGUAAUAAAUGUGAUAACAAGCUUGCUUAAUUAUCUAGUUCUCAUUUAUUCACCCGCAGAGUUUUUUAAAUUUAUGGUAAUGGGUAUCCCUAAAUGUUGCACUGUUCUUGAGAUUAAUGGAGCAUGCCAUCUCAGUAGCAUUUGAUAAUUACUAUAGUUCUUAGGUUUGGGGUAUGAUCAGUAAGCAUGAUGUCAAGGCCAGGAAAGCAUUCCUUAGCCAGGGUCUGUAUUUGGAACUGAAAAGGCAUAGACUGGCUCUUGUUUGGAUGUUAAAGAAUUCAAUAAUGUAUAAGCUCAGUGUUAGUGACACAUCUGUUGUCAGAUGUCUAUGUUGUUGAAACAUUUUCAUUGAAUAACUGUAUACCUGCCUUCUCAGAUAAGAAGCCAUCCAGUUUUUAUUUAAAUCUAGAUUUUGCCCAACGUAUUGAAGAGAUGAAUAAUGAGUUUCAGUUUUUUAAGAAGAACACAAGGAUCAAACAAAAGAGAAAGGCAUUUUCAGAUGUGAUUAGCUAGUGACAGAGUACCAUUAUUAUUCUGUGAAUAUGUUAUGGUGUAGUAAACUAUAUAUCUUGCUUGAGAUCACAGAGGAAAAUACCCAGCUAUUUGCUUGUGUCUGUCUGCUAACAUCUUAGAUGAUGUCAUGUCUAUUGUUUCGAAUGUCUUCUAAAAUAUCUGUAAAAUACUUUGCAGGUACUUAUUCAGUGAUUAAUGGUCAACAUAGAAACACCACUUGGCAAGUAGAACAGUAAUUAGGAUCAUAGAAUUGUAGAGUUGCAAGGGACCCUAAGGGUCAUCUAGUUCACCUCCUUGUAUGUAAGCCUUGUGGAUGUAUUGGGGGAUUUUCAGCAGUGAUAAUUGCUGGUGAGAUUAAUGCAGUUUUUCUUAGGAUAUGCCUAGUGCUAGCAUUGUAUAUCCUGGAUCUCUUCUUGUAUAAGAAACCACUUGCAUAAGAAACCAUUGUAACAGUCUGCUCAUGGUUGAGCCAGCAUAGAAGUUAUGUUCUAGGUUAAGGUAUAAUAUAUCAUAUAAUUAUGUAACACAUACAAUGCUAUUGGUAUUUUAUAUAUUGCUGACUUUGAUAUCAGUGGAACUUCAUCACCAUAAAAUUAGUUCAGCAUUCAGACCGCAAAGCAUAAAUCUUAUGGAAUUUCAUUUAAUCAAGCACUUGCUCUCAAUUACUUGGAAGUGCUAGAAUGCAGCUGAUGAGGAUAACAUUUUUGCUUACCGUAUAUCACUAAAAAUAUUAAAUAACCCAUGCAGUAAGUUUUAUAGCAUAAUGCAGCUUGACAGAGAAUCGAAGACCACAGAACCUGCCCUUUCUCUCUCUCUCUCUCUUCAUCCCCAAGCUGUGCUUCUAGGACUGUUUGAAGUCCUAAAUAGGAAAGAUGACUUCAAUUCUGUCCCAGGCAGACAUCAGUGUAUACAUAAUUUAACACAGUUUGGCACAAUUCACAGUCAUCACCUAGGAAAUGCCCAGAAGUGAGUCAAUGCAGCAAAAUCAGUUCCUGACAACUUCUAGAUAGCUACCCUUUGAAGGCUUCAUUUCCUGUGCAUUGUUUUGCCAUUGCUUGUAUAUUCUGUGACUGGUGUGCAUCAAGGGAUGUAUAUGUCUACCUGAAAAUACAAUACUACCAGUAUUGUCAUUGUUUCCUAUGUUUGCUGGUGGGAUUGGUACAAAAUCAGAACUAGGAACUUCUCAAAACUCUUGCCUUGAGGGAAACUCCACAUUCUCUCUCUCUCUCUGGGAAUCAUAGUAUUUUGACAAUAUUAUCAGUUUCCUGUCUUCCUUUGCUGAGCAGAAAUAGCGUGAAACUGUGUGCCAUUUUCUUAUGUCAGUUUAUCAUUUUUUAUGAAGCGUUGAAUUUUUAGAGAGUUGUUAAACCCAGACUUAACAUUAAUAAAAAUGAAUAGAGAAUUAUGCUGUGACACUUUGUGCCAACUUCCACAAACCAUGAAGCUUUCAACACAUUAAUGCUAGCAUUUUUAGAUAACGAUGAUUAGAGGAAAAUGUGCAUCCUAUUCCCCCCUGCAAUGUGAGAAUUUUGAAAUAAAGUAUAACAGUAAACUGCUAUAAUACCUUUCACAACAACAGGAAAUACAUCUUGCAUGAUCAUCAUGUUCUGAUAUCUUAUUUUUUGUAUUAUUUCCUUUUUGAAAUCCAUGUUUUUUAAUUACACCACUUCUUUUGAUAUUCUGGAGGUUUUCUGUGCAGGGGGUUCAGAGUUAUCUUAGUAGGAACUGGCUUAGCUUGGGGUAGCCAACAUAGUGCCCUCAAUAUAUUGUUGGACUACAACUUCCAUCAUCCCUGACCAUUUGCCAUGAUUGCUGAGGCUGAUGGGAAUUGUGGUCAACAUCUAGAGGGCACAACAUCUAGAGGGCUUGGCUACUUUGAUGACACAGAGGGGCCAAUCUUAGAAUUUGAAUGUUAGUGUCUUUGAGCAAUUUUUGGCAAAGUAAUAAUGCUUUUCGUUUCCAGUGCAGACUGGGGUGGACAAUGCAUUUGCUUCUAGGUAUAUGAAAAAAACAGGUAUUAUUUGCUUGUUUAUUACCUACGCUUCACAAGGUUCCACAGUGGGUCACAACAUUAAAACACAAUAUUAAAAACAGUUUAAAACAAUGCUGGCUUCUUAUGCCUGGCUGUAGAUUGAUGGUUAGAGACAUGAGUUCAAAUAUCAACUUCAGCACUUGUUUCAAAAUUCUAAAGAGGCAAGCAAGGGAAGUAGUAGGAGUCAGCUAAUAAGGAGAACGUGCUUGCCACUGGCUCAGGGGAUUGCUGUAAAAUACCGUAUUUUUCGCUCUAUAACACGCACCCGACCAUAACACGCAUGUAGUUUAUAGAGGAGGAAAAUCCGUAGGCAUGCCACCCGUAGGCAUUUCCUCCAUAACACGCACAGACAUUUCACCUUACUUUCUAGGAGGAAAAAAGUGAGUGUUAUGGUGCAAAAAAUACGGUAUUAGGAAGUACCAUCAAUGCUGAGGAUUUGCUCUAGGUCCCUCCAUCUGUACGUGACAGCAGACUUCCUUCAGAAUAUGCUUAGGCUAGUCAAACUAGUUCUCUGUCUCUCCUUUUUUCGUCCUACUUAAAUGGAACAAGUGCGGCUGACAGUGGCUUGGGAUUGCAAUCUGCUUUGUAAUUUGGUGACAUGGGCUGAGGUUUUGCAGUUCCUCUUUCCAUUCUUGCUGAAGCAAGUUUGUCAGAUUUCACUCAGAGCUCAGCCCAUUGUGAUAGCAUGAAGACCAUGAAUGAGAAAUAGGAAAUAUAAAACCACAACACCACUUGUUGUUCCAUGCAUUUACCGCUUGAUUUGGUGUAACAGCCGACUUCCCCAUUGUAUAGAAUUUUGAUUAAAUCAGCAGCUUUUUGGGGGGUGGGGAGCUGAUUACAAUGAUUCUACUCCCAGUCACCCCAUGCAGCAUAAGAACAGUGUUGUUUGUCUUCUCUAACACUGCUCAAAUACCUGAUAGAUAACCCUACAAACACCAUAAAUUAGACUACUGGAACAUUUUGCGAGUUUCUGACAGUAUUUUCCUGUUGUUGUUGUUUAGUCGUUUAGUCGUGUCCGACUCUUUGUGACCCCAUGGACGAAGAGUAUUUUCCUAGGGACUAGCAAUUUUAUAUUAUCUAUAGGGUGAGAAAUGGAAUAGCUUGGGGGAGGGGGUUAAACUGAACAUUUCCCCACUGCCAGCAUUGUCAGAACUUAGGAAUGGUUUCAGAAAAACUGUUUUCCAGAAUAUUUUCCAAAAAUGCAGACUUGGGCAGGGAGACUGUCCUGAGGGGAUCAGAAUAACUUUGUUAUAUCUGUGUUUUUAUGUAAAAAGAGAACCUAUAAUUUAUUGCGGGAAAAAGAACUCUGGCCAGUUUUGCUAUAAGGUAAAUGUGAAACCUUUGUUUAGUUUCAGUACUCCCAGCCUUUUCUUCUUGAAAUAUUUUGGAAAACAUUUUUGAGAAAUAAGUACUUGAGGCACCCUGAACGACUAUCUAUAGCAGCUGGACGGCAGCUGUCUGUUCUUCUCUGCAAGUUCAGUCUACCUAUUGGAACACAUAUUUCCUAUUGCUCUACAUAUACAUUAAAGAGGAUAGUUUUCAAAGUUCUGUUUUUUCAUUCCCUUCAAAAUUCUGUGCUUUUGGGUAGAAAUAACUAAGGCAAGUUUGUAUUCUCCCUGUUGCCAUUUGCAAGCAAAGCCUGCAGUUUUGUAUUUCAAAAUAGAUUGGGAAUUUGAGUCUUCUCUGCAUGCCUCGCAUGAUGUCAUGUGUUGGCAGUGAAAAGUUAUUCAUGUGGCCACUACAUACCACACACAUGACCACUACGAACACAGUCAUGCCAAUUUGGUAUUUCUGAAAGGUUACAAAUCAAUGAGAAGGAUUUUAUGCAAGUGCUCUAUAAAAUGAACAUAACAUAGUAAGACCAUUCUGUGUUCUGCUCUUGCUCUUUAAAUUGCUUGAAAACAAUCAGCCGUCAGUCAAGCCAGGAGGGCAAGACGGGCAACCUUCAAUAUAUUGAAUUGUGUGAUGUACAACAAGCUGGGCUUGAACCUAUGAGGCUCAAAGCAUUUUGUGAUGUACUUAAAAAGUGAAAAAACAGGAAAGAAUCUUUUCAGCUCUGCAGUGAGAUUACUACAAAGUAUUCAAGCAAAAUGUUCAUUCUCAGUGAGAUGAUGGACUGCUGCAGGCAUAAUGUCAUUCCUUAACAGUGAUUAAGAGGUUGGGACUGGGAAAUGGGAUCAUUUCAAAUCCUGGGCUAAGAAGGAACUCCGAUUGCCCUUAACAUAGUUAACUGUGAUACCAAUGUAGUGCUUAACUGAAAUUUGAAGGUGGAGGGCUGAAUUAAUCUGAACAUGCAAUUAUGUAGCCCAUUUGUCAUCUUUUAAAUAUUUUCCUUUUAAAAAAAAAUAUUCAAUCAUUGUUAAGAGACUGACUGACUGUUAUGUCUACGCAAGCCAUGUUAGAGGUAAGCAGUUUUGUCAGGAUGGGAAGAAAGAGUCAAUGGUAUAUCAUUAUGGAAACAUAUCUAGGAAAGAUUCAGGUGCUUCCCUUCACCCAUCUCCAGCAUGAUUGGGAGGAGAGUUCUGAAUGUUUUCGUUUCUGUUUCAGACUAACUACAGCUUAGCAUUAUGUCUGAACCUAAGCAAACUGUGGUUUGUGUUAAGUAAGGUUAGUUGGAACAAACCAGCUUCAUGCUAUAGACAACUUGAUUUGUUUCAACCAACAAGCCAUCUAACCAUAGUUUAAAAAAACCACUGUUUAAGUUUGGGUGCAACACUAAACUGUGGUGAACUGAAAUUGGAAAUGAAAGAUUUUGAUCUCCUCCCAGCUACACUGGCUGGGGCUUAUUGGAAUAGUAGUCCAAAACAUCUGGAAGAAACCAGAUUGGCAGAGGCUGGCUUAUAGUUACAUCAAAAUGCAAAGUGCAGAAGUUUAGUUUUCUUUUCUAUGUUCAAAUAAUUAAAACAUGUGUAAGAAUAUGACAGGUCAUAUGGCUGCAUAUUCUCUGAGGUUGUAGAAUGUAUCAGCAUAACAGCCUGCAAGCAUUUCAAUUGCCCGGAUAAUGCCUGGAUAAUGAUUGUUGUGAAGCAGGAAUAUUUGAAAGAAUGCAGUUGAAAAAGAAGCCCCAUAUGUUAUCCAGUUUUCUUCAAGCUUUUUUCCCUGCACAGUCUGAUAUAUUUUUCUUCCAACUUGUAGCCUUCCCAAACUUUUACUGACUUAGAUGCCUGCUAUUUUGAAAAUGUUUUGGUAUGAAAUGUUGUCUUGCAAGAUGCUGAUCUGAGCAUCUGUUAAGCAGAUGGAAAUGAGAAUGUUUCCAGCUCCUAAUGACAAACACAAGCAAAGGGAACUAUUCCAAGUGUUGAGCAACUCACUGGAGCCUUACAUUCCUUAGUAUCCUAAGCAGGGCAGGAUUUGAACCUCUGCAGCUAAAUGGCUUUAGGAAAAGCAUUUGCUUGCAGUUGUGGAACUAGUUUUUAAUUGUGCAUUCUAAACAUAUUUGCUUAUACUGAAGCUGGGUCAAGUCACUGCUGUUCAGAUCUCUGCUAAACCUAAAGGUCAAAAGUACUUGCAGUCAAUGUAUGCCUUUUAGCAAUACUUCAUAAUUCUUUUGUUCUUAUUUUUCAAAGGAACAUGUUGAUGUUUAUGAACAUUGACCUGGACCUGGUGUUUGGAGGUAUAUAUCUAAUAUUUAUGGUUACAGCUCUAUGAAAUGGGCAGCAGAAAUUGAAAGAAUUCAUAAAGGUUCUGGAAGAGUACCCAUGUUACCCCCCAAAAAAACCCCCAUUUGAUACAUUAAAAUACUUAAUUAUUUUAUUGCAGUACAAGUGUUCAUGUACAAAUAUUUUUUUACAUCAGGUAUUUCCCUUCAUUUCUGCCUCUUAGGCUACACUGAGGAAAAAUCUAUGCAUGCAUGGUUCAGUCUAACGCUAAAGAAUUUGCUUGCCUACUGAGCGCUAGAUGUUCUUGACUGGCCUUAAAUCUUUCAACUUUUACCAUGACAACUUCUAAAAUGAAACACUACAACCCCUCUAUAUUACUUCUUUGGGGCUUAAUUUUAAGAUAGGGAUUAUUUGGAAUUAGUUUAAAUCUUACAACUAAUCUCCAGAAUCUGAAAAGUGAAAUAUGUUGUGAUUGCAUUACAAGUUCCUGGUAGGAUAGUACAUAAAAACACAAAAGUCCAUCUGGUCCAACUUCCUGUUUUUGCCACAGUGGUGAAAGAGAUGCUUAUGGAACGCUCACAAGCAGGAAACAAGGGCAUUCUCACUGUUGUUCUCUAGAUUGGGCUGGUUUCUUUUGUUAAUUGAUUUUUUAAUUAAAUUCGCUGUUCAUACACACAGAAAGACAGCCAAAGGAUUUCUCAGUGUGUGCAUAUAAGAUGCAAAACAUCAAGUGUGAUAUCUUUCAUAAGUGAGAUGGCUUUAUUUAAGUGUGGUUUGAGAUUACUGAAAAACGACUGCAUCUCUUUUCUGUUUCAGUGCUGAAUGAAGUCUACACUUGCGUUUUAGUGCUAGAAUAAUAUGGAUUUCAAAUAUAUAGAGAGUGCCAGCCAACUACAUAUCUUCACCCGAGGUGUCUAAUGGGUUCCAAAAAUGGAGUGGGAAAGAAUACAAUAACAAAAAACAAAACAAAACCCCAACUUUCUUGUGUUUCUUUUUUAUUAUGCUUGGUGAGAGUAUGCACAAAAUGAACAUGCUUUUUGUGUUGUCCUUCUCAGGAGUGACUGCUUGAGGUUUCACUGCUUGAGGUGAAACGAAGUGCCGCCCUGCCCUGCCACUGCCCCUGCUGCUGCCACCAACAUACCUGCCCCUGCAGCUUCCACUGACACUGUCUGUUCUGACACCGCCACAUUCUCUGCAGCAUCUGCUGCUGUUGGUGAAGCACCACCACCAUUAGUGCCAACAAGAUUGCUCUGAUUUGGGGUGAGAUCUCACCCAAAAUGGUCAUGAUCUUGCCCCAAAUCAGCGCUGUUGGCAGCGGCACUUCUCUGCCACUGGCAGAGGUGGCAGCACAGACAGGGCACCUGUAGGGGUGCUGCCUGAGGCAGCAGCCUCACCCUGCCUGAUGGCUGGGCCAGCUCUGGUCCUUCUACACUUGGUCAGUUCCUCUUCCCAAGACCUUGCACACCAAUGUGCAAGUUGGACUACAGAUCUCUCUGAUCUUAAGAAUAGAGAACUACAUGUGAAGGCAGCAAGGCUGCCUAUUAGGAUGCAAGUAUGAAUGUUAGGUGACUUGCAGGAAGUUGCCGUUAGUGCCGAUUUCAGACAAGAUUGUGCUUCCUCUCUCAUAGCACUAGCAGUCGUGGGACUCCAUUGAAAAUGAAUGCUGGAAGUUUCAGGACACAUGAAAGCAGUGUCCUGGGGGCAUAGCAUGCUGCCCGCAGGGGCGUGAUGCAUGUCCUGGGGGCGUGAUGCGCCUGUGGGGGUGUGGUGCCCAGUGGGGGGGCACGAUGGCACCCUACCGGGAUCAUGGUGCCAGGGGCGGUGUGCUCUCCCUGCCCCCCUCUUCCUCCACCAGUGCAUGAAAGAAAUGUUCCUUCAUACAGCUCAUAGUCAAACUAUGUAAAUGACGGCCACAGUAUACAGUGAUGACCACCAAACGAGGGGAGAGUCAAACAGGCAAAUGGGAACAAUUUGUGGAUGCUGUCGUUUCAGGUUAUUCCAGUGCUAAUUGAGAAACAGAAUAUGAGGUCAGAAUAUAGGUGAUGGGGGGAUUUGAAAAUGGUCUACAUUGAAGUGCUUAGCUGGGAGCCAGUAACCCUUUUAAUAUUACUUCAGGCCAUUUUUCUGACACUACUUGAUAAGCAGAAGUUCAAAGAAAAUUGUUGUUAAAUAAAAAUAUGCUAUAGAUAAAGAGGACCAGUUGAUUAGGUGUGUGUUGAACUAUUAGUCUGUUUUUGUACGACAGCCGGAAUUUUAGGAAAUAUUUAAAUACAAUGAGGUAAAAGAAUUGCAUUUAGACUAAUAAAGAAAAUUGACUAUUUGUACUGCAAUAAUAAAUAAAAAUAGCACAAGGCAUACGCAUGCCAAUAUCAAUGUGCAUUCAACUGCAUUCACAAAUGUUGGAGAUCCUUAUUGGUAAAAGCUGCUUUUAUUCUGGAGAGGAUGCUGUAACUCUUUGUCUCAGCCUGUUUUUAUCCCUAAUCCCCAGUCUCUCUCUGUGUGUCUCUUCCCCUGUCAUUAUUCUUCUGAGUCCAGACAGGGAACCUGUUUUUAAUUUUAAUCUGUCAUGUCUGUCUCAUAAAACAUUCACUGUAUCAUAUGACUGUUGUGCAAUGUUCAAGUGAAUAUCUCAUCAUAGGAAAAGCUUGUAGAGCUGCCUUGAAAUAAUAUACACCAAACCUUAAAACUAAAAGGGCAAUAAUUUUCUUCAGGUUAGGGUUCCAAAUUAAUUAGGAAAACUACCAGACAGCCUGGUUUGGGAGAUAUCAGACCUGACUCAUUGCUGAAUGUCCAAUUUUUGUUAUUUUAAUUUUGCACUGUAUGUACAGUACUGAGCAUAUGUGGGUGCUACAUUUAGAUGGAAAUGACUGGGGUGGCACUGGGCAGAUUUCAUGCUGCCAGUGGCCUCUGGAUUGGGCCUCCUCAUUGUACGUGGCAGUGAAAAGGAGCCUGGUUGAAAUGCCUGGCUUGCUCAUGAAUGUUGUGAAUUAGUAAAGAACUUUGAACCUGGCUCGGUAACACAUUGGUAGAGCCAAUUCAACAGUCCUGAUGAUUUGCUAAUUUCCAUUUGCUAAUUUCACAAAUAGCAUCUCAUCUUAAUUUGGCCCUUAGCUGCAGUAUUUUGUAAGAGAAUUUGAAUUGGAUGCUGGCUGUUCUCCUGAGAAAUGAGCACAAUGAAUUUGGUGGGCAUAUUUAAAAUCUCUGUGUGGCCAAUAUGACAGUGAGUUGAAACACGAAGAGGUAUACUGUAUAGCACACAAAACAUGUGUGCAUCUUUGAUCGAUUGUUUUCUUUAAAGUUGCUAAAGCACUGUGAAACGUUUUAGGCUGGAGAGUUAAAAGACAGAACAUUGAAAAGAGAGCCAAGCCAAAUAUAAAUACCAUGUUAACUCUGAUUAUUCACACACUGAUGCUUUUCUUAAAAUAAAAGCAUCUUGUUUCAAGGCUGUCACAUGGGCUUGAUCAAACUGAAAGAAUGUCAGGGUUUGCUGAUCAUGUCUAUGAUGUAUUUAUAUCCCAAAGAGUUCCAGAGCAUCAGGUAGCAUAAACUGUCAUAUAAUGGACGGGAAUAUUCCCUAUCAUUAUGCAUUGUGCUCCAGUACAGGCAGCACACUGCAAAGUUGUCUCCUCUCCUCUAACCUACCCCCUUAAUAACCAGAAUGCAAUGAAGUGCAAAGGCAGCGAGAAGGUAAAAUGAGUUGGGUAGGGGGAAGAGAAGGGGGGGGGAAAACACUAUUAGAAAUGUAUGACAUUCUAGCAGCACAGCAGGAACACUGGCCAAGAAAAGCAAUAUUUUGAACCUCCCAUGCAUGCGGUUUAUGUGUAAAAAACCAGAGAAGGAAAAGAAAAUAGAUUUUAAAAACCUCAGUGUUUACGUGAAUGAUCAAAAGAUGGCAAAAGGUUUUGCAAGUAACAAGGUGAUUAAUGAUGGGAAGCAAUGAAUGGAGACUUCUAGUAUAAUUAUUGUACUAGCUUUUCAUGACCGGCACACUGCCUAACAGAGGGCAGUGGGGACCUUUGUCACUGAAAACAUAGCUGAAAAUGUUAACACUAACCAAUGGCUAGCUACUCAGUAGUUUGCAUUAGUAGUGUCCCAUAGAUCAUUUUUCACACAUGUUUCUUUUCUUGUUAUGAUUUCCCCCCCAAAGAACAAAACAGUAGAAUGUUAUUAUCCAAGACCUGCUGAACUCUCACACUGCUGGAACUCUGCUCUGUGGGUAUUAAAAUCUUUAUUACACAGCUUCUCAGCAUGCUCCAUAUUUUUAUGACAGAGUCUGGCAUUAUUCAGUUAAUCUUUCUUUUAGUUCUUUUAUCCAAAAUACUGAGGGGUUUUUUUUAUAGUUUAGAUAAGCUUUUGCACAGUGUUGCAUUUGUGUUUGUUCCUGUUUUGAUGCUUUUCUAGUCUAAAAUAUGAUAAAAAGAAAAUACUUUUCUGAUAUUAGGGGGUUGUUUUGUGUGUGUGUGUGUGUGUGACAGGCAUUGAUAUUCAUAUUGUUACACACAUGGAAUAUGGAAUUAGAACCUGCCCACUUGAGAAGGCUCAGAGGUUCCUCUUGCAACAUCUUCUUCUGAGAAAGUGAGCUUACAGUGAGUUACGGGAAGUCACCCUUUGGAUCACUGUCUUAACACUUUGCACAUUGUGUAGACGCAAACAUGUGUUUGCCACUGAGUAUACACUUAACUGGAGGCUGCAACCAAUUGGCUGUCUGAUCAGUAUACCUGUAUGAUGCAUGUUUGAUUUCAUGUAUAUUUAAAACAUCUUAGAUGUGUGAAGCGGCCUUUUCCUGAUAUUUGAAAUUCUUGCACAAGGCUCUCUUUCCUUUCCUUUCCUUUCCUUUCCUUUCCUUUCCUUUCCUUUCCUUUCCUUUCCUUUCCUUUCCUUUCCUUGAUUUAGGAUGCAAGUCAAAGUGAAGUCAUGUAGAGUUAAGAUCAGUUGAAAUCAGUAGGUGUGGGUAUGAUAGAGUAAAAAAGGAAAUGAAUCUUUAAAGAUUUCUUAUGCUAAGGUGUGUAUCUUUCCCAGUAACAGCUCUCUGAAUAAUGUUGCAAUAUGACCAAGAUUAGCUCUGAAUUCUCUACUUUUGUUUUUGUCAAUAAAAUAGAUAUUACCUAUUCUUGUUGGCAUCCAUCCAUCUCAAGGGACAAUGCAAGAGUAUGCCAUCGGGAAUAAAUUCAAACUGUUGAAGAGUAACAGUAUCUGCUGUAGCUGUAGAGACCAAAAUGGGAGAGACAUGUUUUAUUGCAGCUGGGGCAGAUUAAGGCGUCCGGUUUCACUGAUACAGAUGUACCUAUUCUAGGUCUUUUUCAGAUGCAUGUCGGCCCCUGGUCCCUGGCCCCGAACACUGUUAAAAGAAAUUGUGGUUUCUAAAUGUUAUUGUACUAGCACUGGGUUGCUGCUUUGUUUUGAAAAUGUGAUCCAAUUCCAAGCUGUGUUAAAUGUGAUUUUGUGCAGCCUUUGAGUAUUAUGGUGAUGAGUAAAAAUUAAAACAUGCCUAUUGCAAAUCAGUGUGCUGCAUUCUGAUCACAGUACCAAAGAGACACACAACCACUUUGGACUUUAUUGUCUGGUUGAUUUAGACAGGAGAAAGGUGAAGUGAAAGAACAAAAUCUGAAUUAGCAGAAAAUGCAAACAUUUGUGAUUACCCAGUAAAGAGAUGAGAAGUCCAUUUUGAGAUUGGAGCUAGAUAAGAGGAAGCAGUUCCAAAUAUAAGGCAAGAAAUUGAGGGAAAGCACAGAUUUGGAAUCAAGAGAGAUUAGUUACCCAUGUAUGAUUAUGGGUAAUCUAAUAUGGAUAAUCAUGCUUUAUGGGCGUUUCAUUACAGCCUAGUUGUUUGGGUAAGUUGUAGAAAUCCUGCAGAGAGUUCCCAUGCGUGGUUACUGUUAUUUCUUCCAGAACAGAAAUUCUCCCCCACUGUAUUUGCUUUUACUGCUUUGGGGCCUGUUUUGAAGACAUGUUUGUGGUUCAUUCAAGUAGAGCAGAGGUGGGAGUUCUGUAGCUUUAUGGAGUGUUUCAUAUAUUCUUUCUUUGUCCAUAUGAUACUUAUGUAUUUAUUUAUUCAUAACCAUUCAGCCAAAUGGGUUUUUGAUGGAGAGCAACACAUCUUGCAUUUCAAAAUAGAAGCUGUCCUGAAGGGGACUUAAAAUGCACUUGCAGUCAAGGUUCUGAAACUGUUUCCAUUUCAAUGAAAUGCAUGCUUGUUUCUUUCACAAAGUGAAAGUGCACAGCUAUUCUAGUUAGCCUGAAGGGAGGGUGGGGUGUAAGUCCGGAUGCUCUCGUUCUCUUUCACAACGUGUCCUGUCUUUAUGUAAAAUAUUGUACAUAUAUAAUGUUGAUUUAUAAAAAUACUAUAACCUAUGUUAUUCAUGUUCAAAAUAAGUGGCAUGUUUUGAAAACAAAGGUAAAAUAUGAAAACCUACUCCCAAGUAAAUCUAUGCCAAUUUAACCACAACAGUGGCUAGCCCAAAUAAAAUGGUCUUGCAUUGGUUCCAGGUAAUUAAAUCAAGCUGAACAACCCUUGGAAUGCUAUGAAUUAUUCUGAAAAUAAGAAGGACGACUGCUUUGGGAAACUGUGCUAUUCACAAGGGUGAUUCUAGUGUAAUAUCAAAUCAUGAUUUGGCAAUUGAAAAAAACAGGAAGCUAUGGGGCUCCUGUGAUACCAACCCCCUGUUCCCUUAUGUGUGUUGAUUCCCUGAAUCUGAUUGUAGUAUGAGGCAAACAGUAGUUGUGUUUAUUCUGCAAACCAGCAUCAGAAACCAAGGUUUAGAAUGUUUGCCUCCAACUUGGUGGUGAGUCCCUCUGUACAGUAGUCCCUUCAAUAUACAGGUUAGUGUUUGAAAUUUCUCCAGUGUAUCUACUCCUUUAGAGGUGGCCCACCACUUUCCUAACCAAUAGGAAUAAGGGAUGUUGAUGACCCACCAUCACCAUUCCAUGGGAUGAUGGAUGCCUUGACAAACAGGAGCAAACACUAGCCUGUACAUUGAAGGGAAUACAUCUACGGAGUCACUAUGUACAGGGGCACAACCCCCAAACAUUUUGAAUUAACACCUACCCUGUAGAUUGGGUGUGUGUGUGUGUGUCAUAAAACCUGCUCCAUCAGAUCAAGAACAAUGCGAUGGUGACGUUGUGUAGGUCACAAACUAUCACUGAAACAAACUCCCCCCAAUAAUAUAAAAUUCACAUAAAAUUCAAAUUAUAUAUCAAGCUAUAUAAAAUUUAUAUUAAAAGGCAGGACUUCUGGGGGAAAGAAUAAGGGCUACCCGUAACUUUAUUGAUGACAUAAACUAGGUAUUCUUUUCGUACAUCACCUUGGAGGAAGAGUGAUGAAUAAAUAAAAUCUUUAUAAGAAGUACAGUAGGAAGUGGUGUAUGUCCUCCCCACCUCCAAGGUAUUUUAAUUCAGACAGUUUUCUUUUUAAUAUGAAAUCUUUGUCAAAAUCAUGUUCCAUGUGAAGGAUAUUUACUAGGUUAUAAAGUAAUCUUAAAAUCACAAGGAUACAUUGUUAGAAGUAUUUAAAACACUUCCCAGAGAGGACCUGCAUGAGUCUAACAUGCGCCAACCACGUCCCUAUGCAAAGCCUGCAAGCAGAAUCUUAACGCAAGAGCCCUCUCCCCUUCAGCUAGUAUUCAGAAGCUGGCUAUAGUUAAAACCAAUUAUAUUAAAAAAUCUAAUAUAGCAGACUUGACCCAUUCACAUUUAAUUUUAGUUUUAUUAAUAUAGAAACAUAAUUCAAGGCAAGGUUUAAGCUAUAGUCUAUAACUGGCUAGCAAAAAAAAGGGAUAAAAUUAAAAAAACAAAUGAAUUAGUCUUAAUAAAAAAAGAUGCAGAAGCAGAAAUUUACAGCUCUAUUCCUGCCACAUUUUCUUAAAAACAAAAUAAACCAAUAUAUAUGAAGCAAAUAUAAAUUCAUUAAAUGUAAUUAUCAGUGUCAUCUGGGCCUUAGGGUGAGGACAAGCAGCAACUUUGUGGGAUUUCCAUUGGCAUCUGACUGCCCAUUGUGGGAAACAGAACGCUGAACUAGGUAGGACUUUCAUACAGCAGCAUUUGUCUCAUGAACUUGUGUUUACGUUAACUUCCAAAUUCCUGCACCAUGCAGGAAGGAGAUCACAGAAUUUCCAUUUCAUCAGUUUUAUUGACACACAGGAAUUAGGUUUCACAUUUGCACUGAUUGACAGAAUAAGCUUUGGAAAUUGCAUGUUUUUCAUAGUCCUUUCCCCCCCAUUCUGAGCCAUUAGUGCUGGGAAAUCCACAGGAAUCUCCAUUUGCUGCACUGUGCAAUCAUGUUGCUCUUACUGAUGAGCAUACAUAUGGCUCUUAUUCCUUCUUAUUUAUGCUUCUUAGAUGUGAAACAUAAUUCUGUCCUGCCAAGACCUUAGGUCUGUGCUGAAAUGACUAACAAAACAGACACAAAAAGUUUAUAAAUUCCAAGAAGUGAAAAGCAACCAGCACAAAUUUAGGAUCGUUUCUUGAUUAGGCAAAGUUGAAGUACUUUUAAAUCUCAAAAACAUUUCUUUUUUUUUGAUAAAGGAGGGUUCUGCAUCUUCCAAGUACAAUUUACUUCAAGUAACAGCAAACAUCUUGGUUUGUGCUCAAUUUAAUUUGGCUGGAUCAAGCCCAUUGAUUCUAUUUAUAUCGCCGAAACAGAAGAGAUGGCCAACUUUACUUAACCAUGCAGUUUCUGACGGCUAAUUAACUACUGAAAGACCUUCUUGGAAAUGGUUCCAUUGAUGUCCCAAAGUUUCCUGUAGUGUUUGAUUUAAGAUCUAAGUCCUAUGAAGUAAACUAAGUCUGCCAGUCUCCUCCAAACCAGUAAUCCCCCCAAAUGCAGUAAUUUCCAUUCCUUUUCAAAAGCCCAACUAAUAAUACUUGCAGGUAUAGUUAAUAAUGAAAGACAAACUCACUCCUUUUUUAGUGCAGCAGUCAUAGUCACAUUGAAGAUCUAACUUGUAGUUCCUAGUCACAUUUAAAAUAGCUGCCAUAUGGAUUGUGGGGGGAAAUACAGAUGGAAUUAGUUGUACAUGAGUGGCAAGACUGCUGUAGGUGGAAGCUUGCCUGCGUCAAUCUUUAAUCUAAUGUUUGACCAGGAGAUGACAGAAAAAUAAAGCAGAAUAUUCUGUGUGGGCACUAUACUGAGCUUGGUUGGAGCAUAAAGCCUUGUUACGUGUCCACCAGCACAAUGUAAAUAUUUAAAGGUCCCUGUUGGACAGAGAGUUGUUUAAGAGCCUUCUGUUUGUAAUCAUUCGUUAAAGUAAAUGUUUCUUAUUAUACAUGGAGCUGUGGUAGGUUUCUGCACUUAAAAGCUUGUCUGAAAAGCUGAAGUCAUGUGCAGUUCUUUGAGCACAUUGUCAUCCUCCCAUGUAGAUGAGUCUCUCUUGCUUUCUAUAGUAGCAAAUUCUGUCAUACUGAUUUGGUAAAAAUGUAUAUCACUGGCUUGCAAAGGUAGCUCAAACUACAGUUUGAACUUUGGAACAGGGCCAUCGCUAUCUAGAUUCCAAAAGUCUACCAUCUGCUCUGAUAUGGGCACAAAUUAUUUGUGACUGUUAGGAACCCAGUCUUCUGCCCUUAAAUUCUUGAGCAGUUUCCUGAAGCAGAACCCAAACAGAAGCAAGGGAAAUGUGCCCAGGGGAGGGAAAGGGAGCAAAUGAAACAGUAGCUAGAGGUAAGGUGAGCAAUGGAAGGGAUGGGAUGAAGAUGCAGAGAGUCUGAAGGAUGAGAACUGGACUAAGUGGCACCUAAAAAAAGUCAAAGCUAAGCAAGCAGAAAUAAACAUGUCACUUAAAUCAUGUUGUCUUCACUUUUUACCACAAUCUUUUACUCGGUUAGCACCUUUAAAAUGCGUUCUUUAUAAACACAACAUUUAAACUACUGGACCAUAAAGAAAGCUUAUUGCCAAACAAUCAAUGCUUUUGAAUUAUGGUGCUGGAGGAGACUCUUGAGAGUCCCAUGGACUGCAAGAAGAUCCAACCUAUCCAUUCUGAAUGAAAUCAGCCCUCAGUGCUCACUGGAAGGACAGAUCCUGAAGCGGAGGCUCCAAUACUUUGGCCACCUCAUGAGAAGAGAAGACUCCCUGGAAAAGGCCUGAUGUUGGGAAAGAUUGAGGGCACAAGGAGAAGGGGACGACAGAGGACGAGAUGGUUGGAUAGUGUUCUCGAAGCUACGAACAUGAGUUUGACCAAACUGCGGGAGGCAGUGGAAGACAGGAGUGCCUGGCGUGCUCUGGUCCAUGGGGUCACGAAGAGUCGGACAUGACUAAACGACAAUACAUUUUUCAUGGGGCUACCUUUGAAGACUGUUCAGAAACUUCAGAUCAUUCUGUAUUUAUUUGAUUCCAUUUAUGAAUUACUGCUCAUGAAAUUUAUUGAAGUGAUUUCGCAGUAAAAACAUGUGAAUUCUGCAGCCAGACUAUUGACUAGGGCUACUUGUAGGGAGCAGCCCCUAUAUUAAAACAAUUUCAUUGGCUAUCAGUCUGUUUCAGGGUGCAUUUCAAAAUGCUAGUUUUGACCUACAAAGCCCUACUUGAUUUGGAAUUGAGUUAUCUUUUUUUCCAAAAAAGCUGCUCUUCUAUGCUCUUCUGACUUGGGUUUUAUUAUCUUUGGGGCUCAUCUGUCUUUCUUUCCUGCCAGAAUUUGAAGUAGCCUGUUUGGGGGAAAUCAGGUUUGUCUGGGGCACACCUCUUUGGAGAAGACAGGUUUAAUGUGACAUGAGAACCAGGCUAUUGUAUACAUCAUGAAUACAAAUAAAAUAUCUUCCCAGAAAGCUUUCUUAAAUCAAGAUUUUGGUGUAACAUAAAAGUGUAUGUCAAAAAAUGUCAAUAUUUGAAAUAAGUGAGCUAGGGAAAAAAUCUUGUUGAACAAUAACUGCUUCAAUAGGCAAAUCAUUUCCUAAUAACUUGAGGCAAGGGAGCUGCAAAAUAUGAGUUCCUUUCCCUUCAGUUGCAAAAUUCCAAACACAACAACAGUAACAGUGACUUAGGAAGUGAAAUCUCUCUCACAUUAAAGCACCAACAGUCUUAAAGGCACAGAAGCACAAACUUAUAUAGCACUAAAACCAGACAAUAUUAAUGAAAUAUCUCGUGUUCAUUCAGAGCUCUAGGACGUAAUGUAUGUAAGGGAAGGGUUGUAGCUCAGUGGUAAAAUGUCUGCCUUCAAUCUCCAGGUAGGGUUAAGAGAGACUCCCUGCUUGAAAUCCUGGACAGCCACUUCCAGUCAGUGUAGACAGUAAUGGAUCAAUAGUCUGACUUGGUACAAGGCAGCUUCCUGUAUUCCUGUGUGAAUUGCAAAAGCCUCACAUCGAAUUAACAAAUUGAUUUAUAUUAAACCAAAGGAUUCAGUUCAUCAGUGUUAAAAACUGAGAAGUUGAAUAAGACUAUGUUGUUUGUAUUCCUGCUUUUACUUGUCGAAUCCUAAGUCUUACAGGUUGAAUGGUCUUGCUAGCAUAGUGUAAACUGUGUUAACACUUCAAAACACAAAUAACCUAAGCAGAACUGAAAUUAGAAAAAUGCCUUAAUGUGAACAUUCUUGUGUUUGAUUUUGUUUUGUCUAAUAUAAGAUCAAUGUUGUACAGUUUGCAGGUUUGUUCAGUGAUGCAAAGAAUAUAUUUUCAUUUAAUUUAAUAUAUCACCUGCUUUACCUGGGGAGAUGGAUACAGAAUCUCCUGGAGCUGUAAGCUUCUGAUGAUGUAGAUGGUAUACUUGUAUGGGGUGUAGGACAGCAACUGCAUUGACUUACCAUUUGCUUCCAGGAGAUAAUGGUUCAAAAGAUACCAGCACUGCCUCAUUAUUACGUGCGUCCCUUUUUUCCUGCCUCAUUAAUGGCAAUUUCAAGUUCAGUUCUCCUGGGAAAAUCUCCUAGUUAAUUGAGGUAGUGACAUUUUUCUGUGAUUUAAUAUAAUUAUUUUAUCAAAUACUGGAAAAGAUUAACUGGCAGCUCAAUUAAGUACACUUUAGAUAAAAUGUUGAAGGUGGAUGUAGUUUGUUGAGUUGGUGUUUCUCUGUGCUUAUCACCCACAUUUUGCAGACAUGCUUUUCCUUGGCAAGUAAGGUUUUCCAUCUGUUGUGUUUUAUCAGAGAGAUGCACAUCUUUGGUGUGCUUUGAUCUGCUCAGCUAUGAUUAGCUGGGAGUGAGGGCCUAAUCCAUCAUGAUUUGCUGGAGGGAAAAAUAUUAUCUCUGACGUUUUUCUGUACCUACUAUAUAAGAAUCCAUGCAAUCAAUCUUUCUGGGGGCAAAACUGGUCCAUAAAUAUAUCUUAAUAUCCCUGGGCAUCCCAAGGUAUCAUGAGCAGAGAUUAACCAUGCCAGUGGCUUUGGACAUGAAUUACACCAGUGGAGUCUCAAAUUUAAGCAGCACCCAGCCACAUCUCACCUUUCUUAAACAUCAUAGUUGUGACGUCCCCUGUGGUGCCCUGAGGCUCCAUGCCCUAUGCGACCAGUCCCCUAAAUCCGGUUCCAUGCCCCCUAUAGGACCGGUCCUAUAAUUAUAAUGAAGUGUAAACCUUGCAGUUCCUCUCCCUGUGCUUAUGUAUCAUGUCUGCAGCCUGGAUAUACGGGAAGAGUGUGAAUCUUUUUGGGUGGGAGAGACAAAUGCACAUCUCUUGACAUAGAACAGUCUUCACCAGCCUAGUGUCGUCUAGCUGUUCUGGAUUACAACUCCCACCAGCCCCAGCUAUUUGGAUCUAUCUAUCAGGUUAUAAUAAAAAUAAUAGAUCCAUCAAUCUGAUUUUUUUGUUAGAGAUAUAGGCACAUGGUAUGUUAAGAAAUGGAACAUAAAAUAGAAGUCCCCAAAUUUUAUGUCCAGUAUUGUUAUCUCUUUAGCACUUCACAUCUAAAUAAGUGAAUUCCAUAUUGUUUCAUUAUUAUUUCCACACCAGUAUGAUCUCAUUAAUUAGGAUUUUGUAGGGGUACUAUAAGCUGUAGUUCAUCCUUUUUUAGUUCCCGUGCAAUUAGGAAAAUGCACAAUUCCAUCAGUGCAUGCAUUCCUUCCACAUCUGUAGCUGUAGAAUCACUCCAUGUGGGGAAUGUAACACACAUAAGUUUGACCCAUAUAUAAAUCUGUUUCCUUUCCCCCCAAAGUUUAGUUUGACAGAAGCCAGGAUUUAGAUGGAAGGCAUACACUCUGUUCUGUUGAAUAGUUCUAAUAAAAAUUUACACCACGCUUCAUUUUGGCCCACAAAUGAUUAAACAGUAAUGCAAUGCUGCCAUGUACCAUCCAUUAGACUCUAUGGAUCAAAUUAUUUACAACAGCUUUUUCAUUACAAAAUUUAUUUUAGCUCAUAAUAUAAUUGUUGUUGACAGCUAAUGCUAUCAAUCAAAUGAUAUUUUGCCCUUUUUUUGCCCAGUUGAUGGAUGGCUUUGGUGUCUUUGCAUUACACGUUAAACCGAAAAGUUCCACAACAAAAUAUUUGUGUGCUCAAAACCUGCAUUCAUAGGGCACAGCUAAGAAAUUGCUUCUUUUUGGAGUCUAGAGGUCAUAAAGCACUGUUCAUAUAAAAUCAAUUUCUGGAUGAAGGAGGUUCAACAGCCUUGAUGUCUUAUAAUUGUAUGUAUGCUCGUUUCUCGCCAAAUUUCUCAUAGCAGUUCCCAUUAAAUAUUAAGCAAGCCCAAUAUAAACGUUGUGGACAUCUGCUGUUUUGUUACCAAAAAUGUAAUGCCCUAGCCCCUAGAUUUAUGAAAUUUAUUAUUUCGUAGCUUUGUCAAGCAGGUAGGGUGAUAAAUCUAUGAGCCUGUGCAUUGCACCCGCUUUGGGUGGGAACUGACCUUAGCUCCCAUUCAGAAGGACCACCAUCCAUCCACUGAUGAAGCAUGCCCAGAAGCAUGGUGGAGGACAGUGGCUGCCACUACCACAGCAGCAGUGGCAACUGCUGUUUGGACCACCACAGCUGGGCUCCCCUCCCCCACUCUGGUUGGCAGCAGAGAGAGAGCUCAUCAUCAGGACCCUGCCAAGGGCCCCCUACUUCUCCAAAGCCCUGUUCUCUUGUCACCAGGCCGAAUUAAGGCAAAGAGGAGAGAGAGAAAUAGCAGUGGAGCAAGACAGAGAGAAAUCAAAGGAGCUUCAGACCCUUUUCACUUAUCUGUUGGGUAGGUGACUUGCAUGGGAAACACCUUCUAGUGAAGUCAGAAUUUGAAAAUGACCCAGUCUUUCACCAGGAGGAUGCACUUUUUUGGGGGGGAAAUCAAAAUCUACGCAUUCUCCUCUGUAGGGAACAGGGCAAUGGACAGAUGAAAGUGAACAUGUAAUACACAGGAAAUGAAAGGAACCACGGAGCACUCUUCAUGUCCUUCUUGUUGGCUUCCCAUUGGCCACAGUGGAAAACAGGAUGCUGGGCUAGAUGAACUUUUAGUUUGAUCCAGCAGGGCUCUAAUGUGGCCAUUAUGGACUUGAAAGACAAUCUUCAGUGCUAUUUCAGGAUAAUGAUUUUGUAAUAACUGAAAGAGCUGCUAGGAAGCAUUUUUGGUAGGUGUAUUAGAGCAAAGCCAUAUGGUGCAUGACCUGACAUUUCCAAAGGGGUAGCAGUUUCUUGUAGCAAAGGCAGCAGUCUUCUGGCACCUGAAAGGCUAACACAUUUGUUAUGGACAAGCUUUUGUGGACUACAGUUGAUGUUACCAGAUGCAUGAAGGGUUAUCCUGAGCUGUAGGUAUGUGUGUGUAUCAGCCAUUUGUAACCCAUCCUGGGCAUUGACACUACCCUCUCACAGCCCUUGAAUGGCAGGCCUGUAGUUGCUUAAAGAUAGCUCUCUCUCUCUCUCUCUCUCUCUCUCUCUCUCUCUCUCAUACCCACUCACCCACCCACACCCACCCACCCCUAAAAGAGUUGUACAACCACAGGUCACACAGCAGAGAAACAAGUAAAGUGAUGGGCAAUACAGUGGUACCUCGGGUUAAGUACUUAAUUUGUUCCGGAGGUCUGUUAUUAACCUGAAACUGUUCUUAACCUGAAGCACCACUUUAGCUAAUGGGGCCUCCUGCUGCUGCCGCGCCGCUGGAGCACGAUUUUUGUUCUCAUCAUGGAAGCAAAGUUCUUAACCUGAAGCAUUUUUCUGGGUUAGCAGAGUCUGUAACCUGAAGCGUAUGUAACCUGAGGUACCACUGUACUACAGAACCGAAUAAUGUCAUCCAAAACUUCAAGUUAUUCACCUGCCCAUCUUCCAGUGUGAUGUAUGCCAUUAUCUGCCAACCAUGCUCUUCUGCAUUCUAUUUGUGACAAAUAGGCCUGUCUCUGUGCAAACAAAUAACACAAAUAUGGCAAUAUUAAAACAAACAAACAAACAAACAAACAAACAAACAGUGAUAAACAUGCCGUCCUACCAGGACAGCCUGUAACCAAUAUUAAAGGAGACAUAUCGUAACAAAGUAACCUCAAAGGGAGACUGUGACAUGAAACAGCUGAAUAACAAUACAUCAAUAGGUUCAGUGCUAUAAUUUGUAGGUAUAAUAUCUAUCAUCUAUCUAUCAUCUAUCUAUCUAUCAUCUAUCUAUCUAUCUAUCUAUCUAUCUAUCUAUCUAUCCAUCAAUAACUCAGGUUAACAUUUUGUGAAUAUUUUAUGUAGUCCACAAAGGUUCCACAAAUAUCUCUGUUCCUUUUAGGCAGAGAGCAUGUUAAAUCAAGGUGGGGGGACAUAGCUGGUAAUUGUACAACUGCAAGACCUUCACUUAAUAGAUUCAAAAUAGUUAACAUAUGUAGCAAUGGAUAGUAUACAAAUCUUCAUCAGAGGCUGAUUUUGAGCAUAUGUGAGUGAAAAGAUUUUAAAUAUUGGGCAAGCCUUAAACUUGAACCUGGCUCAUAUCACAUGAAGCAUCUUUCAAAAUGAAAUCCUCUUAGCUUUAUUCCAGCUGUGGAAAUGGUAUUUAUGCCUGGGCUACAGAAGCUACAUAUUCCUUACUUAUACUAAGCAUGUGAGAUUCAGUACUAUACUAUGAAAUGCUCUGGCUGUUUUUAAAGCUGUAUAUAUUUUGAGAUCUAUAGCCUGAUAACUCAUCUGUUGGAAUACAAAAGUAGUCUCCUUCCACAGUCCUUGAAAGAUAACUCACCAUAAAGGUCAAAAAAGCUGCCUGACUCAUCUGAAGAAAGAGAGCCUUUUUAUGAUCAACAGUGUUCUUAACUAGGCUUUUAUCAUGCCGGAAUGCUUCAGAAGCCAAUUGAACAAGAUUUUGACACCCCCUUUUAGAGAUACGCUAUGAUGUAGCUGUUACAGCUGAGCUUCAACUUUUGUUAAUGACAAGCAAAAGUUAUUUAUCUUGGCUCAGCUUAUUCUUUGCCAUAUGGCAUUACAACCUCUACUCUAUAUAUUAUAUGAAAGAAAAAGCUAUCCAUGUUCUUUGGUGUUUCAACCCAUAAUGUUGGACAGAUUGUGGCUUUGCCUUAGUAAAAAGUGCUUCUGAUCACAGAGGUUGAGACACCCUUUUUCUUUUUUGCUGUAGCGCCUGUGUUGCUGCUGUUUGCUGCACUCCACUGCUCCAAAUCUCAUUCUGUUCCAGGGGUCUCCCAGCCGUUGGGAACAGUUUUGGGGGGCAGAUAUGGUGGGGCUGAAGAUGGUAGGGAAAAGCAGCAAAAACCAGGUUCUCCAACUUGUGAGACUAGGAGCACUUUCCACUUAGGCAAAGCCGCCAUUGGACACACCUCAGAGUAGUUUUCUUUGUAUGUAGAAUCCUUGAAUCAUGGUUGUGGGCAAUAUUUUACAAUUUCUGUUUUCUAACUUUAAAAUGCAUGUAGUGUCCUGAGCUUCCUGUUUUAGUAAGAUUUCCUUUAGCUUUUCUGGAACCACAGAAAUUCUGCAGCUGCAGCAAAAGAUGGAAGGAACUGGGUUCCAAAAAAGACCCCUCCAUUAAAAGUUGUGGGGCUGCUGCAAAAAACAUACAUCACGAUUGAAUCAACUGACUUAGAUUGUUACUGUCUGUCUUUUGUGCCAGAGGUUAAAGUGGUAAUUGUUUCCUUUGCUUUCUGCCUAGAAGCCACUGGUGGCCCAGUACAGAUCUCCUUUUAGAAAUGACCCAGUUAAGUGAAGCAUAGAAUAUGAUAUAUUUCAGAUCUAACCUGGGCUGGCAAUAUGUUGGAUGUUUCACAGAAUUGCAGCCAGCUUCUUGAGUUUCUUAUAUUUUUCAUAUAAUUUAGGUCAUCUUACUUAUGCCGUUAAUAAUAUAUCCAAGAGACAGUGUUCAGCUAUGUAAGUUUGCACAUUUAAAAACUUGUUUAAAGUUUGCUUAGUUAAAAGUUUGAUUAUUAUUUAUCAGUCAAACAUUUCCCUUUUUAAAAAUAAAUCAUGCAUUUAAUUCAUUCCUGUAGGUUUUGCCUAAACAUGAUUUUCAAAUUUUGCUAAUUUCUCUUAAAGUGAACCAAAUACUUUCAGCUCUAUAAUGUUUGCACAUUUUGUACUGCUAUUGAAAAGUUUACUGAGAUGGAUAUAAUAUAUGUAAAAUGCUUUGAAUUCUUGAUUCUAUAUAAAUUCUAAGUACCAUUACUGUACAGGUUUCUUUCUAAAUAGAUUUUCUUUCAUUGAAUUGGAACCUGAUGAGGACCACAUGGUCAAAUCAUCUACAAAAAACAAUAAGUAUAUUUAACUAGCUAUAAAUGUACUUAAUGACUGGAGUGGACAAUUAAUUGCUAACAUAACUGAAAUAUUCAAGAGUGACUAUUACCUUCUGCUAAUAAUGGAGAAGAAAUCCUGUAUUAUCAAAGAGACUUGAUUUGAUUGCUCUUCUGUGGUUGUGAUAAGAGAGAAGGCAUAUUAUUGUAAAGAUGAGGAGGAAGCCAUUUUAAUCAUGCAUGAAAAUAUAAAUUCCAUAUGGGCAAUGUCAACCUUUUGUUGUUAGUGACCUAAAGAACCAAUUGAGUCAAUAAGUUACACCUUUAGUAGCCAAACUGGCUGCUCUUUGAAUAAUUGGCUGAUUUCAUGGUGCCUUGUUGAGUCUAAUUUUCUAGCCAUUGUGACUAAACAGUUGGUUUUGCUAUUUCUUUUGUUCCACUGCCCUGUAUUGGAUAAAAAGUGCAGCUCCUCCAAUCCUGGUUUAAGCAUUUUGAAGCUUUGAUUUAAUUAGUUUGAAUGUGUAAACUUGGCAGCUAUAGCCAGUACAUUAUGUGAAGUAAUUCUCCAGGAAUCAUGGUGAAGAGAAAAAGAUAUUGCGUUGUCUUUUGUGGCAAGGAUCUGAAUCAAAACUAUUAUGUUCUUCUGCAGAACAUGUGGAAUAUCAAAGAAGCUAAAACUACCAUUUCCUAAUCAUUUGCCAGAGAGUUUAUUAACUGUCCACAUGACAACAGACUAAAAUAAAUGCAGAGAGUUAUGCUUCAGUAGAUUGAAUUCCUGUCUUUUCCAAAACCUUUGUUCCAAACAUAUCUUAGUAUUGGAAAGAGCCAAAUCCAGUGGCCUGCAAUUUGAAACAUUUAAUAUCUGUAUAACUGAAUGUUGUUUUUUUACACACAGUUGAGUUCAGUUCCUUUUAAUGUUCAAAGCAAGACAUUUUUACUGUUCAUAGAAAUUGCCAGUGUUCCUAUACCAUCCUUUCACUGUGCUGUGAAAAACCAUUAUGGCAUCACAGCAUGACAUCACUGAUACUAUUAUGGCAUCAGUGGCAGAGGCCACUGAUAGGAGCAGCCCAUUUUUAGUCUAUUUCUUAUAUAGAAGUUGCUGCAAGUGUUUGUUUCCCCCUUACUGUAUGAAGGUUAAUACUGAAUAGUUUUACAGCUAUAAAAAUUCUGUUAAUGACUAAUCAUUCUAGAGUGAUCUGCCUAAGCUGUUUGCAAUAAUGAAUUUCAAAUGAGUGUUGUUUCUCAUGUAAUUACUGUCCAGUUUCUUGGCCUUUACACUUUGGAACAGCAAAAUGAAAACAUAAGGCACCAUCUAAUGGGAACAUCUCCUACAGAAGUUCAUUUGAAAUGCCAAGGCAUUAUGCCCAGAAUAUUUAUGCAGGAAAAGGCUGUGCAGAUUAUUAGGGCUAGCUUAAAUCCAAUCUAUUCUUACUGAGGUGGGCCAAAAAAAGUGUAUCUGUUGUUUUGUGGGGUUUUUAAUGUAAACUCUGCAUUAAAGUACCUAGAAUAAGUUUGAUUGUUCUAUAUUAAAUAGAUUGUCUCUUUUUAAAUUAGGGCUUUGUGCCCAGUUGCAACAGAAGUAAUCAUUAUAUGGAGCAAAUAGGUAUAAUAAAGGAGAUGCUUAAAUUAAUGUGUGCACUCAUAAUUUGUAGAGCUGCAUUUCACUUUAGUUCUAAAUCAAUGCAGAAGGUUUUGAGCUUUCAUUUAUUUUCCCUGCCAUCAUAGAUCUUAUAUAAAAUGGUCAUAAUUUGCUGGAAGCUAUGAUCAUAGUAAUAAACAAAGCAGAUCAUUAUAAUGUUCAUCUAAUGGUCAGGCAUGGGAAACCUUAAAAGAAAUCAUUCUGUGUUUGUAACAUGUAAUGUGAAUCCUUGCACCUUGUCUUUCUCAUGUAUCAAAGGUACAUAUGCCCACAAAUUUCUUUGAUUGGCCAGUACAAUCCAGCUCAAACUUCAGUUGGUUUGUUUUUGUCUAAAAUCCAAGAAAUAAAGAUCUCCACCCCCCCCCCCCCGUAAGCCAAGUAUCAACUUAAUGAAUCUGGUUGUGCGAAACCUCUAAUGUAUGCACAUGUGAUGUAUGUUACUAAUUUUCCUCUAUGUCCAAAAUCUCUAAUAUGUUUGCUUCCAUAACCCAUGAUGCAUGUAGUGUUGAUCAGAUGCAGAAUCGACCAGUGAACUUCCCUGCAGUUGAAAUUGGGAUCAGACAAAACAUGAAAAUGAGUUUUCAGUCUCUUGUAAAGCUAGUGACCUCCACAAUACCAGAGAGAUUAGUUUAUUUGAGUAUGAAAAGAGUGUUCAGAACAUGCUGUGGGGUUAGAGAGGAUGAUGAUUAAAUCUGAAUGGCAGAGUCCUGACUUAUGCUGUGGGAAUGUUACUAUAACAGAUGACCCGGUUCCAUAGACUUACAGCUGUGCUAGGUAUUGUUAUCUCUGGAACAGAUUAAAGAUGAAUAUAUUUUCUUGGUCAGCCCUUCUAUUUUAGGGGUGAGCUUGGUGUUCUUUAGUAGUUCAUUCUGUUUCAAACCUUAACACAGGAAAUUCUCAUAAUUUCUCUCUUAAUUGGUGUGAACAACUGAAUUGGACUAAAUGCACUAUUAGUAGCAAAACACAGGAACUGGGACAGUUAGCUGUUUUCCCAGAUGGUUCAGAUUUUGUUAAACCCAUAAGAUAAUGAAUUCAUUUCUUCUUUCCUGAGUUAUGUUACUUAAAAAUAAUAAGCAGCUCCAUUUGCUCCAUUUAUCCAGUGUUUUAACUAUGACAUGACCGUCCUUUACUUUGUAAAAUAUUUAUGUGAGAGGUGUUCAGGGCAAUUGAGGCUGGUCCAUUAGGGUGAAAUCAGAAUGUCUCAGUGUUGCUUUUGUAGAACACAGCAUGGAGGAGGAUGGGAAUACAACUAGAAUUAGUUGGCACUGGCUCCACACAGUAUUGGUCUCCCUGCCUUCUGCCCUACAAGUCCCUGGGGCACCAGCCACCAAAGGUCCUGAGGGUGAAGUUAGAAGGCCAAAGAUGAGGCCUUGGCUGAACCAUAUUCUGAGAUCACGUACUGCAGGUCGUUGCUCAUAAAUACCAUUUUCUGUUCCCUGUAGAAAUAUGAUUUUGCACAGAUGUACAGCCUCUUGCCCAGGCUUCUCCACCCUGUCCUAUAAUGUUACUAAAAUCUUCUGUAGUGCAGAACAUAUGCUGCUUUCACAGGUCAGGUUCCUAGUAUUAAAUUAAGCUUUCCUAUUGCUUCAGAUAUGGAACCUGCUGUUUUGUGAUGAGGCGGCAGCCAUCAUGAUGGAAGCUGUUGGGACUGUGGGAGGGUUUGACAAGAGAUGGGAAGGCAGGAGGAGGAGAACGUUGCUUCACUUCUCUAUCAUCAAAGGAUUCCAGCAGGAUUUCCUGGAUCUGGCACACUGUAUGUAAAUUGCCCCCACCCCCUCAAUAUAUUACAAACUGAAGCUGGGUUUCUAAUGUACAGCUUGCCUGUGUGGUGCAAUAUUGCUGGUUCUAAGAUAAACUCAAUGUCAACUCCAUGAUCAAGUUCUUUCCCCAAAUAUCUCCAUUGUUUUGAGCACAUGAAGUCCCAACAAAAAUAUUGGGGAAUAUAGUAUUUUAAUUUAACAUGUGAAGCAGGAUGCUUUGUACCUUCAGGUGAAAGUUUAAAGGAAUGAAAUCAGGAAGAUGCGGAAUGAAACUUAAAUGAUUGUUUCCUUUCUUAUUAUAAAGAUCACACACAGUUCUGCAUUUUAGAAAUCUACCUACUGAAGUUUUAAUGUGUGAUUAUUUCUGGUAUCUUUGUUCACAUUAACGUAAGGGGAAACUAGCUGAUUAUACUUCUUGGUUUGUAUGUCUUUUCUUCCUCAGCGUUAUUUUCUUGUCAUUAGUGUUAUUUCCCAAAAGUCUAUGGACUGAAAAUGUUUCAUAAAUUUGUUGAUCCUUCCUGACAUCGUUCAGCAUGCAAAGUAACCAAGAGGAUGUUGUGGGUGUCACGAGUUGAGUCAUUUAUGUGCUGUGAGAGUAGCAGCCCUUUGCUUUGACUCAAAGCUAGACAAAUUUGGCAACAGAGACAAAAGGAGAAUACCUUUGUAUUACUGAGGUGUCAUUUUUAUAAAGUGCCUUUGUCUCCUGCACCACCCUCUUAAUGCCUCAGAAAUAAAUCACUUCAGACUUCAUCACUGACAGCCACAAUAUCUACAGUCUUCACACAUCAGGAGCCUGGCUGACAUGGCAAAUUAUGUGCUGGCGCCAUUUGACAAGAGCAAAAUGAAGAGAGGGGCUGGGCUUCCUUGCUGUAUAUCAGUGCAAAGUGGUAAUGUGUAUUCUGGAUCCAGAGCGGGUGUUUGAACGCUUAAUUGUGUUUGGUAAUAUAAGUUGAAAAAUAAGCAGAAUAACAAGCUGGGGAAAGGAUGUAAUGGGACUAAGAAAAAUAAUCUAGGCACCUGAUUCAUUGAUGGAGAAUCGCUUGCCAUUAUUUAAAACACAUCUGCAUUUGUGCCACAAAUCUCAUUACCAAUGUGCACAUAUAAGUGUUGAUCUGCAGUAGUUGUGUUUUUUAAAAGAUGAUGCAGAACUUGCAUUAACAGAUGAGUAUGCUACUUACUCCACCAGCAGUCUCCAAAAUCCCUUUGCCUAGGCUGCGGAAGUGCAUAUCAAGAUAACUCUGUGAGUAGAGUAAUCACUUUGCCUUCCUCUGUUUAUAAGAUAGGAGUUGUUUCCUCUUUUGAGUUUGUUUUCUUGUAUCUCUUCGAGUGGCAGUGACUCCACCUCUUUCUCAUCCAAAUCUGAGAAUAAAAUAAAUAUUUUGUUUAAAAAAUCUCACUGGAAUUGUGUUAAGCUCAUGAUUCAGAUAAGUGAGGGAGGAAAAGACUUUAGCUGAUACAAUUAAUGUUUUAUGUUGGAGAUCUCACCAGCUGCCUUAGAAAAAUUGCUUAGGUGCUGGGCUUCAAUAUAGUUUCAUAGAAACCAGUGGUGGGCUUGCCUUACACAGCAUAAAACUUUCCAAAGUGCUUGGUUUUACUAUUUUACUGUCUUCAGACCUUGUGACACUACUGCAGAUGAUUAUUAAUACACUGGAUCUGGAAUUUCAGGCAAUAUGGCUCACUUUCUUUCUUUGCUACAGUACUUUAUAUGCAAAGUGGAUAGACUUUCAUCCAUAUGCAAUUACUGCAAGACUAUAAAAUAUGAUAUGGUUAAAGAAAGCAGUAGAUUAAAACUACAGUAAUUUCAAGAACUUGCAACAGGAACUAAAAUCAAGUUUGAAUAUGUUGCACACUUAUGAAAAAAAGCUGAACUGACAACAAAUAAUUACUGCCUGUGGGAAGCAAGGGACUUUGCUACCCAAUAAAUAAGCUGCUCUUAUUCUCACUGUGUAGAGAGAUGCACAUGUUCAAGCGAUGCACAUAUACCAGAUAUUCUUAUAUUUCAUUGAACGUUUCAAAAGUCCUUGCUUGAUGUGCAGAAUAGUGUCACGCUGAAUGUUAAUCACUACAAGUCAAGAAAAAUGAAGUUACCUCGAAGUCCACUUUCAAAGUCUUCAUUUAUAAACCACCAUGUCCUAGAGGUAUGGGAGGGUUGUAUGGGGUGAGCCAGCUGGGUAACUACAGACAACCAAAACCCAGCAGUGAUGGAGUUCUGGAAUUAGAUUUUGUUGCAACCACUUGGAAUUCUGUGGUUGCAACUGUUUGAUCAAGCCAGUCCAGGCAGAUCAGAACAUAUGGACAUGAACAAAACCAGUUCAGCCCAGCAAUAAAAGUAGGCACAGGCUGGCUAAAAGCUACAGCUGAAUUGCAGUUACAGUGCAGAUACACUCCGCAAUGGAGAAAGAAAUGUGUAAGUCAUCUGUCUUACAGUCACUCUUUGACUGCACACAUUUUAGUAAAAAUUCCUAAGGUCUCCAACUGACUUGCCCAGAGCAAGGUAGAUUGAAGCUAUGAAAAUUUAAAAACAGCAAUCAGGAACUAAAGAUCAGUUUUGAGCAUCCCUUUCCCUCCGUCUCCCUCCCUCUUUCCUUUAACAAAGCAGAGGUGGUGCCACUGAUGCGCUCCAUCUUAGCUCCAGACACAGCACAACAGGUGACGACUCCUUCUACACAUAAAUUCUAGUUCAAACACUUUGUCAAUAGAUCCAUGGGGUUUUUUUUAAUUUUAAAGUUUAUGAUGUAGCUAUUUACUAUAGGUUUGUGUUCACAUAGAUUCUGCUAAAAGAGAUACAAAACCUAUUAUUGCUGUUCUCCAAUUACAAUCGUCCAGUCCAGUACAACAGUUGAGUGUAGAACUGAAUGCCAGUGCAAAGCUGGGAGUGGAGAGGGAACAGGAGUACCGUGGGUUUCUUGUACUAUAUUGUGUUAAAGAGAGCCAAACCCUUUAAUGCUGGCAAUGCAAUUAGUGAUUCACGGAGUAAGAAAAUCAAAAAGAUGGGUCCCUGCCAUGAUGAGCUUACAAUCUACGCUUCAGCAGUGGAGGAGAUAGGAAGGGGAAAUAACAAGGGCUGCAUGUGAGCAAAUAAGCUACGUGUACGUAAUUAAGAUUUGUGUCAGCUGGGAUCCAAAUUUGAUUUGUUUCAACAAUUUAUAGUUUAUCCAUUUGGCAAGGCACUCUAAGCAACUGAAAAGACAAAUGUAAGCAUUCACAUAUACAGAUUAAAGCAAUAAAUUAAACCUGGAAGCCUGAGUUUCAACUUCUAGGUGCCAGAAUCAAAUGUGUGGGCGCUAACCUUGUGACCCCAGUCCAAGCAAAAUUAGUAAUAAUGACCAAGCCACAAUGAAAGCAGUAGGAAUUAAUUUGGCUGUCAGAAAGGGAAAGAGGUUUAAUCUCCUUUAACUCCUUUAAGUGUUUUUUGUCAACUUACAUCUCCAUGUUGAACCUGAAAUUAAAGUUACAUUCAUUUAAAUUUUCUUCUCCACCACUUCUAAGUACCCAUGGCAAAAAGCCGGGCCCAAACUAUGAGUGAAUAUGUUUAUUUCUUGGUUUGCUUGCCUAUUCCAUUUGUAUCCUGUCCUCCUUCCCGUGAGAUAAGGCUGCUGACAUGGAGAUGGGCUUUUUCAGUGAUGGCACUGAAUGUGAUACAUUCCCUGCUGAAAUAAGAGACACCCCAUCUGUGUUGGCAUUCUGUUAGCUCUUGAAGACACACCUGUUUGAACAGGUAUUCCCCUGACCUCUUUAUCCGAGUCUCAUGUUUUAAUUGCUGUGUUGUUUUAAUGACACUUGUUACUGGACCACAGCAUAUUGCUUCCAUUAGUGCCAUUGCUCUAGCAGCUUCUAGAGAGAAUAAUAGAAUGUAAAGACUUUGAGCAAAAUCUAGUCCAAUGCCCUGCAGUGCAGGAAUCUCAACUAAAGCAUCCAUGACAGGUGGCCAUUCAACCUCUGCUGAAAAACCUCCAAGGGAGGAGAAGGGCCUCCCCCAAAUAUCAGGUUUGUAAACCCUAAGGGACUCUGCAAGCCAAUGACCAAGGCAUUGAACAGGAGUCGUCGUCCCAAGCACCAUCUUCUGAAUUUGCUUCUCCAGGAAGGAAUGGAGCACUAUACUGUAAAAUAGUGCCUCCAAGUCCUGUCCCAGCAAGGCAGCCUGGAAGGAUACCAUAGUCAAUAGUAUUGAAAGGCACCAAGAGAUCCAGCAGAACCAACAGGAACACAUUCCCACCUGUCCAGUGCUUGGCGUACGUCAUCCAUCAAGGUGACCAAAGCCAUCUCUGUCCCAUAACCAGGCCUAGAACCAGAUUGAAAUGGAUCUAGAUAAUCAGUCUUCUCCAGAAACCUCUGGAGCUGAGCUACCAGCACAUGCUCCAGUACCAUAUUUCCUAUUUCUUCUUCCAAUGUGUAGUAAGUGAUCCUAAUUCUGCAAGGAGUUUUGAUCCAAUAUGGCACUUGUAUUCUUAAAACCUCCUGCCAACCUAGCUGUUCGAAAGCACGUCAAAGUGCAAGUAGAUAAAUAGGUACCGCUCCGGUGGGAAGAUAAAAGGCAUUUCCGUGCACUGCUCUGGUUCGCCAGAAGCGGCUUAGUCAUGCUGGCCACAUGACCCGGAAGCUGUACGCCAGCUCCCUCGGCCAAUAAAGCGAGAUGAGCGUCGCAACCCCAGAGUCGGCCAAGACUGGACCUAAUGGUCAGGGGUCCCUUUACCUUUACCUAUUCUUAAAACACCUUGCAAGAAUUCCACAACCAGCAGGCACUAAAGGAAGGGCUAAAAGUCAGUGCUUUGCAUGCAGCGAGUCUUAGGUCCAGGGCCCAGCAUCUUCAAGUAGUGCUGGGAACGUCCUCUGGUGAGCCACUGCUAGUUGGUGUAGAAUUGGAGACAAUAUUGAGCUUCUUUAUAAGGCAGCCUCCUAUUUUCACUAAGUAACUCAGCAGACAGUGGCUCAUGGUCCAGCUGUGGUACAUAUUCUACCUUCUGCCCAUUCAUGUCUUAAAAAACCCCAGUGUGUCUAGCAUUGUGUAUGACUGGUUUUGUCCUCUCUACAACAAAUAGUAAAAUACCCAAUUACAACAGAAUGGCCUGAAAGCUGCAACAUGAAAUUAAAUAGUACAUGAAUUGGUAGCAUUUUACCAUGUUAAAAUAUCAAGGAUCGGCUAAAACCUUUGACUUGAAUAAGAUUUCGGCUUCUAGCCAUAUAGGAAAAUAAUUUAAAUUAGGCCAUUUCCCCAAUUCAUGUCAUUUUCUUUCUUUCUUUCUUUCUUUCUUUUUUUUAAAAAACACUCCAAACACUGAAUGCUGUCAACUCUCAUUGAACCAUGAAGAAGGUGUUCAGAAUUGCUUGCUAGACUGAACCGUAUCUCCUUGGUAACCCACUUCCGAUGCAUUAUGUGAUGUCAUUGGUACUGUUAAAAGCAGGCUGUGUUACUUUGUUGUCCUUGUCCCCCCCUCCCAAUUUCGAACAUAUUUUUACACAUUUCUUUUUUAAAUGUGAAGUUCAUUGGAUUUUCAGAGAGAAGUUUUAGUGCACUUGUAUGUAUGCUUUUGGGAACACAGAACGAAAGCAUUUAUUAUGAUGUACAAAUGAGGCAAAUUAUGCUCCUACCAGAAUCUGUACUGGCCACAGGUACCACUACCUUCCUUGAAGUUGCAUGUUUAUUCUGGAAAUUUAUGAGGCAGGUAUGUGCAACAUAGGUAAAGGGACCCCUGACCAUUAGGUCCAGUCGUGACCGACUCUGGGGUUGCGGCGCUCAUCUCGCUUUAUUGGCCGAGGGAGCCGGCGUACAGCUUCCGGGUCAUGUGGCCAGCAUGACUAAGCUGCUGCUGGUGAACCAGAGCAGCACACGGAAAUGCUGUUUACCUUCCCGCCGGAGCGGUACCUAUUUAUCUACUUGCACUUUGACGUGCUUUCGAACUGCUAGGUUGGCAGGAGCAGGGACCGAGCAACGGGAGCUCACCCCGUCACGGGGAUUCGAACCACCGACCUUCUGAUUGGCAAGUCCUAGGCUCUGUGGUUUAACCCACAGCGCCACCCACGUCCCUCAUGUGCAAAAUAGAUUGCACCUAUUACUUGUCUGGAGGCCUCUGGCAUGCAGAGGGAGUGCUAAGGGAUCAUCUCCCCCAUUCCAUGCCAAGUAUCCUCUUGCCUUUCUGUGGUCUUGUAGAACUCUAAUAUUGCCGGAAAGCCUCUAAUUUUUUCUGAGGUCCCUCUCUGUCUGAGACCUAUGAUGCACUGCCUAGCGACCCCUCAGUUCCCCAUCAGCCCACUCUUCACCAAAACUUUGCAUUCCGAAGCUCUGUAUUAAUAAUUUGACCCUUGUGCAAUCAUACAAAAUAAUGACAUAGUACAGAUUAACUUCCAGUGCAAGUGUGACUAUGAAAGUACAUAGGAAGCUGCCUUAUACUGAAUCAGACAAUAGGUCCAUCUAGCUCGUUGUGUGUACAGGCUGGUAGCAGCUCUCCAGGGUUUUAGACAGGAGUGUUUUUUCCAGCCCUACCACGAGAUGCUGAGACCUUUUGCAGGCACAGCAGAUGCCCUGCCAGGGAGCUAUUUGUUCCAGACUCACUGAAGCAUACAAAUUUACCCUAUACCAAGUCAGACUAUUGAUCUAUCUAGCUCAGUAUUAACUACUCUCCAGGGUCUUUCCCAGCCUUACCUGAAAAUGCCUAGAUUUGAAGCUGUGAUCAUUUUAAUGCAAAGCCUGCGCUGCACCACUGAACUACCUCCUUCCCCAGCUACUCUAGUGUAAUGUAAUAAGCCCUUCUCUUGGUGACUGCUAUUUCUGAAUCUCAUCUUGGUCCAAAGUGAGCAGUAUUUCCUCUAAUGACAGCUUAGCUAAUUAGUCUGCAAAUGCAACCAGUGUUUAGAGGAGUAGAAUAAACAAAUGUUUGGCUAAAUAAAUUAUAUAUUUUUGUUCCAUAUUUUAAUUCUGCCCCCAAGUGAUUAUAGGGCAAGCCACAUUGAACUGGGUAAUGUAAAAAAAAAGUCAACCAGUCAUUAAUCUUGCAGUAGGCUAAGGAAUUCACACUUCUGACAUUGUUAAAAACUAGAAGCUACUGAAAAUAAUCUAAAACUGUUUUGCCUAAAUAACACAGACAAAAUGAAAGUCAAGUAGCAAGCAGGAGUGCUAAAAAGAAGUAUAGAUUAUGAAACUGUUCAGCUGAACUAAAAAUGCAUUUGCUUCAAUCCAGAGUCCCUUGUGCAUUGUGAUUCUUUUAAGUCUCUCAAGGUGACAUGGAAGAGCCAUAUCAGAUAUCCUUCUGUUUUUAACACUUGAACAGCAGCUGGGAGAUGAAUUUAAUCAGGAAGGGGUUAAACCUUCCACUGCCUGCUAUUUCCACAAUGGAAAUUGUUCCCCAAUCUGCUAUUUUUUAAAAACGAGGCUGCAUUUUAAAUUGCAUUUUAACAUGUAUUUUAAAUUGGUUUUUUUCCUAUUAUGUUUUUAUUGUAAUUUUACUGGUAUUAGCUGCCCUGAGCCCGGCUCUGGCCGGGGAGGGCGGGGUAUAAAUAUAAUUUUGUUGUUGUUGUUGUUGUUGUUGUUGUUGUUGUUGUUAUUUUCCCUACAGCAAGAAAACAUUAAGGUCCCCUCCCUGGACAUCUUCCUCCACUGUCAAAUAUCAGCUUUGGGAAAGUGCUUUUCAUAGGGAAACUGCUCUGGAGAAUAAAGGGCUAGCUUUUUACCCAAACACUGUGAUCCUGAUCAGAUUUGCCCCCUAUUACAAUAUUCUAAUUGCUAUUUUUUUAUUAUAAAGCCUGGGGAAAUAAAAAUACUGGAUCUCCUGCUGUUGCAUCCAGUUUGACCCUUAGUGUGUGCAUUAAGUCUCUGUUACUCACAAGAGACUGGUGGUUCAGUGCCUCUUUCUAUGGACUCAGCUAGACUGGUAAAGAAAAAAUGAUUUAUAUGCGUUGUAUUGCGAUAUAACAUUGUGCCACCAGAUGGCGAAAUGGAGUCCUGUCUGUCUCUAACUGUUUUCCUUGUUUAAAUCUACAACACUUUAAACGCUUCUUUGAUGUGUCUAGAUCCAGCCUAUAUGUAGUGAUUGCCUGAUGAUUUCAUGGAAAAAGUUAUGCAGGUGUUGCAAAUAAUAGGUGGAAACCACUGGCACAAACAGGUGGAAUCGGUGGCAGCCGCAUACAGAACAGGAGGGUCUAUGGGCCAGAUUAUUUAAAAUUUUAAUCAGAACUGUAGGAAAGACUCACUGGGGAUCAUGGCAAUUAAAAACUACAGAAAAGCAGAGUUUAAAGCAAUAGUCUAAAAGCAGCAGACAAAUCACUUAAGACAGCUUCCAGGUGGGAGAGUUAACAGGAAAAGUGAAAGAUUUAUCUCUAAGAUCCAAAGUACUUGAAGACUCAAUGAAAAGGGUUCAAAAAGAUACUAAAGAAAAUAAGAAAGAUAUGGAUAGGAUUAAGACAGAGGUGAAGGAGAUAAAUAAAAUACAGGAAGAGUUACUGGAUAGUGUGGCGAUGACUCAAAUGAGACAGAAACAAUCAAACCUGAAAUUUAGGGGAUCCCUGAGGAACCUAAUGAAAACAUACGAUCUAAACUGGUUAGAGAAUUGGCAGUUUGGUUAGAUAUGAAGGAAGAGGACAUAGGAUACUCAGUUGCAAAUAUUUUUCGGAUAAAAACAAAAUCAGCCAAAGCCAGAGGGAAGAAACUGCCAGGAGAUGUCCUGGUCAUGUUUAACUCUCUGGAUAUGAGAAAUGAAAUACUAAAGUUAAACUAUAAUCAAAAAUUAUGUAUUGAGGGAAAGCCAAUUAUUAUAUUUAAAGAGAUUCCUUCGAGAUUUCUUCGUAAGAGAGAUGUUUAUAAAAAACUAACUAACCAAUUGAAGAAGAUAGGGAUCCAAUAUAGAUGGGAGUUCCCGGAAGGGAUUUCAUUCUAUUUCAAGGAAAAAAGAUUCAAACUAUCCAGCUCUCUGGAAUUGGAUAAAUUUGCAAGAAGAUAUGAGAAGGAACUGGGAAGGUUGGGAGGGGGGGAUCCAGAAGGGGCGCAGAUGGGGGAAGAGAGGGGUGGAGGUGAAGAAAGUGGAGAGGGAGAAGAGGAGGAAAACCUAGACGAAGAAAAAGAAGAGGAAGAGACAGAUAACAAGGAACAGUAGACCUAACCUAGAUUUGACCACUUACUGAUUGUACAUUAAAAAUGACCUUAAAAAUAACCUCGUGGAAUGUGAACGGGCUCAAUAAUAAAAAUAAAAGAAACCAAAUUGCUCAUGUAUUGCUUAAAAAGAACCUUGACAUAAUCUGUCUGCAAGAAACCCAUGUAACAAAAAACAUAAAAGAAUUUUAAGUAAUAAGAGAUUGGGGUUGGACUUUGUAGCAUCGGAUAAUGUCAAGAAAAGAGGAGUGGUACUAUAUAUAAAAGAAAAAUUUGAUCCAAAAUUAAUACAUAAAGACGAAGAGGGGAGAACGAUAGCAGUACAGAUCACCCACCAAGGAGAAAAGAUAAUCGUGGUAGGGAUAUAUGCACCCAAUGACAAAAAUCAGCAUUUUAUUCUGAACUAGGUAACAAAUUGUUAGAAUGGAUGGACCAACAAAUGAUAUUGAUGGGGGACUUUAAUGGAGUGGUUCUCCCAAAUUUGGAUAGAUCAAUAAGAAAACAGGAAAUGAGGGAGGGCAAAUUACCGAAAGCCUUCUUCGAAUUAGUGGAAAAUUUGGGAUUAAUUGACGCUUGGAGAUUUAAAAACCCCACGAUAAAACAAUUCACUUUUUUUUCAAACCCAAAUCAAAGCUGGGGAGAAUAGAUCAUAUUUGGGUCUCGAAGGAAUUGACGCAAAGAGUAAUUAAGACUGAAAUCCUCCCACAAACUUUAUCUGAUCAUAAUCCAGUAUAUAUGGAGGUAAAAGGAAAAGAUUUCAGAACAUUAAGAUGGAGAAUGAACGAAAACCUAUUCAAUGAUCAAAAGAUAGCAAAUAAAGCAAAAGAGACAAUUGAGGAAUAUUUUAAGUGGAAUUUGAAUAAAGAAACAUCUCUAGAAACGGUGUGGGAUGCCGGGAAGGCUGUCAUGAGGGGUUUUCUUAUUCAGAAAAAUAGCAUCUCAAAAAAGAUAAAAGAGAAAAGGAAAGAAGAAAUCUUACUACACCUUAUGGAGAAUGAAAGACAAUUAACCAUCAAACCAGGAGAUGAAAUAUUAAAACAAAACAUAAGGAUGCUACAAGCUCAAUUUUCUAUGAUAGUGAACCAGGAGAUUGAAUGGAGGAUCAAAAUGAUGAAACAAAAGAACUUUGAAUCAGCAAAUAAGAUAGGAAAAUACCUGGCGUGGCAAUUAAGAGAGAGGAAAAAACAAAACAUGAUAUGUAAGAUAAGGGAUGGAGAAAGGAUAGUGGAGGACCCAAAAGAGAUAAAGAAGAUAUUUCAGAAAUACUAUAAGGAACUAUAUAAAAGAGAAAGAGAGAUAGAUAAUGAGAUAGAAAAUUACUUGAAAAAAUACCAAUUGCAACAGAUCACGACUGAAGAAAGAGAAUAUCUAAACCAGACAAUUACAGAGGAAGAAAUUAGGAAAGCAAUAAAAAAAAUGAGAAUAGGAAAAGCGCCGGGGCCAGAUGGUAUCUCGGCUAAAUAUUAUAAAAUAUUAAGUGACCAAAUUUCCCCAGUGCUAUGUGAAGUCAUGAACAAUGUAUUAAAAGAAGGGAGAAUUCCAAACACCUGGAAAGAAGCGUAUAUUACCUUAAUCCCUAAAAAAGACACAGAUGGUUUAGAGGUAAAAAAUUAUAGACCUAUUUCGUUACUAAAUAACGACUAUAAAUUAUUCGCAGACGUACUGGCAGAAAGGUUAAAAAAAGUCUUAAAUAAAAGAAUCCAUAAAGACCAAACGGGUUUCCUCCCGGGGAGACAACUGAAAGACAACGUAAGAAAUGUGAUUGACAUCAUUGAGUAUUUGGAUACUAGAAUAGACAAACAGGCGGCGCUGAUCUUCAUUGACGCCGAGAAGGCAUUUGACAACGUCUCCUGGCGUUUCAUGAAGGAAAAUUUAAAAAUGAUGGGAAUUGGUGAAGGAUUUAGAAAAGGUAUUGACGCAAUUUAUCAAGAGCAAAAUGCCAAACUUAUAAUAAAUAACAAUAUAUCGGAGGCCUUUGAUAUUGCCAAAGGGACUAGGCAAGGUUGUCCUUUAUCCCCUUUGUUAUUUAUAACAGUGUUGGAAGUGUUUAAUAAAAGGUUAAGGGAAACACCGGAAGUUAAAGGAAUUAAGGUAGGAAGUAAGGAAUUCAAAAUAAAAGCAUUUGCAGAUGACUUGAUAUUAACAUUGGAAGAUCCUAAGAACAGUCUACAAGCAGCCUUACAGAAAUUAGAAGAAUUUGGAAAAGUGGCAGGUUUUAAGCUUAACAGGAAUAAGACCAAAAUGAUAACAAAAAAUAUAACCAAGGAAGAGAUAGCAGAGCUAGAACAAAGGACAGGAAUUACGGUUGUUAAGAAGGUAAAAUAUUUAGGAGUGUGGAUCACAGCAAAAAAUAUAAACUUAUAUAAAGAUAAUUAUGAGGCUACUUGGAAGGGUGUCAAGAAAGACUUAGAAAUCUGGGAGAGAUUGAAACUUUCUUUCUUAGGGAGGAUCUCAGUUAUUAAAAUGAAUGUCCUGCCCAGAAUGUUAUUUUUGUUCCAAACUAUACCAGUAAUGAAAGGACUAAAACAGUGUAAAGAUUGGCAAAGGAUCUUAGCGAGAUUUAUCUGGCAGGGGAAAAGACCACGAAUAAAAAUGAAAAUAUUGGUAGACAAAAAGAAAGAGGGGUUUUUCUUUACCAGAUUUGAGUCUAUACUAUGAAGCGGCUUGUUUAAUGUGGGUGAAAGACUGGAUAAAGUUAGAGAAUACUGAUAUCUUGGAUUUAGAGGGCUUUGAUAACAGGUACGGGUGGCACUCGUACCUGUGGUACGAAAAGGUGAAAGUUCAUAGAGGCUUUCUAAAUCAUAUAAUCAGAGGAUCAUUAUUUCAAGUAUGGGAAAGAAAUAAGAACUUGCUGGAAAAGAAAACUCCAUGGUGGAUCUCACCAAUUGAUGUCUUAACUGUUAAAAAAACUAAUAUGGAAGGGAAAAGAGCCACCUAUGAAGAACUUAUCAAUAAAACUGAUCAGGGCAUAAAACUCAAGCCCUAUGAGGAGGUAAAGAAUGUACUUACGGGAUGGUUGCAAUACCAUCAAGUGAAUGAUCUGUUAAAAGAUGAUAAAAAGAAACUGGGAUUUGAAGAUAAAAAAUCUAAAUUUAAUGUAGAAAUUAUUGAAGGCAAAAACAAAACAUUAUCUAGGAUGUAUGACCUUUUACUGGAUUGGUUUACAAAAGAUGAAGAGGUGAAGGAGGCUAUGAUAAAAUGGGCCAUAGACAUUGGUUACAACAUUGACUUUGUAAAGUGGCAGGAAUUGUGGAAUGUAAAUAUGAAAUUCACGGCGUGUACGGCAUUAAGGGAGAAUCUCUGGAAGAUGAUUCAUAGGUGGUAUCUCACACCAGUGAAAUUGGCUAAGAUUUACAAACUGAAGAAUAAGAAGUGCUGGAAAUGUGGAGAGGAAGAUGGUGAGUUCUACCACAUGUGGUGGACAUGCAGGAAAGUAAAAGGCUUUUGGGAACUGAUCUACAAUGAGCUCAAAAGGAUUUUUAAAUAUACUUUUCCCAAAAAGCCUGAAGCUUUCCUGCUAGGAAUAGUUGGCAAGGAAAUUAAAAAAGAGGAUAAAAAUCUGUUUCUAUAUGCCACAACGGCCGCUAGAAAUAUGUUGGCCCAAAGCUGGAAAACAGAAUUAAUACCUACUAUAGACGACUGGCAGAAUAAGAUGAUAAAUUAUGUUGAACUAGCUAGAAUAACAGGAAGACUAAGAGACCAGGAUGACCAGAAGUUUCAUGAAAAUUGGAAUAAAUAUCUGACGUAUAUAAGAGAUAAGUAUAGAACUUUGAGGACUCUGGCAGGGUUAGAAUAACUCUAACAGUGUUUGGCAAAUAUGUAAAGGAGAUAAAACAUGUAACUUUAGAAAUUAUCUGAUACUUAUCAAUAAAGUGAAGGGAAGUCCGAGGCUCGGUGGAGCCUAUAAAUAAUUGUGUACUAUAUAUAUGAUUUUUGUAACAGCUAUGUUAUAUGCAACUUAUGUAAUCUAGACUGUAUAUAUGUAUAAUCAAUGAAAAUUAAUAAAAAUGUAUUUAAAAAAAAUAAAAAAAAAAUAAGACAGCUUCCAGGAACUUGAAACCAUUUCACCAAAAUCCUGCUCAAAAAGGAAAGUCUUAUAUUGUGGUUAGAGGCCAACAGAGUGGUCAGCAAGCCAGGCUUAUCUUAGGACUUUUAGAAGACUUAUAGAAGACAUCUGAAGGCAGCCCUGUUUAGGGAAGCAUUUAAUGUUUAAUAGAUUAUUGUAUUUUAAUAUUCUGUUGGAAGCCGCCCAGAGUGGCUGGGGAAACCCAGCUAGAUGGGCGGGGUAUAAAUAAAUUAUUAUUAUUAUUAUUAUUAUUAUUAUUAUUAUUAUUAUUAUUAUUUGUGCUAAAGCCUAGGCACAGCUUCUGAAAAGGUAUCUGUGGCAUUUUGGGGACACACAAGAGCCUCUCUGUCAAAGAUCAGAAUAAAGAGGCAUGAUUCACAGUCAUGUCUGUCUUCUAGCCUCUCUUAGUUAUGUUCUGCUGAGAGCUCAGCAGUGUGGAAGCAAAACCACAUGAAGCCACAAACUCUUCACAUAUUAUUUGCAUGGACAUGCAAAGCACAUAGAAUGCAUCUUCUGGGCAAUACCUCUGCCCCCAUCCCCAAUGAUGUGUGACUGCCUCCUCUGCUGUCCACAUAUUAGCAGGGAUGACAAAAGCUGGAAGGCCUACAGAUGUAGGCUUCCCCACAUCCUGGAACUCAGUCAUGCAGUCUGCUCAAAGGCUUUCCCUCCUUCUCAGAUGGUGGGGCGGGGAAGCGAGAGUGGAGAGCCAUGCAUGAGCAAUAAUCUUUACCAAAGGAUUCCCCUUCGCCUCUACCAGUGGGACUUGGGGUAGGCGCCCUCAAAAUUGUAGGCCUUUGCCUAUGAGCCCCCUCUGCCCCCCAAGUUCUGACCUGUGUAUGAGUGGUGGUAGGCCCAAGGGUGCAGCCUCACAGUCCCUUUCCACACCCUCUUGCCUUUUCACAUGAGUAAUGCAAAAAGGAAGCCACAGAGAUGCUACACAGGUAUUGGAGUGUGAGUUACGGUCAUCCUCUGUUUGUCAAAUGUAUUGCAAACAGGUUGAUUUUGAUGCAUAAAUCAUGUUAUUGUUUAAAUUAAUAGCAAAUUCUCAUUGAUUUCAUUUAGGUUGAAAUUUUACCCUAAGUCUCUGUAAGCCAAAUAGCCUUUUCACCAGUCCUGCUGAAAAGAAUAACAACAAAAGCUCUAGAUACUGCAGUCUUUUUGCAGAUUGCACCUUGAGUCAAAUAUUCAUACUCUGUUACAAGGUUUACAUGAGAAAUGAAAUCUUCCUUGACAUGGAUUUUGCUUUUCCCCUAAAGGUUAGCAUAUUCACAUGCACCUAAUAACUAAUAACUAUUAAUAGUUGAAAGUGCAGCUGUGUUUGAGAUCAUUGUAGAAGCUUGCCAGUAGGGAAAAGACUUGGAUAAGAAAUCCCAUUUGACAGGAGAAAGGGCAGAAAGAAUAUAGACAACUUUAGUAUGCCAGGAAAGUUGCGUGGGAUGCCUUCUUUUUACACACCCUUUGAAAAACUAUAUGGAGAUCUCAACCUACUACAGCAUAUAAUAAAGCAAUAUUUUUAUAUGCGGAGAAUAAUGAGAUAAUAAAAAGCUCUUUAUUACUGAAAUUUAUUAAAAUGCUGUUUAGGUGUUCCCCCUCAGUUUCCUAUAUCAUAUGACCUACUAAGAGAUGGUAUAAUAGACAAAUCAUCUCUCAGAUUCUCAAAGAAGUCAGUGAGAGGUUUGACUGUUCGCCCACAUGAAAUUGGCAUUGGUUGUACACCAAGACUGAUGACUAGGACUUUAUACUGGACCUCUUUCUGAGAAGUGUGAUACAAAACAAAGCAGUCCACCGUCGCCACCCUCCACUGACUAUCCUACUCCGUUGAAUUAUGACUUGUGGUUCCACCAGUACCAUUAGGCAGAGAGAUCGCUGGGGAGGGCAGCAAUGGGAUCAUCUAGAUAUUCCCAUUCUCUUGAGCUGCUGCCACAGCAUCAACACUAAUGGCUUGUUGCUGGCCCGUGCUAGCUGGCUCAGCAAGUUUUCUCCCAAUGCAUCGCAAUCAGCACUGUUGCAGAGGAGAAAUCUUGGCUGAGUGGGCAGGCAGAUGCAUCCAGCACAGGCCACCCACUCCAGCUGGCAUGCCGUGUCUUGCUUUGCUCAUAUGACACACAGCGUCAUCAUGUCUGCAUUGCAGCAUUUGUUGGAGGGAACAAGGGUCAGGAGGAGCGGGAAGUCACUGAUGGCAAGGUGCUGGAAAGCAGAGCUGUUUGUGCCAUGCAUUCUGCCCUGUGCUCCCUAGCUCAUAUGCUGCAUUUGAGUGUGGAUGAGGGUGCUAUCUGGUUACCCAAAGUGAAAGCAGAUUCAACUGCCAGUCUGAGCGGUUAUUGUAUGUGGGAUGGAGAAGGGAAACAACUUACUUUCCUUCUUCUCUGGCAGCAAAGUGUAUUGCAAGGGCUCUGAUUUUAUUUUUAUAUAUAGCUUCCCCGCAACUGGAUUGCCUUGUGCAAUUGCUUGUCGUACUGAACCAAACACCUGCGGGUGUUGGGGAAAUGGAUAUCAUACACUUCAGAUGAUUCUUCUACCUGGUGACUAUUAAAUUGUGCAGGUUCCUGUCGUUUUUACUGGUUUUGAAGAAUUAAUCUUGCUAAAACGCAGCUUUCAAUAUUAUUUUAUGGUGUGUUGAUAGAAUAUAUGUAUAACACAUGGAUAUUUUAUGUGUUUUGUGCUUUUAAAAAAGUAUUCCCUCGCUAUAUGAAAUUCAUGAGUUGUAAGAACAAAGCAUUACAGAAAUCAGCAAUGGUGGCUUAUAAAAUGCUAGCAGCCUCAUACUUGGCACUGCUUGGGAAUUCAAAGAAACCAAAAUAAAACAGAGAAAUCAGUGAAAUUUUGGAAGGUUCUGUCCACAUGGAUUCAAAAUGGCUUCCAAUCGCAGGUAAACAUAGACCAACACCUGCUCUUGGGAACAGGUGCAUGCAGUCAGAGAGCAGUAUGGAUCUGUUUGAAUGCCUUCUUGCAAACAGUCCUGGACUUCCCUUUACAGAGGUAAUGUGCCUCUCAUUUGGCUAAGCACAAUCUGAACGGGGAUAGACUUCACAUAUUAAGGCUUGUGUUUGUGUACAAAAUAACAAUGACAAGUGGGGUAAAAAAGCUUUAUUUUUCUGUCUGUUGUAUAGUAUACAAAAUAAAAAUAUUGCUACUUCAGAACAGUGGAGUUUGCUUGGGUUCAUGAAGCAAUGAGAUUGGGUUAGUAAAAAAUUGGGGCCUGGCAAACCAUAAAUAAAAACAAAUAUUUUAUUUUAAAUAGUGGUGAUGGGGGAGUUCCUUUGAAUAUAAGAGUAACCAGACUGGAUCAAUCCAAAGGUCAUCUAGUCCAUUAUCCUGCUUUGCACAAUGUCACCAGAUGCAUCAAGAAGCUUAUACACAGGGCAUGAGGCCAAGAACCCUGUUCUGUUGUUCUCUCUUCCUUCAGCAUAUUCAAAGGUAGACAUCAUCCAAACCUGGUGAGGAUACCUUGGAUCCCGAACGCCUUGUGAAUCGGACGUUUUAGCUCCCAAACACCGCAAACCUGGGAGUGUGUGUUCCGGUUUGUGAACGCUCUUUGGAACCUGAACAUCCGACACGGCUGUAUAUGGAAUAUACAAGUAUAUAGCCAGAACUGUAUAUAGAACCUCCAGGUUCAGAGACAGCCUCCCUCUAAAUAAUCUAAAUAACCUGAAGUUGUGGAGGCUAACAACAGGAAAGGGCUUUGGGUCUCAAACCCUGCUUUGUUUAAACACGUUUAAAAGGGUGUGCAAGCCAGUGGCCAGCACCACAUGAUGUGCUGUGUGAAGAAAUUAUUUCACUUUUGAACCUACUGCUCCCUUUCAAUAUCACUGGAAGAUCCAUAUUUCUGAUGUUAGAGAAAUGAUAAAAAUCUGUGGUAACAUGCAAACGCUUGCAACUUGUAAUUUCUUAUGUACUCAAUCUGUGUCGUGCCAUAUUCAGAAUUAAGUCGCACUAUGUUCAGUGUAAGAGCCGUAGGCUGCAUAAGAUAGCCCAAAUGUUUCUUGUUUAUGUUUCAGAAUUUUGAAACUCUUCAGGCUCAAAAGUAAUUUUUUUUGUAGCCCACAAAUCCUUAUGCCUUAAUAAAUGUUUUAGUCUGUUAAGAUACCUCAAGACUAAUUUUGUGGUACUGUAUUUCAUGUGCUCUUUUUGGGGAGAAGCUGCCUUAUUUUGGCGAUUGUACCAGCGGGCCCCACCACCUUAAUCUGGCCUUGCUUCUGAGGGCUGAGUCCUCCAUGGUCAACAAUUGUCAUGGAUUUCAGAGAAGGCUUCCAAUGCAUACUGCUGUUUGUGGUAUCAAACUUCUUUUGGGUAACUCGUGUAAGAAUGAAAUGUAUUGGAUUGGCUCUGCAGAGAAUAAGCUGAAGGUUACAAACAUGGCAGUUUAUAGAUUUAUCUUAUUUUCUAAACUAUAGACUCGGCAACCUACAACAACUUCAGCAUCUGUGAGACUGUUCAGAGGGGGCAGGAAGGGAACUGCUUGAACUCUUAGUAACACCAUAAGGCUAUGGAAACUUAAUUGAUUAGAGUAGCGAUAGGAACUAAAAAUCCAGAGCCUUGUUAACAAUUUUAGCUGUUGCAGUUCCCUGUGUUGCCCCAAAUGUAAGAUGCUUAUAGGUGUGACGUUAGAGAAGGCUUCUUAAGGCUUUUCAUUUUGUGAUUUCCUUGCAUUUUGGCAGAGAGGGAAUGAACCAGGAUGGAUUUCCAAUAAUAUUUUGUAAGCUUAUUCUUAAUUAUUUGGGUCUCUGAGUGUGACACGAACAACUCCUGCAGAAACUCUUUGAGAGUUGUUUUCAUGCUGAGUCCUUGCAUGUUACAUUAGUAUUUAAUGAUUUUGCACAAUGUAAACACAUUGCUGUUCAAAGCUAUUUUUAUAAUGAGGAACUUUUUAAAGCCAAAAAAUAGAAAAGGAAAAUUUAUAGUGAACUCUUACAGCAGCUGGUUGCUUGGGAUGUGGAAAAAGUAGACCCCAUAAAAAAGAGUAGCAGUACAUCUAUGGACCAAUCCAAACAUUAUGCCAAUUACAUGAAUGCAAUUAAUGUGCACAUUUUUAAUAUAGUAGCCUCUUUCUGCUUCUGCUGUGGUCUGACAAAAAUUGCUUCUCCAAAAAUGUUGUUUGCCUUUCAGGGGAUUUUUUCAGGGACAUAAAAAUCCCCCUCCUCUGCCCUAAUGGUCCUAAAACUACUCCAGCAUCACAAAGGCUGCUGUUUACUUAACCCAAAAAAACACAUUAACUGUACUUGCACAAUUAUAGUGUCAUGUUUGGUUCAAAGCUAUAUAGCCUGGCAAAUCGUAUUCGCGAUGGGACGACGAAGAGUGAAGCCAUGUGGCUGGUGCAGCAGCGAUUUAUGCUGCCGUCCACACCCCUUCGAAGGCACCUGGUUGGGUGCCUGCCCGUGGGCGUGGUGCACCAGCCAGGUGAGUAGGAGGCAGGGGGCCAACGCCCCUUGCUUGAGGCGGAGACCGGCUCCUGCCCACAACCACUCCCCUCUUUUGCAGGAGGAGAGUCUUUGUAACUCAUUGUUAAAGAAUACGAUUUCAAAAUUUGGCCAAGCAUGGAUAGGUAAAUGAUGCCAACCACUUCCCACCAGCACAAACCUCUUCCAGAGAUGAAGCAGAACUCUUGGCCAUGCAUGUAUCUCUGUGCCCAGCUCCUGUUCUAUCUGUACCAUUCUCUUUUACCCUUUUUGACCCUCGCUCCUCCAGCACUAGCUAUGGCUCUAUUUCCUUUCCACUUUGCUUUCAAAACUCCCAGUGAACUCUGUCAUAUGCAGCAUCUGCUGCUACUUCACUGUUUCCCCUAAGAUUCUGGCACCCUAAAGCAACUGCUUAGGUCGACUUUGUAACUAACUAGCUCCAAACUAUAUAUUUUAGAGUUGUGAACUGGACGGUAGUAGUAGUGGUAGUGGUAGUAGUAGUAGUAGUAGUUGUAGGAAUAAUUUAUUUCUACCCUGCCCAUCUGGUUAUUUUUACAGAUCAUAUUUUAAUUUGAGAUGUUGAAAAAGACAACACAAUGUACAUAAUAAUAAUUAUUAGCAUCUGUAGAGCACUUUUAACAUCAUUCUGUGGUUUUUAUAACAACCCUGUGAAGUGGAUGAGUAUUAUCCCCAUAUUGUUGAGACUGAAAGAGAGCAGUUUGCCAGAGACCCGCCUAAUGGGUUUCUACCUGGUGGUAGAGACAAGAACCGAACCACGAGCGUUCAGAUUUGCAGCUCUUUGUAGCUUGUAUAGGUAUUACCUCUGAACACCGUAUACCAGCAUGAACAGGAACCAUAGAGCUGUGUAUGCCAUUCCUGCUUGCUCUGAGCUUCCCACGUUGAGUGAGAAGCUUUGAAGGGGGUCUCUAUGUGUGUUUGACUAUCUUCAAACCUUCCCACUCAGUGCCUCAUACUUUGAUCAGGAUUCCCUGUUCAAGCAUAAUGCCUGACUAAGCAUGUCUUAGGCUGCAGUCCUAAAACACUUCCCAAGUAAGUGCAAGCCCUCUUGAACUCAUUGAGCCUUGCUUCUGAUUAAACGUGCACAACAUUGUAUAAUUAACUCACUGUGUUACACCAGUUCACUUGGAAUGUAUUAUUUUAGCACUAUUACAGGAAUAAAAUUUGAGAGCUAGUAGGAACAGAGUGCUUAUCUUCUGUUGUAUUUCUACAUUUAGAAGCAAUCAUUGGAAGAUAGGCAGACAUAAGUUCAGACUUGAAAAUGCUGCUUCAGAUCUUUGUAUUCUUGUAUGAUACAUACAUAAGCCUAAUUGGAAGACAAAAUAGGCACAUUUUGAUCAUUGCAAAACUAAUAUGGAUGUAAGUAGCUUAAUAUUCAGCUUUUUAAUAGAAUUGUCAGGUGAUGCAAUAUUUGGAUGUACUGUGAAUUCAGUAGUUCUAAUUCAACAUCACCUAGACUUUGAAAAUCCCAAGCUAAAAAUUGCUUGAGCUGAGAUAGGUCUACAAUUUUCAAGUGAUGCUAAUGGUGUUCUGUGUAAAGAUCACAACAUGUUGAAAUUGAAAUUCCAAAGACUUCCGUUGACAAACUUUCUUUUCCUUUCUAUCUCUUUUCUUAGGUUACAUAUUUGGGUAAAGUUUCCACAACAGGGAUGCAGUUUUUGUCAGGUUGCACGGAGAAACCAGUCAUUGAGUUGUGGAAGAAGCACACGCUUGCCAGAGAGGACAUCUUCUCAGCUAAUGCCCUUCUGGAAAUCCGCCCCUUCCAAGUUUGGCUUCAUCAUCUGGACCUCAAAGGAGAGGCCACUGUCCACAUGGAUACCUUUCAAGUUGCACGUAUUGCUUACUGCACUGCCGACCACAAUGUCAGCCCAAACAUUUUUGCUUGGGUUUAUCGGGAGAUCAACGAUGAUUUGUCCUACCAAAUGGACUGCCAUGCCGUAGAGUGUGAGAGCAAGUUAGAGGCCAAGAAGUUGGCUCAUGCCAUGAUGGAGGCCUUUAAGAAGACUUUCCAUAGCAUGAAGAGUGAUGGACGGAUCCACAGGAAUAGCUCAUCUGAAGAAAUGUCUCAAGAAUUGGAAUCUGACGACGGCUGACUUGAACUCAUUACUGGUUAAGCAAAAGCAGAAAAUGGCCCUGGGAAUAGAAGCAUAUAGAUGAAUAAGCAACAGUUCAAUGUGGGAGUGAUGGGGCGCCCAACAUGUGACUGAUCAGCUUUUCAAAAUAAAGAAGCAAUUCAGUAAAUUCCCUAAAAUAUAUGCAUCUUUAUAAUAACUGCACCACAUUGAAAUCUGCUGCUGCUGUUUAAAAAUGUGACGAAACAUUUUUACUUGUGUUUCCAUUUUACCUUCAGCCACAGCUUCCAGCCCCAUUUUGGCCCUCACAGUUCAGGCUCGUCUCAUAAAGAUAAUAAAUUAUUUCAGUUUUGCUUGUUGAAACAAGUGAACAAUUCUAAUGAUAGAAUCCUCUAGGAUUUGUUGCUAGAGUCUUAAUACAGUUGCAAAUGGGAUCCAUUUCUAGAGAAGAAAAUACAAUUUGGUGGCCUACUGCUAAUCCUGUUGACCGUCUCCAGAUUGAAGUAGCUACCUGCAGUCUUUUAGAUUAACAGCCUGAAAAUCUACAUAAACUCACAUUUCACAGUUUGAAUAUUCAGAGAUGCUUAUAUUUACACACUAUAAUCAUAUGCUAUAUUUUAUUUUAUUUUACCUUUUUAAUGUAUCUGCAGCCACUCAUUUUCCACUUUAGCCCUAUAGUUUUUAAAUACAAACUUCCAGGGAUACCAGAAGGCAGGUUGGGGAGCUGGGGGACCUGAUUGUGAACUGUUUUUGAAUGCCUGGGACGACCGAACCACUGCUGAAGAUUGUGAGAGACUGUAAUUUGGUAAUUAAUGAUAAACUUCGGUAAUUAAGCAGUAUAUAAAUAGCUUCAAAAUAAAGAUCCUGGAUAGUUAAUAGUUAAGCUGCCUCACAUGCUUUCCCUCAGUUCUGGCAUGGUAUGAGACCCUUAGUUCCACAGCAGUCUUGCCACCAGCUAUGUCCAUAUUGCCCCCACUUCCUUGGGUAUCAUUUCUUAGGUCCAGUUUGAUCACAGGGUGUCUUACAGUGGAAAGGGAUCAGGUUUGAAAGCAGAUUAUUUGUUGUGAUUCAAAACCUCAUACUAAUAUUUCCAGAACCCUUUUCUGGUCACAGAUGAAAGGGUUCAUAACUUGAGAAAGUUGUUUAUUUGUUUCUUUUAAAAAAAAAUAAUGUUUAAAGGCCAAGCGCUGAUUAAUAGGUUGCAGAUAACGCUGCUCCUUUAUACAUAUAGUCUUGUUCAUAAAUCGUGGUAAUGUUAGGGGCACGAGGGCACCUUACAGAAGCCUUAAAAGAAAGCUAAUCAAAGCAGAUAGCUCUAGCGGUCUGUUCCAUUGUGUGUGAAUAUGUAUACUUUGUAUGUUUGUGUGAGUGUGUGUGUGUGUGUCUGCGUGUGCGAUCAGUGUCACAGCAUGUAGAUUGAUCAUGGGAACAUACUGAGGAGGACUUGCACCUCUUGAAAAUAAUAUGCUUAUUGCUUUCCAAUGUAUGUAAACUAUUCUGCAAUGUAAAGGCAUUCAUACUUUAAUAAAAAAAAAGGUUUGAAUC